ACUUGAUUACAAAACCUCAUGUUGAUAGGUUAUCCAGCUUUUGUUUAAAGAUGAAUUCAUGGAUUGUGUUGUAUCUGUAACUGUAAUGGCAACGGCAGACAUUUUAGGACUUUAACAUACGCCCAGUCAAGGGAUAUGUUUUGUUUAGCAGCCCUAGUGUAACUGUAGGCCUAAUGGAUGACAUUUUUAGACUUAAACAUCAAGGGACGUCAAUGGAUAUGUCCUGGUCAGUUGGAGUUAUAAAGCAUCUAUUACACAUCAAAUCAAAUCAAAUGUAUUUAUAUAGCCCUUCGUACAUCAGCUGAUAUCUCAAAGUGCUGUACAGAAACCCAACCUAAAUCCCCAAACAGCAAGCAAUGCAGGUGUAGAAGCACUAAUACACAUGUAUUAGUUACCUUUGGUAACAUUUACCUUACCCUAAGUACAGUGUACUUACAGUGUAACAUUGAGUAAUUACAGUACUUGUUACACUGUACUUACAGGAAUACUUAUUGUUAAAUGUGUAAUUUUAUUGAACCUUUAUUUAACUAGGCAAGCCAGUUAAGAACAAAUUCUUAUUUACAAUGAUGGCCUACCCCAGUUGUUACUGUCUUGUCUGUGAGCUGUCACAGGGAGCUGUGGCCCUGGUGUUUGGCUUAACACCCAGACCCCAUGGAGCCUCUGAUAGCUCAAGUGACAGGACGCAGUAAGCCAGGUGCUGGAUAUGACACGUCAUUAGACUCUCACUGGCAAAAAAUAGGCUCUGGGUUCAUUUGAUGUAUGUAUUUUUUCUGCAGAUGUAAAAUAUGUCAAAUAAAAAAAUCAUCUUCAUUGGUUAGGUGAUGUGACACCAGUGACAUAAGCCUCUCAGAGGAUAAAAAUAGAGUUCAAAUGUAGAAUAUGAUUUGUUUGGAGAUUGUGCCAUAAAACUAUUGUAAAAGAUGUAAAAGAAAUGUAGAUUAUUUUUCAAUGGUUUGGUGAAGUGACACAAGCAGUGUGAGUUUCCCAGCCAGCAAUUGAGCCUGGUCCUAGAAUAAAAGGCCCAUUCAAUGGAGAAUCUCCAUUGGCAAUGCUUUUUAGUUCUGGAAUAGGUGUAGACAGUGUCUGGGAAACCUGCCCUCAGUGGCUAAAAUAAACUCAGAGUUUAAAUGUGUCUGUAUGCUUUGUUUAGGGAUUUUACCAUACAGCUACUGUAAAAGAUCAAAUCAAAGAUUUAUGGUGUAUGAGAGGUUUGGUGAUGUUCUGCUCUGUUGUGUCUCUUAGGGUGCCGUCCACAAUGUCUACACAGGCGCCAACAUUUACACAGCCGCUGCAAAGCGUUGUGGCACUAGAGGGUAGUGCUGCAACGUUUGAAGCACAAGUUAGUGGUUCUCCAGUUCCUGAGGUGAGCUGGUUCCGUGAUGGCCAGGUUCUUUCCGCUGCCGCUCUGCCCGGCGCACAGAUCUCGUUCAGCGAUGGCCGCGCUGUUCUGAUGAUCCCUGCUGUGACAGCCGCACACAGUGGAAGAUUUUCUGUCAGAGCCACCAAUGGUGCUGGACAAGCCACUAGCACCGCUGAACUUCUUGUUACAGUGGAGACUGCGCCGCCCAACUUUAUUCAGAGACUUCAGAGUUUGACCGUGAGACAAAGAAGCCAAGUGAGACUGGAUGUUCGUGUGACAGGAAUCCCUACACCUGUGGUAAAGUUCUACAGAGAGGGAGCCGAGAUACAGAGCUCCGCUGACUUUCAGAUUGUUCAAGAAGGAGACCUUUACAGUUUGUUGAUUGCCGAAGCCUUCCCAGAGGAUUCUGGAACUUACUCUGUAAAUGCUUCAAACAGCAGCGGACGGGCUACCUCCACUGCUGAACUGCUGGUUCAAGGUGAAGAAGCUGUGCCUGCCAAGAAGACUAAAACCGUAAUUUCAUCUUCCUCUCAGAGGUCCUCCUCUCAGAGUCGCCAGACCAGAGUUGAGACAAGGAGUAUGGAGGCUCAUUUUGAAUCCUCAUCCAUGCAAAUGCAUGUUGAAGGUGGUGGAGUGAGCCAUCUAGCACACAAGACCCCACCACGUGUGCCCCCAAAGCCAACCUCAACCUCCAAGUCCCCAACACCAUCAUCUCUUGCAGCCAGAGUUGCAGGGGGACGUCACCAGUCACCAUCACCUGUGAGGCAUGUCAAGGCGCCCACUCCGGCCCCUGUUAGGUCAGUAUCCCCCACUUCUAGACUGUCUGUGUCCCCAAUCAGACCAGUCAAAUCUCCACUGACCACACGCAAACAGGUAGCCCAUGGUCCUGAUGUCCUCCCACCAUGGAAGCAGGGAGACUUUGUUGAAGGGUCCAGCAGCUAUUCCAGCAGCAUGACUUCCAGUGCCACCCAUGCCCAGGCCUCCAUGUCUGCCACCCAUGUUCACAUGGAGCAGCGCUGGGAGGGCUCUUAUGGAUUGCAAACGGCUGGGUCCGCUGUAUCUGGUGUCGCUGUGAGAGAGGUUGAGGGUGGGAAAAAAGCAGAGGCAAAGGCUACAGUGGUUGCUGCUGUCGACCUAGCACGUGUUCGGAAGCCUUUGCAUGCUGAGGGGGGUCAUGCUGAAGAGGAAACCAUACAAUCUGAUUUAAAACAGCAGAUGAUGAUGGCUACCACUGAGCAACAAGUCACAGUGAAAACUGAGGCUGCAACUGUGCCAAUGGUGCAAAUACCAAUAAUACCACCAACAUCAAUUCAAACAACAUCUGAUGAGCAGAGUAUUCAUUUUACCCAGAUACAAAGAAGUAGAGAAACUACUACCGCCCACAUGGAAACUGCCCUCGCACCAUCCCCAAUUCCACAUUUCACAGUUUCAAAAGUUACUGUUCCUAAACCUGACCAUAGCUAUGAGGUUUCGAUAGCAGGUUCUGCUAUUGCCACACUGCAGAAAGAGUUAUCCUCUACCUCUGCACAUGCUGCUCAAAAGAUCAUCAAGCCAGUCAAGCCUCCAUCUCCUAGUCUCCACCGUAAGGUUGUGGACGUGAUGCCAGCGCCAACCAAGUCUCCGUUUAAGGAUCUCUCCGAGAGAUAUAAGACUCAUUUCGACACUCAGUUACAGACUCAGAUAGGCGCUACGUUUACAGGGGAAACGGAGCAAAUGUAUAAGGAUUUGGAAACAAAGAUCGUUGAGACUGCAGCAGUCCCAUCCCCUGCAGAAGAGCCAGUUGUGCCACCUACUCUUGUAGCUGGCUUAAAGAACCUGACUGUGACUGAGGGUGAGUCUGUGACUCUGGAAUGCCAGAUCUCUGGUCAACCUGCCCCUGGCAUCAUGUGGUUCAGGGAGGACUACAGAAUUGAAAGCUCCAUUGACUUCCAGAUCACUUAUGAGAGUAAAUGUGCCCGUCUGGUCAUCCGCGAGGCUUUCGCAGAAGACAGCGGCCGCUUCACUUGCACUGCUACUAGCAAUGCUGGAACUAUCAGCACAUCCUGUUACCUGCUUGUCAAAGUAACCGAGGAGAUUGAGACCCGGGAAGAGAUGACACAACAAGGCACCGUCACUGUAUUUGACCUUACUACUCAAGAGAAACUUUUUACAACUGAAGCAAAGGAGGAGACCAUGUCGGAGGUGAGCUCUGCCAUUGCCACCGCAGGUUCACCAGUGGAUACUGCAGAUGCUGUCGCUCCCUUCUUUGUCAAGAGGCCAACUGUACAGAAGUUGGUGGAGGGCGGACGUGUUGUCUUUGAGUGCCAGAUCGGAGGUAGCCCCAAGCCACACAUGUUCUGGAAGAAGAGUGGAGUGCCCCUUACUACAGGAUACAGAUAUAAAGUCCACUACGAUAAGGAGAGUGGAGUGUGUAAAUUGGAGAUCUCCAUGACGUUUGCUGAUGAUGCUGGAGAGUACUCCGUCUUUGCCAGGAACCCGCUUGGAGAAGCCUCUGCCUCAGCUGGACUGCUGGAGGAAGAGGAAUAUGAAGAAUACAUGAAGAAACAUGAAAUGACAUAUAAGAGUGAAGUAAUUACAACGGUGCAGAUGGAUGUACCCCCUGUUGUUGAACUCCAGAUUUCUUCCUUUGAGGAGAGGAUCAUCCACGAGAUUGAGAUCCGCAUCCUGCAGAUUACCUACCAACAGAUUGUGACUGAGGAUCGGGAAGAGAUGGUGACUUGUGCAGAUCGUGAGGCUUUACAGUCAGCCUUUGCAACUCCAGUUAAAAACUACAGGAUCAUAGAAGGAAUGGGGGUCACUUUCCACUGCAAAAUGGCAGGAACUCCACUGCCCAAGAUUGCGUGGUACAAAGAUGGAAAGCGUAUCCAUCAUGGUGGCCGUUACCAGAUGGAGAGUCUUCAUGAUGGUAGAGCCAGCCUGCGUCUUCCUGUGGUGCUGCCAGAGGAUGAGGGUGUUUACACAGCAUUAGCUAGCAACAUGAAGGGCAACUCUGUGAGCUCAGGGAAACUGUAUGUGGAGCCCACUGCCAUUGCAGGAGCUCAGCGUUACACGCCUGAACCUCAGGCAAUGCAGAGAAUUAGGUCCCAGUCCCCAAGAUCUCUGAGUCGCUCUCCCGGACGCUCUACUAGUCGCUCUCCUGCCCGCUCUCCUGGUCGCAGGCUUGAUGACACUGAUGAGAGUCAGCUGGAGAGACUGUACAAGCCUGUGUUUGUCUUGAAGCCACAGUCAUUCAAGUGCGCUGAAGGGCAAACUGCCAGAUUUGACCUGAAAGUAGUUGGUAGACCCAUGCCUGACACUUUCUGGUUCCACAAUGGGCAACAAGUUGUCAAUGAUUACACCCACAAGAUAGUGGUGAAGGAAGAUGGAACUCAGUCACUGAUUGUGGUUCCAGCCAUGCCCCAUGAUUCUGGAGAAUGGACGGUCGUUGCUCAAAACAGAGCUGGAAAAAGCUCUGUGUCCAUGACACUUACAGUUGAUGCCAAAGAAAAUUUGAUCAGACCCCAGUUUAUUGAGAAGCUGAGGAAUGUCAGUGUUAAGAAAGGCACUCUGGUUGAGUUGGCGGUCAAAGCCAUCGGAAAUCCCCUGCCUGACAUUGUAUGGCUGAAAAACAGCGACAUCAUCUCCCCUCAGAAGCACCCAAAUAUCAAGAUCGAGGGCAUCAAGGGAGAAGCCAAAUGCCACAUCCCACAGUCAGUGAGCUCUGAUAGUGCCUGGUACACAGCCACAGCCAUUAACAAAGCUGGAAGAGAUACCACUCGCUGCAGGGUCAACAUUGAGGUAGAUGCUGCUGAACCUGUGCCAGAGAGGAGACUCAUUAUCACCAAAGGAACCUACAAGGCCAAGGACAUAGCAGCUCCAGAGUUGGAACCCUUGCAUCUCCGUUAUGGUCAAGAGCAGUGGGAGGAGGAUGACCUAUAUGACAAGGACAAGCAGCAGAAACCACAGUUCAAGAAGAAACUGACUUCUGUCAGGUUGAAGCGUUUUGGCCCAGUCCAUUUUGAAUGCAGACUGACCCCAAUUGGUGAUCCCACUAUGGUGGUUGAGUGGUUGCAUGAUGGCAAACCCCUGGCAGCUGCUAACAGAUUGCGCAUGGUUAAUGAAUUUGGCUACUGUAGUCUUGACUUUGAAGUUGCCUAUGCCAGAGAUAGUGGUGUCAUCACCUGCAGAGCCACUAACAAGUUUGGAGUUGAUCAGACCUCAGCUACACUAAUUGUAAAGGAUGAGAAGAGCCUUGUUGAGGAGACACAGUUACCCGAGGGCAGGAGGGAAAUACACAGAAUUGAUGAGAUGGAGCGCAUGGCUCACGAGGGAGGGCCUUCUGGAGUCACUGGGGAUGAGUAUUCAGAGAAGUCAAAGCCUGAAAUUGUCCUUCUUCCUGAACCAGCAAGAGUGCUGGAAGGUGACAUUGCAAGAUUCCGUUGCAGAGUUAUUGGCUAUCCUACGCCUAAGGUUAACUGGUACCUCAACGGACAGCUCAUUCGCAAGAGCAAGAGAAUGAGGCUUCGCUAUGAUGGCAUUUACUAUCUUGAGAUUAUAGAUAUCAAGUCAUACGAUGCAGGAGAUGUGAAAGUGGUAGCAGAGAACCCAGAGGGCACAGCUGAGCAUCUGGUGAAGCUCGAGAUCACACAGAGAGAGGACUUCAGAUCCAUCCUCCGUCGCGUCCCUGAACCAAAGGCACAUGAAUCUACUGAACAUGGGAGAGUUAGCUUUGAAGUUGUGAAGGUUGACAGACCAGCUGAUGCCCAGCCAAAGGAAGUUGUCAAACUAAGGAAGACUGAAAGAGUCAUCCAUGAGAAGUCCACAGAGGAGACAGAUGAGUUGAAGAGCAAAUUUAAGCGCAGGACAGAGGAAGGUUAUUAUGAAGCCAUCACUGCUGUGGAGCUCAAGUCCAAAAGGAAGGAUGAGUCCUAUGAGGAUAUGCUUAGGAAGAGGAAGGAAGAACUGCUUCAUCACAUGAAAGAGUUGACUGAGGCUGAGAAGAAGAAAGAGAUGGAGGAGGGUCAACUCACCAUACCCACAAUCAAACCAGAGAGAAUACAGCUCUCUCCCAGCAUGGAAGCUCCAAAGAUCUUGGAACGCAUUGCUAGCCAGACCGUGUCUCAGACCGAGGAAGUUCGCUUCAGAGUCAGAGUUGUCGGCAAACCAGAACCUGAGUGCCAGUGGUUCAAGAAUGGAAUUCUGCUAGAGAAGACCGAUCGAAUUUACUGGUAUUGGCCUGAAGACCACGUGUGUGAAUUAGUGGUCAGAGAUGUCACAGCAGAAGACUCUGCUAGCAUCAUGGUCAAAGCCAUGAACAUUGCUGGAGAGACAUCAAGCCAUGCAUUCCUGCUGGUACAAGCCAUUACAGUUAAUAGCUUUACUCAACAACUAGAGGAUGUGGAAGCGAAAGAGAAGGACACCAUGGCGACCUUUGAGUGUGAAACAAAUGAGCCUUUCGUUAAAGUCAAAUGGAUGAAGAACAAUUCUGAGAUUUUCUCUGGAGACAAAUACAGGAUGCACUCAGACAGAAAAGUUCAUUUCCUUUCUGUACUGAUCAUCAACAUGAAGGACGAUGCAGACUACAGUUGUGUUGUUGUUGAAGAUGACCACAUCAGGACCACUGCCAGACUCAAUGUGGAAGGUGCUUCACUGUCAAUUGUGAAGAGGCUGGAGAACAUUGAAGUGCCUGAGACCUACUCUGGGGAGUUUGAGGUUGAAUUAUCUCGAGAGGAUGCUGAAGGUACAUGGUAUUUCAAUGACAAGGAAAUCACUCCCAGCAGCAAAUAUGUUACCUCCUCCCGCCGUGGACGCCAUACCUUGUCUGUCAAAGACAUCAAGAAAGAAGAUCAGGGAAAAUAUACAUUCAAAAUUGCUGAUAUGCAGACCAGUGCCUCCCUGAAGAUGAAACUGCGCCCUGUGACACUGAUGCAACCCCUCACUGACCUGACAAUCUGCGAGGGUGACAUCGCUCAAUUAGAAGUGCGAUUCUCUCAGGAAAACGUUGAGGGAACAUGGAUGAAGAAUGGCCAAGCAAUCUCCGCCACAGAUCGCAUCCACAUCGUUAUCGACAGACAGGUCCACAAGCUGCUUGUUGAAAACGUGAGCAGAGACGAUGCUGCAACAUACUCCUUCGUUGUCCCAGCUCAGGAUAUCUCCACCUCUGGGAAGUUGAACAUUCAAACGAUUGAUAUUUUGAGCCCACUCACUGAUAUUACCGCAGUUGAGGGCACCAAGGCUGUUAUGGAGGCUAAAAUCUCUGCUGCUGAUGUUACCUCUGUGAAAUGGUACCACAAUGACAAACUUGUGAUGCCCAGUGAGAGAAUCCAGAUGCUUGCGAAGGGAUCCAAACAGCGCCUGGUAUUCCACAGGACCUUUGCCUCUGAUGAAGGAACCUACAAGCUAUGUGUUGGCAAAGCUGACUCUAGCUGUAAACUGACUAUUGAAAAAAUUCACAUCACCAAGCAUAUGGAGGAUCAAGUUUGCACAGAGACCCAGAAUAUAACAUUUAAAGUUGAGGUUUCCCACCCUGGCAUUGCCGCUGUGUGGACCUUCAAGAAACAACCACUCAAAGCUAGUCCAAAGCAUAAGAUUGAGGCCAAGGGCAAAAAUUACAGCCUGAGUGUCAUAAAUACCAUGAAGGAUGAAGAGGGAGAAUACGCAUUCGCUGCUGGUGAACAGACAUCCAGCGCAAAGCUUACUGUGUCAGGUGGUGCCAUAAACAGACCACUCCAGGACGUGACUGUGGCUGAGUCUCAGACAGCUGAGCUGGAGUGUGAGGUGGCCAACCCAACUGCUGAGGGCAAGUGGCUCAAGGAUGGACAACCCGUGAACUUCAGUGACAAUGUCAACCAUAUGAACAAUGGAGCUGUCAGACGUCUGGUUAUUACCAUAACCAGACCCAAUGACAUCGGUGAAUACACUUACCAGGUCGCAAACUCCAAGACAACAGCCAACCUGAGAGUUGAGGCUGUGAAAGUCAAGAAGACACUGAAGAACCAAACUGUCACUGAGACACAGGAGGCAGAGUUCAGUCUGGAGCUCACCCACAAGAAUGUGAAGGGCUCACAAUGGAUUAAGAAUGGCGUAGAGAUCAACCCAAGUGAGAAAUAUCAAAUCACAACUGAUGGCCUGGUCCACACCUUGAAGAUCAAGAACUGUGACACACGCGAUGAAUCAGUUUAUGGAUUCAAACUUGGGAAACUAUCUGCUAAUGCUAGAUUGAACGUUGAGACCAUCAAGAUUGUGAAGAAGCCUAAAGAUGUGACAUCACUAUUGGAUGCCACUGCCUCUUUUGAGCUGAGUCUGUCCCAUGAUGACAUCCCUAUCAAAUGGAUGUUCAAUAACAAGGAGCUUAAACCAAGUGAAAACAUCAAAAUACUGUCUGAGAGAAAAGCUCACAAGCUGACCAUCCAGAAUGUGAAGACUGACGACCAUGGAGAGUACACAGCUGUAGUGGGAAACCUGCAAUGCAGCGCAUCUUUAUAUGUUGAAGCUCUGCGUGUCACAAAACCCAUCAAGAACAUUGAAGUCCCAGAGACCCAUGUGGCCACUUUUGAAUGUGAAGUUUCACACUUCAAUGUCCCGUCCACUUGGCUGAAAAAUGGAGUGGAGAUAGAAAUGAGUGAAAAGUUCAGGAUUGUGGUGCAGGGCAAGCUUCACCAGCUCAAGAUCAUGAACACUAGCAGAGAAGAUUCUGCAGAAUACACGUUUGUCUGUGGAAAUGACAGAGUCUCCGCCACUUUGACCGUCAAUGCCAUUUUGAUCACCAACAUGCUGAAAGACCUCAAUGCACAGGAGAAAGACACCAUCACAUUUGAAGUGAAUGUCAACUAUGAGGGCAUCACCUACAAGUGGCUCAAGAAUGGUGUUGAGAUUCCCUCCACAGACAGAUGCCAGAGCCGCACCAAACAGCUAACUCACUCGCUCACCAUACGAAAUGUUCAUUUUGGUGAUAGUGCGGAGUACAAGUUCGUGGCUGGUUCUGCUGCGUCAGCAGCAAAGCUUUAUGUUGAUGCUCGCGUUAUUGAAUUCACCAAGCAUAUCAAAGAUAUCAAGAUUACAGAGAAGAAGAGGGCCACUUUUGAAUGUGAGAUCUCUGAGCCUAAUGUUCAGGUGAUGUGGAUGAAAGAUGGACAAGAGCUGGACAUUUCUGAAAGAUACACCGUAUCCACCGAGAAAUUCCUGCACCGUCUAAUGAUCCAGUCAGUCCGCAUGUCUGAUGCCGGAGAAUAUUCUGUCGUUGCUGGUGCAAGCGUGUCAAAGGCUUAUCUCACCGUGGAGGGCAAAGAUGUCCGCAUUACAGAGCCUGCUGAGAAGAAAAUGACGGUUGUUGAGAAACAAAGAACGACGUUUGAGUUUGAAGUCAAUGAGGACGACAUUGAAGGUCGCUGGCUGAGGAACGGCGUUGAGCUCCAGUUUUCCGUUGAGCAGAGGUUUAGUUAUGUUUGCAUUAGAAAGCUCCAUCGUCUGACCAUCACUGAGACCUACAGAAGUGAUGCAGGAGAAUACACCUUCAUCGCUGGCAGGAACAGGACCGUUGUGACACUUCAUGUCAACAUCCCUGAGCCACCUCAGAUCAUUAACCACAUGCAGCCCCUGUCUGUGGAGGCCGGCAAACCUGCUCGCUUCUCUGUGGAAGUGACUGGCGUCCCCCAGCCCCAGGUGUUCUGGUACAAGAACUCCCAGGCUCUCUCCCCAGGCUUCAAGUGCAAGUUUCUGCGUGAUGGGAAUGAGCACUGUCUGCUACUCAUUGAAGUGUUCCCAGAGGAUGCAGCGGUCUACAACUGUGAGGCCAAGAAUGAAGGUGGUGUUGCCACCAGUUCAGCUGCACUGAAUGUCGAAGUUUCAGAAGUUGUUUCUCCUGACACUGGAGCUCCUCUGUCCCCACCUACCAUCAUCUCACCAAUCAGCAACACCUCAACCACUGAGGGAGAGUCAGCCAGAUUCCAGUGCAAAGUUACUGGAGAAGCUCUGAAGAUGUCCUGGUACCGUGGUGAGAAGGAAAUUAAGCAGUCAGACUUCUUCAGGAUUUCUACAUUUGAUGACACCUGCCAGCUGGAGAUCAGCAGAGUGUUCUCUGAGGAUGAGGGGGAAUACACCUGUGUUGCCAGAAACGCAGGAGGAAUGGUCACAUGCUCUGCACAUUUGAAACUUGAUGGUGAGCUUGCAUACCUUUCUGAAGAGAUUGAAGCAACCAUUGAGCAAGAAGCCAAAGAAUAUUCUAGGUCGACUGUGACGACAGUGGAAGAAGAACAAGAAUCCUACACCACUGGCCUUCAGUUACCUCAAACAUCCAAAACACUUGAACUCCAGCCAGAGUCUAAAUACUAUUCUAGUACUUUAGAGGAUAAAAAAGAAAAACCUAUAUUUUUGACCCAACUCUCACCAGCAGCUGUCAAUGUUGGGGAGUCAGCAAGAUUUACUAUCACAGUAUCUGGCCUUCCAAAGCCUACUGUUCAGUGGUUUCACAAUGGGAAAGUCAUUACUUCUUCAUCAAUUUACAAAUUGAUUCAAGAAAAAGAUGAGUAUACCUUAAUAAUAUCUGAGGUAAAAACAGAGUAUAAAGGCGAGUACACUUGUACAGCUAGCAAUAGAUUUGGCCAGACAACCUGUACUACUUACCUGGAGGUAAGUAAGAGAGCUUCAACUACAGCUGAGCAAUGGGUGGAAAAAAUGUUCAAAGCCACUGUCCAACCUCCAAAUUUCACUAGCCAAAUCAAACCUAUAAAAUGCCAAGAGGGAGGUGAGGCUUACUUUAAAUAUAAAGUAACUGGUGAUCCAAUACCAGAUGUACAGUGGUAUAAAAGUUCUCGUCAAAUUCAGCCUGGUAAGUACUGCAUUAUAGUGAACAACCCAGAUGGCUCUGGCUUCAUCAACAUGAAGGGCAUUCAACAGCAGGACAGUGGUCUCUAUACAUGUAAGGCUUCCAACCCAUCUGGGGAGGCCUCUUGUAGUGCUGACCUAAUUGUUUUCAAAGAGCCGAUCUCUGUAUCUCAGCGUAAGGAACCCACGGUUGUUCAAAAAGGUUAUAAAGUAUCCAUGACUGCUGAACAAGCUACAGAGACCCGCUUGUACGAGGUCAACCUUCCCGGAGAGACCAGGGCCAGAGAUCAAGCAGGACAUCAGAUGGUGUACACCAUUGGCACCGAGGACAGCCAGGUUGUUUCCAGUGAGCAAGUGCAAACCCUUAGAGAGUUGGAUAUGUCAGCAGCUACUGUCCAAAGAGAAAGGGUCACCCAUCAGGCUGCAGUUCUGCAGUCACAUGAGGUACACGAGAGAGUGUCUGUGGGUGUCACUCGUCCACCUGAAGUUUCAGUAGUUUCUACGAAACAACACCGUACGGCUCCCUUUCAUACAUCUGCUGUUCAGGAUAGCCCACAGCUCACAGAGCAGCACUGUGACCGUAUCCAAAGCCCAGUAGUCAUAGAGCUGCAGUCUUCAAAAGAGAAGCGCUCACAAUUAAUGUCUGCAACUUCCGAGGAGAUAACCACCUUGGCGAGUGUAAGCACAGAGAUGUCAGAGCCUAAAGUACCUACUGAGCCCAUACAAAUAGAGGAGAAGGCGAUCGCAACUGAGAGUAGUGUACUUCUAGAAGCAACAGAGCAAGAUUUUGCCAUCCAGAUACAGGAAGGACAGUCUGUUAGACAGUCAAUAAUGAUGGAUGAAAAGCGUAUAUUGAUUGGGGAAAUGUCUCAGCAAAUAACCAAAUCAGAGUCAACAAAAGUUAGCCUUAAAACUCAGCACAAAAUGGCUGUUUUCGUUUCAGAGUCUGGAGAAAGUCGAACUCUUCCAAAGGAGCUCACAUUUGUUAUUCAGAUUCCAAAACCAACAAGUUUGGACAUCAGACGUCAGUUGAAAGAUGCACUUCAGUCUGCUGUGGCUCUUGAUCAGCCACUUAUACUAGCAGAUGUUGUUGGAAGUUUAGAGGCUACUGAGGUACAGGAAGUGAAGGUACUCAAGGAACCUAGGCGUGCGAUGUUCACUUAUCUUAUCACAACACCAGGUGCCCCUAUGGAAAUAACACUUGCUUUUGAAGGUCAGUACCCCAAGACUGCAGAUCUAAGGACUGAACUCCAGGCAGCUUUCUACUCAAUUAUCUAUCACGAGCAGCAUGUUCUUACAUCUGAGCAACCUGGCACACUGCAAAUCGACAAGCCCCAAAGACUAAAGGUUAGCAGUGCAUCCUCCAAAGAAAUAUUGUCAUCUGUAGUUGAGACAGUAAAAGUAGCAGAAAGUGUAGUUGAUUUCACAACACCUAAAUCUCAGGCUGCUAAACGAAAGACGGAAUCUCGGGCUACACAUGAAACAGCAACAGCUGAGGAACUGCCACCUGUUUUCAGGUACAAAAUUGUUCCCCUGGAGAUCAAUGUUGGCAGUGGAGCCAAGUUUGAAUGUGAAAUUGAAGAGGCACCAAAUGUGAACUUCAAAUGGUUCAAGUCUGGCACUUCGAUCAAAGAGAGUGCAAAUUGUCACAUUCUCAGUCGGCAACUGACAUCUUCAUUGGAGCUUCUGAGCCCAACCAAGGCCGACAGUGGUGAAUACACCUGCAAGGCUACAAACCAACAUGGCAGUGACACCUGUGCCGCCAAACUGACAGUGACUGAGAUGUACCCGCCAGUAUUUAGUACAAAGCCUGAUCACAUGACUUUAUACGUGGGCAAACAAGCAACAUUCCAGUGUGUAGUUACUGGCUCUUCACCGAUGACUAUUGUCUGGCACAAAGACAACAUUGCUAUCUCUCCGGGGGGAAACUAUCAAAUAUCAUCUGACAAGACCAAAUAUUCCCUACAAAUCAAAAAUCUUCAGCUGAACGAUCAGGGCACAUACCUUUGCAAAGCAUCAAACAGUGUUGGUACUGCUACAUGCAGUUCAGAGUUGAGGGUUAUCAAUAAACCCAGUUUCAUAAAGACCUUUGAGGUCUUGGUGUCUUCAGCCGUUGGUAACACACUGCGGCUCGAAGGUCAAGUGGAUGAGGACACUGGAGUGUCCAUCACCUGGAUGAAAGAUGGCAAAAAGCUUCAUCAAACAAUGGAUUGUAAACAAUCUUUUGAAGACAAGGUUGUCGUUCUUGAAAUUACAAAGGCAAAACUGAAAGAUUCAGGGAAAUAUGUAUGUACAGCUUCAAAUGAUGCUGGGAGUGCAACUUGUCCUACCACGUUGACGGUACAAGAGCCCCCUACCUUUGUUAAGAAAAUGGAACCAAAACUAAUGUGGAAGCAGGGCAUAGCUGCUCGGAUGCAGUGCACAGUCAAAGGAUCAGCUGAACUCAAAGCUUCCUGGUUUUUGAUUGACAAGGAGCUCAGUGAUGGAGAUAAAUAUAAAAUCACUUUCAAGGCUGGUCUUGCAACUUUGGAAAUAAUCGAUGUAAACGUGUUAGACAGCGGAAACUACACUUGUGAGGUGUCAAACGAAGCUGGUAGUGAGAGCUGCAGCACUGAGUUAUCUGUAAAAGAGCCCCCUUCCCUUCGAAAAGAAUUGCAAAUGGUUGAGGCAGUGAAGGGAACCCCUGCCGUACUCGAAUGUGAAAUUAAAGGAACAGCUCCAUUUGAAAUCACCUGGUUGAAGAAUAAGAAGCCAGUCGUCGCCACAGAUAAAAAGUACAAGAUCGUCUCUCAGGAGUCCAUUGCUCGUUUGGAGUUCUGCUCAUUUGAAAGUGCAGACAUUGGGGAUUAUCAGUGCUGCAUAGCUAAUGAUGUUGGUAAAAUCACCACUAAGGCACUGGCCAAACUAAAAGAACCACCAACAUUUGCAAAGAAGAUUGAAACCAUUACAGCAACAUUGGGAGAUUCUGUGAAACUGCAGGGCACAUUGAAAGGCUCACCCCCCAUUUCCGUCAAAUGGAUAAAGGACACUGAAAUGUUGAGAGAUGAUGAUCCAAAUAUCAAAAUGACAUUUGAGAACAACAUUGCUAUUUUGUCAAUAACAACUGUUGCCAUUAACCAUGGUGGCAAGUACACUUGCCAAGCAGAGAAUGAGGCUGGACAAAACAAAUGUGAAGCCACUCUAACAGUUCAAGAACCUGCUAGAAUCUUAGAGAAAGCAGAAUCCAUCAAUGUGACUUCAGGGGAAUCUGCAACCUUGGAAUGCAAAAUCGCUGGAAGCCCAGAACUUAAAGUGAAAUGGUUCCAGGAUGGAAAGGAGAUGAAAGGGAGUCGAAAAUAUAAAAUAACUCUGAAAGAUAAUAUUGCUGUCUUAAAGAUUCUUGCGUCUGAAAAAGUAGACUCUUCCGAAUACACAAUGGAAGUGUCCAACCGUGUUGGAAAGGACCGGUGCUCAUGCUCUAUUACUGUGCUGGGCAAAACAGAUCGUAUCAUACCACCCUCUUUUACAAGGUCUCUGAAAAGACUUGAUGGAAUUAUGGGUAACGAUAUUUCAAUGGAUUGCAAAGUAUCUGGAUCCCAGCCUAUGACUCUGUCUUGGUUCAAAGACGAUAAAGAAAUUAAGUUCGGAGAUAGAUAUUUACCUGAAAUCAAAGACAACUCAGCUGCACUGAAAAUUACUAAAUUGGAAAAGGUUGAUGCUGGAGUGUACACAUGCCGGGCAACAAAUUCGGCUGGAUCUGAAGAAAGCAGUGGAACCUUAUAUGUCAAAGAACCUCCAGUCUUCACAUUGAAACCUGACAACCAAGAUGUCGUACCAGGAUCUACCGUUGUCUUGAAGUGUGCUUUCACUGGAACAGCUCCUCUUAUGAUCAAGUGGUUCAGAGACGACAAGGAGAUAUCAAGUGGAGGCACAUUUUUUAUCAAGAAGGAGACCUCCUUAAGUUUUUUGGAACUUCACUCAGUAAAACCCAGUGACUCAGCUAACUACACAUGCCAAGUGGCCAAUGACGCUGGAAAGAUGGCAUGCACUGCUGUCUUGUUUGUGAAAGAACCUCCAAUGUUUGUGGUGAAGCUUGAGUCUACGAAACUAGCAGUGGAAGGAAGUGCUGUAAAGCUGGAGUGUAAAGCAACUGGCACCCCUGAGAUCAGUUUUCAGUGGUUCAAGAAUGAGAUUGAGAUAACACAAAAGGAGAAAUACAAAAUGGCUGUCACCAAUUCAGUUGCAACAUUGGAGUUUGUCAACUGCUCUGUUGAUGAUAGUGGAAAUUAUGUUUGUGUGGCAUCAAGUGAUGCUGGUAGUGACCACAGCGGCAGCACAGUUACAGUUAAAGAACCUCCAAUAUUUACAAGGACCUUUGAAUCCAAAGAAGUUAUCAAAGGAUCUGAUAUUAUGCUGGAAGGAAAGCUUGCAGGCUCUGCUCCAUUCAACGUAUCAUUUUACAAAAACACAAAGGCAAUCAGAAAUGAUAAAAGACAUAAGAUAGUCGUAAAGGAUGACAUAGUUACCCUCCAGAUCCUGGCAAUUGACGCCGGAGAUGCUGGAAAAUAUCAGUGUACAGUAGAAAAUGAAGUUGGGAAGUCAUCUUGUGAUUGUGAGAUGACACUGAAAGAACCGCCAUCGUUUGUGAAAAAGAUAGAGAAUGUGAAUUCCCUAGUUGGCAGUGAGAUUUCUAUGCAGUGUACUCUGAAAGGAUCACUACCUAUGACUGUGUCAUGGUUGAAGGAUGACCAUGAGGUCAAAGAUGGUGAGCACGCACAGAUGUCCGUUGAAGACAGGACAGCACUGCUGCGUAUUUCAAAUAUUCAAACCAAACAUGCUGGGAAAUAUACUUGUCAGGCCAAAAAUGAAGCUGGCAAUCAGAAAUGCUCUGCGUUAUUGGUAGUCAAAGAACCAGCAAAUAUCACUGAACAGGCUAAAUCUGUCAGUGUUACAAUGGGGGAUCCCGCUACACUUCAGUGCCGGUUCGCAGGAACCAGGGUGCUCAAAGUUAAAUGGCUGAAGGAUGGAAGAGAGCUGACAUCAGGUCAUAGAUACAAAGUACAAAGCACAGAUAAGAGCUCUGUACUAAACAUUCUCCGUACAGAAAAAAGCGACAGUGGAGACUACAACUUUGAGGUUUCCAAUGACGUUGGAAGCAGUACCUGUGAAGCUACAGUUUCUGUUCUAGAUCAAAUCAUAAAACCAUCUUUCACAAGGAAACUGAAGAAAACAGAGAGUAUCAAAGGAUCAUUUGCCCACUUGGAGUGCCUUUUGUCUGGCUCUCUGCCCAUAUCUGUACUCUGGUACAAAGAUGAGAAAGAGAUCAAGACGGAUGAUAAGCACAAAAGCACAUUCUUUGAAAACACAGCUUUUCUGGAAAUAAGUCGUCUUGACAGUGCAGACAGUGGUAGUUAUACCUGCAUUGCUACUAAUAAGGCCGGCAAGGACCAGUGUUCUGGGGCCUUAAUUGUAAAAGAACCACCAUCAGUUUUAGAAAGGCCUGAAUCAAUGGAUGUUUUGCCUGGAUCAAAGGUUCAAUUUAAUGUCCUUUUGUCUGGCACGCCACCCUUGACCAUUAAAUGGUUUAAAGACAAGAAGGAGAUCUUAUCUGGCUCUGAUUGCUCUGUGACUAAAGACAACACCUCUACAUCGCUGGAGCUGUUCUUUGCCAAGGCAUCAGACUCUGGAGACUAUAUCUGCGAAAUUAAUAAUGACGUGGGCUCUGAUGCUUGCCAAGCAAUGCUCUUUGUCAAAGAGCCUCCAAAGUUCACACGAAAACCUGACGGUGUGUCAGUGGUGAAACCUGGGCAAAGUAAAACAUUUGAAUGCCAGGUGACUGGAACUCCAGAGAUUGAUAUAUACUGGUUCAGAGAUGGGAAUGAGAUAAGUCCUAGUGACAAAUACAAGAUGUUCUUUGAUAACAACAUAGUAACCCUAGAUAUUUGUGGUGCUGAUACUAAGGACAGUGGAAUAUACUAUUGUGAGGCCCGUAAUGAAGCCGGCAGUGAAAGCUGCAAUAUGGAAUUGAAAGUGAAAGAGCCACCAUCCUUUGUUAAACAGUUAUCAACUGUGGAUAUUGUGAAGGGCUCAAAUGCCUCUUUAGAGUGCCAAGUCAUUGGCACAGGUCUGUUUGAGGUCAUGUGGCAUAAGGAUUUAAAGGAAAUUAAAUCCAGCACAAAGCACAGUUUCUCACAAGUACAGGACAUUCUGAAUCUUGAGAUACAGAAAUGUGAUGGUGUAGAUGUUGGUGAAUACCAGUGUACCGUCUCAAAUGAGGUUGGAAGUUGUUCUUGUAGAACUACGCUUCGUAUAAAAGAUCGACCAUCAUUUGUGAAGAAAAUUGAAAAUGUAGCCACUGUUUUGGGCAAAUCGGCUGAAUUUCAGUGUGUUGUCACUGGGUCACCAUCUCUGUCUGUGCAAUGGCAAAGAGAUGAGAACUGGAUCUUGGAAGAUCCUAAAAUUGAACGGACAUUUGAGAAUAAUGUGGCAACUCUAAGGAUUCCGGUCUGUGAGGCCCAUCACAGUGGGAAAUAUACCUGCCAAGUGGCAAAUGAUGCUGGACAGGACAAGUGCUUUGCAACCCUCAUGGUGCAAGAACCACCUCAGAUUACAGAGAAACCAGAAGUGAUGAAAGUAACUAUUGGGGAUCCAGUCAGUUUAGAGUGCAAAGUGGCAGGCAGUCCGGAGCUCAAAGUGAAGUGGACCAAAGAUGGCAAAGAGCUCAAGUCAAGUCCACAGCACAAACUUAGCUUCGAGAACAACCUUAGUAGCCUUAAAAUUCAGACGACACAAAAGGAGGAUGCAGGCAACUAUCAAUUUGAGGUCUCAAACCACAUUGAUACCUGCAGUUGCAAAGUCAAGUUGAUUGUACUAGAACAAACUAUUCCCCCAAGCUUCACCAAACCAAUGAGUGAAAUACAGGAAAUAUUGGGAACAUUUGUUCAAAUUGGCUGCAAAAUAUCUGGAUCCCUUCCCAUUACUGUGGAAUGGCAGAAAGAUGGAAACAACAUUUCCGUUGGUGGAAAAUAUAAACUUGUUCGUCAAGACAAUUCUGUGUCUUUAGAAAUCGAACAAUUAGAGAGAGUUGAUGCCGGCACUUACUCUUGCAAACUAACAAAUACAGCAGGAAGCGUUGAAUGUAGUGGGGCACUAAGGGUGAAAGAGCCGCCAAGCUUUGUGCUGUUGCCUGAGCCCCAGGCAGCCCUUCCUAACUCCAACGUGCGAUUUAAGAGCACGUUUAAAGGAACACCUCCUUUCGCAGUGAAAUGGUUCAAGGAUGACACUGAAUUGAUCACUGGACCAUCAUGUUUUACCGGACUGGAAGGAUUAUCUUGCUUCUUAGAUCUUUACUCAGUUGGAGUUUUGCAGAGUGGAGUUUACUCUUGUCAAGUUAGCAAUGAUGCCGGCACUGAAAGAUGUAGUGCCAAUUUAACAGUAAAAGAACCUCCUGAAUUUGUGCUGAAAUUGCCAGUCACAAAAUUUGUGAAGAAGUGCGAGCCACUCCGUCUUGAAUGCAAAGUUACGGGUGCGCCCUCUCUGCGAAUGCAAUGGUUCAAAAAUGACACUAAGAUCACAGAAGGUGACAACUAUAGAACUUCAUUUGUUGACUCUAUGGCAGUCCUUGAGCUGCACACCACAAGAUUUGAAGACAAUGGAGUCUACACUUGUGAAGCAACCAACGAAGCUGGAAGCAUAAGCUGCAGCACAACCCUUACAGUCAAAGACCCACCAUCUUUCCUCAAAAUACCUCAUCCAAUUGAAGGAAUGAAAGGAAAGGAUGCUAGCCUACACUGUGAGAUAAUUGGCACAGCACCCUUUGAGAUUACCUGGUCCAAAGAUAAAACACCACUAAAAGAAAGUAGGAAAUAUAAGAUGGUGAAUGAGGGAACCUCUGCCACUCUUCAUAUAAUUGGAUUGGAUGCCUCAGAUGUUGGAGAGUAUGAGUGCAAGGCAUCAAACAGUGUAGGAUAUGAAACAUGCCGUACUACAAUUCAACUCAGAGAACCACCAACGUUUGUGAAGAAAUUGUCGAAUAUGACAUGCAUAUUGGGUGAAGAAGUCACCCUGACGGCCAAUGUCAAAGGCUCUCAGCCAAUGACCGCGUCUUGGGUACAGGAUAAGGAUCACAUUCUCAGAGAUGGUGACAACCGGAAAAUUACCUUUGACAACAACCAGGUCACUCUUAAAGUCUUUAAAGCAGAUUUACUGGCAAUGGGCAAAUACACCUGCCAACUCAGAAAUGAUGCCGGAGUUGUGGAAUGUUUUGCUAACUUGACUGUAUUAGAACCAGCUAAAGUUGUAGAGAGACCAGAGUCUUUCAGUGUGACUGCAGGUGAUAUUGCAGCUCUAGAAGUCAAAGUGUCGGGGACACCAGAGCUGAAACCAAAAUGGUUUAAGGAUGGAGUCGAACUCACCUCUGGACAGAAGUACAAAAUCUCAUUCUCAAAGAUGAUCUCCAGCUUAAAAGUUUUGUCUGCAGAAAAAGUUGACACAGGAGAAUAUACAUUUGAGGUCAAAAAUGAGGUUGGCAGUGAUCUCACCAAAUUAAACCUCACUGUACUAGAUAAAACUAUACCUCCAACAUUUACAAGGAAAUUGAAGGAUUAUCAACCUAUUGUUGGAAAAGCUGGUGAAAUGGACUGCAAAGUCUCUGGUUCCGCACCUUUCACCAUUACCUGGUACCAUGAUGGAGAGGAGAUCAAAACUGGACCAAACUAUGAGAUUACAUUCAGUGACAACACCUGCAUGCUCAAAGUGCCCACUCUUAAGUUGUCUGACUCUGGAGUGUAUAAAUGCAAAGCUGUAAACAAGGCAGGAACCAAUGAGACCAGUGCCUCUUUCAUUGUGAAAGAACCUCCUUCUUUCGUGAUGCCACCUCAGCCAUUGGAAGCAAUGCCUGGCACAAAUGUUUUGUUCUCAGCAAUUGUCAAAGGAAGUGCCCCACUGAAACUGAAGUGGUUCAGAGGCACCAAGGAAAUUUUGUCUGGAAAAGGCUAUGAAAUUGCUCUCCGGGACAGUACAGCUACAAUGGAGCUAUUCAAAAUUGACAAAUCCCACGCUGGAGAGUAUACAUGCCAGAUUAUUAAUGAUGCUGGAAAGGAAAGUUGCCCGGUUAACCUGUGUGUGAAAGAACCUGCGUGCUUUGUUAAGAAGCUGAAGGACCAUUCUGUUGAAAAGGGUAAAUCAUUGGUACUUGAGUGCACAUACUCUGGAACCCCAAAGAUAUUUGUCACCUGGUAUAAGGACGGAAAACAGCUAUAUUCUUCUUAUAAGCACAAUGUCACUACCACUGAGACCUCCUGCAUCCUGGAGUGUUUAAACACUGAUGAUAAGGAAGCAAGUGGGGAAUACGCUUGUGAAGUUUCCAAUGAUGCUGGAAAGGAUACCUGCAAAGCACAAGUGUCCAUCUUAGAACCACCUUAUUUCAUUGAGAAUUUGGAGCCAAUGGAAGUGACUGCUGGUGAUGCAGUUUGUUUGAAAUGCCAUGUGGGCGGAACCCCUGAAAUAAAGGUGGCUUGGUUUAAGGCUGAUGGAAAAGUGAGGUCCAGCCCCACUUGCAAAAUAGAAUAUUCCAAAGGAAUUGCUUGCUUGAAACUGAGCAAAGCAACCAAGGCUGAUAUUGGUGAAUACACAUGCAAAGCAGAAAACAACAUAGGAACAGCCUCAUCCACUUGCCGCCUCUCUGUCCAAGAGGCAAAAACGCCACCUACCUUCCCCAAGAAAAUAACCAGUCUUCAACAGACUGAAGGAAUGGAAGUCAAAUUUGAGUGCCGCGUGGCAGGCUCCUCGCCCAUUGAGGUCUCUUGGUUUAAAGACGGUGAAACUCUGAAAUCCACCGACUAUACCAUGAGUUAUGAUGAUAACACUGCUGCCCUAAAAAUAACCAGAGGUGAAAUGAGACACUCUGGGGAAUACACUUGUGUUGCUACCAACAGCGUUGGGACUGCAUCCUGCAGAGCCAAACUCACUCUUCAAGAGCCAAGAUAUCCCCCUGUCUUUGAUAAAAAGCUGUCACCCAUGGUGGACAUUUCAGUGGGUGAUAGUGUGGAAUUGGAAUGCCACAUGACUGGAUCUUUGCCAAUAAAAGUCACUUGGUCAAAGGAUCACAAAGAUAUUCGAUCAGGAGGAAAUUACAAGAUGUCCUGCGUGGAUAACACCCCACACCUUACUAUAUUGAAAGCAGCUAAAGCAGACUCUGGCCGCUACUUUUGCCAUGCCACUAAUGACAUUGGAAAGGACUCUUGUUCCACUGAAAUUACUGUCAAAGAGCGCAAAAUCCCACCUACCUUCACCAAAAAGCCCACAGAGACCCUUGAGGAUACAGAGGGCAAGAUGGUGAAAAUUGAGGCACGUUUGUCUGGUUCUCAGCCCAUGACCAUCAAUUGGUACAAAGAUGACAUUGAGAGGCACAGCUCUGAUCACUAUGACAUGUCCUUCAAGAGCAAUGUGGCUGUGUUGUGUAUCAAGAGCUCUGAAGUCUCAGACUGUGGCAGGUAUACCUGCAAAGCCACCAAUGAAGCUGGCACUGCCUCUUGUGAAGUGACAGUAACCAUAACUGAACACAAGAAGCCCCCGACAUUUGACCCCACUCUCAAACCUGCCACGCUGACCGAGGGAGAGAACCUGCAUCUUAGCUGUCAUGUCCAUGGAUCCCCUCCUAUGAAGAUUCAGUGGAUGAAGGACAGAAAAGACUUGAAAAACACUUCCAGCACUAAAAUCAUUUUUGCCGAUGACGUUGCCUCUUUGGAGGUCAUGCGCGUAUCAAAGAAUGAUGCAGGGGACUAUCUCUGCAAGGCUACCAAUGAAGCUGGUAGUGAAUUCUGCAAGGCCAAAGUGACAAUCAAAGAGAAAUCCAAAGCAGCACCUAAACCCGCUGAAGAGGAAUCAACAGCAGCACCAGUAAAGAAACUGGACAACUUGUUCUUCAUCGAGGAGCCCAAGCCUUGCCAUGUAGCCGAGAAGGGCACUGCAACGUUCAUCGCUAAGGUUGGAGGUGAUCCCAUUCCUAACGUGAAAUGGAUGAAGGGCAAGUGGAGGCAGAUCACUCAUGGUGGUCGCAUCACUAUUGAGCAGAAAGGCCCAGAUGCCAAGUUAGAGAUCAGAGAAAUAACAAAGUCUGACUCCGGACAGUACAGAUGUGUUGCAACUAACAAAGCUGGAGAAAUAGAAUGCAACACCGACAUGCAUGUUGAGGAAAGGAAAGAGGUUGUUGGAGUUGAGGGAGACUUCAGAGCAAAACUGAAGAAGACUCCAUCUAAGCAGAAGAGUCCCCAGGAAGAGAAAGACAUUGACAUUGUAGAGUUGCUCAGAAAUGUGGACCCUAAGGAAUAUGAGAAAUAUGCCCGCAUGUAUGGAAUUACUGACUACCGUGGACUUCUUCAGGCCAUUGAGCAGCUGAAGAGGGAGAAAGCAGAAGAAAGUGGAAGACCGGAACUGGAGAGAGAGAGAGAAUCGGACGAGGAUUUGGCUGCUCUUGUGGCUGAUUUGCAAAAGAGAAUGGAACAUACUGAGCCUGUCACCGUGAAUAAGGACAUAACAGAUCAAUCUACAGUCACCAACAAGGUUGCCACCUUUGAGUGUGACAUCAAGAUCAACUUUCCAGAGAUCACCCUGUCCUGGUACAAGGGAACUCAGAAGCUUGACAACAAUGAAAAAUACGAAAUCAACAUUGUUGGUGACAGUCACAUUCUGAAGAUCAAGCAGUGUCAAACCAAAGACCAGGGCAACUACCGUGUUGUAUGUGGCCCACAUAUCUCCAGUGCCAAACUGACUGUUAUCGAGCCUGAGGUUGAGAAACAUCUGGAGGAAGUUGUGUGUAAGGAGGGGCAAACAUGUACACUGUCUUGCCAGUUUUCUAUCCCUAAUGUCAAAACACAGUGGUUUAAGAAUGGAAAGCUUUUAGAAAUGAAGGGCAGAUACUCGCAUGAGGUGGUCAACAAGAUUCAGAGGCUGUCGAUUAAAGACCUCCAACCAGAAGACCAUGGACGCUAUGCCUGCAGAUAUGACAACCUUGAAUCAACUGCAGAUCUAUGGGUUGAAGCUGAACAAAUUCACUUCACCAAACGUAUCCAGAACAUUGUGGUGGGCGAACGUCAAGCAGCUACCUUCGAAUGUGAGGUGUCUUUCGACAAUGCCAUCGUUACAUGGUACAAAGACACUUGGGAACUCAGAGAGUGCCCAAAGUAUAACUUCAGAAGCGAAGGCAGAAGACACUUUAUGAUCAUCCGCAAUGUAACCAAUGAAGAUGAAGGCGUUUACUCGGUCAUUGUGAGGUUGGAGCCCAGAGGGGAAGCUAAAAGCACAGCUGAGCUUUAUCUUUCAGACAAAGAAAUUGAAUUAGCAGGGGUACCCCAUGAUGUCCCUGAUUCAUCAAUACGAAUCCCUGAUAUGCCAUCUUCAGUUACUCUAAAAGAAUCUUCUGAAUACUAUUAUGAAGAAGAGAUGGAAGUGAGAGAGGUGGAAAUGAGAGAGUAUGAAAGCUGGACAGAAGAGACAGUAGUACAGAAAAUCUCUACAACCACAGCCCCGAGAGUACCUGUUGAGGAGGAGUCCGUCCAGAGUAAGAAGGUUGGAAUGAGGGAGGAAAUGCCACAAAAAGUUUCUGAAGUGCACAAGAAACCCGAGGAGAAGGCUAAACCAGCUGAGGCAGCAGUACCACAUAAAGUACCUGAAGCCAAAAAGCCAGUGGAGGAGAAGAUAACUGCAGAGGUUGUCCCAGAGAAACGUCCCUCUCCAAAAGAUGUCCCUCAAGCUGCACCCCAUGUUGCGGAGCCAAAAGCUGAGCCAAAACCAGAGCCUAAAGUUUCACCUGUGGCUAAGGUUGAACCUGAACCGAAGGGUGCACCUGUAAAGAAACCAGAGAGUCCACCAUCCAAAGUUCCUGAGAAAGCUAAGAAACCAGAGGCUUCAAAACCAGAACCAGGAAUGCCAGCGGCCGUUAAAAAGCCAGAGACUGCACCUACUCCUUCUCAUAAGGAGCCAGAGCCUACUCCUGCUGCAAAGAAGGUCCCAUCACCACAAGCGCUGUUGCCCAAAGAGAAAGGACAGGGAUUAGUUGGUACUGAAGAGAUACCUUGCACUGUUGAAAACUUCCAAUCAAAGAAACAAGUAGUUGAGAAAGGCAAACCUUCCAAAGUAAUUCAAUCCAAGGAAGAAACCUUUAAGAAGACCCUUACUAUGAGAAAGGAACUCAGUGCAGAGAUAUCCCGUACAAAUGAGGAUAUCCAGUCAAAGAAACAGGUUAUAGAAAAGGGCAAACCUUCUAAAGUAAUUCAAUCCAAGGAGGAAACCUUUAAGAAGACCCUUACUAUGAGAAAGGAACUCAGUGAAGAGAUACCCCAUACAAAUGAGGAUAUCCAGUCAAAGAAACAGGUUAUAGAACAGGGCAAACCUUCUAAAGUAAUUCAAUCCAAGCAGGAAACUUUUAAGACUCUUACUACGGGAGAGGAAACCACUGAAGAGAUUAGAAUUGAGGUCAUCCAACCUAAGAAUCAGGUAGUUGAGAAAGACAAACCUACCAAAGUAAUUGAAUCCAAGGAAAGGGCUGACAAGACACUUACUAUGAGAGAGGAGCCCAUCGAAGCGAGACCUUUUACAGUUGAGGACAUCCAAACUAAGAAACAGGUAGUUGAGAAAGACAAACCUGCCAAAGUAAUUGAAUCCAAGGAAAGGGCUGACAAGACACUUACUAUGAGAGAGGAGCCCAUCGAAGCGAGACCUUUUACAGUUGAGGACAUCCAAACUAAGAAGCAGGUAGUUGAGAAAGACAAACCUGCCAAAGUAAUUGAAUCCAAGGAAAGGGCUGACAAGACACUUACUAUGAGAGAGGAGCCCAUCGAAGCGAGACCUUUUGCAGUUGAGGACAUCCAAACUAAGAAACAGGUAGUUGAGAAAGACAAACCUGCCAAAGUAAUUGAAUCCAAGGAAAGGGCUGACAAGACACUUACUAUGAGAGAGGAGCCCAUCGAAGCGAGACCUUUUACAGUUGAGGACAUCCAAACUAAGAAGCAGGUAGUUGAGAAAGACAAACCUGCCAAAGUAAUUGAAUCCAAGGAAAGGGCUGACAAGACACUUACUAUGAGAGAGGAGCCCAUCGAAGCGAGACCUUUUGCAGUUGAGGACAUCCAAACUAAGAAACAGGUAGUUGAGAAAGACAAACCUGCCAAAGUAAUUGAAUCCAAGGAAAGGGCUGACAAGACACUUACUAUGAGAGGGGAGCCCAUCGAAGCGAGACCUUUUACAGUUGAGGACAUCCAAACUAAAAAACAGGUAGUUGAGAAUGACAAACCUGCCAAAGUAAUUGAAUCCAAGGAAAGGGCUGACAAGACACUUACUAUGAGAGAGGAGCCCAUCGAAGCGAGACCUUUUACAGUUGAGGACAUCCAAACUAAGAAACAGGUAGUUGAGAAAGACAAACCUGCCAAAGUAAUUGAAUCCAAGGAAAGGGCUGACAAGACACUUACUAUGAGAGAGGAGCCCAUCGAAGCGAGACCUUUUACAGUUGAGGACAUCCAAACUAAGAAACAGGUAGUUGAGAAAGACAAACCUGCCAAAGUAAUUGAAUCCAAGGAAAGGGCUGACAAGACACUUACUAUGAGAGAGGAGCCCAUCGAAGCGAGACCUUUUGCAGUUGAGGACAUCCAAACUAAGAAGCAGGUAGUUGAGAAAGACAAACCUGCCAAAGUAAUUCCUUCUGAAGAGGAAACACUUGACUCACAAGAGGAGGAAAAGAUAUCUUCAAAAGCCUCGCCUUCAAGAGUACCAGCAGAGAAGAAGGAAUCACCUCCACAACCUGUUGAACCACUUACAAAGAAAGCGUCUCAGCUAGAGAAAACUGUUGUUGCUGAAGGGGUGAAAGAAUCUGAGCCAUUUGGAAAGAAAGUGGCUAAACCAGAGUCUAAGCCAGAAAUCAAGCCAAAGUCCAAGCCAGAGAAGAUAGCUUUUGCUGAAAAGCCUGCUGAGGCACUUGUAAAGAAAGUGUCUACGCCAAAGUCUAAGUCAGAACCUAAAUCAGAACCUAAGCCAGAGCCCAAGCCAGAACCUAAGACAGUGGCUAAGACAGAGCCUAAACCAGAGGAUAAACCAGAGCCUAAGCCUAAACCAGAGUCUAAACCAGAGGUUAAGCUAGAGGCUAAACCAGAGAAGAAGGAUGUUACUGAAGUAGGGGUGAAAAAAUCACCUCCACAGCCUGCUGUGGUGUUGAAGACAGAGCCUAAGCCUAAACUAGAGAACAAGCCAGAGCCUAAGGCUAAGGCAGAGCUUAAACAAGAGGCUGAGCCAGAGACUAAAGUAGACACUAAGCCUAAAUCAGAGCCUAAUAUAGAGGCUAAGCCGGAGCCUGAACCUAAACCAGAGCCUAAACCAGAGUCUAAUUCAGAGGUUAAGCUAGAGGCUAAACCAGCGAAGAAGACUGUUACUGAAGUAGGGGUGAAAGAAUCACCUCCACAGCCCGCUUUGGUGUUGAAGACAGAGCCUAAGCCUAAACUAGAGGCCAAGCCAGAGCCUAAGGUUAAGCCAGAGCCUAAGCAAGAGGCUGAGCCAGAGGCUAAAGUAGACACUAAGCCUAAAUCAGAGCCUAAACUAGAGGCUAAAAUAGAGUCUAAGCCAGAGCCUAAACCAGAGGUUAUGCCAGAGCCUAGGCCUAAACCAGAAGCUAAGCCUAAACCAGAGCCUAAGUCUAAACCAGAGGCUAAGCUUGAACCUAAACCAGAGGCUGAGCCAGAGGCUAAAAUAGAGACUACACCUAAAUCAGAGCCUAAGCUAGAGGAUAAAAUAGAGGCUAAGCCAAACCCUCAACCAGAUGUUAAGCCUAAGCCAGAGGCUAAACCAGAGCCUAAAUCUAAACCAGAGUCUAAGCUUGAACCUAAACCAGAGGCUGAGCCAGAGCCUAAACCAGAAGUUAUGCCAGAGCCUAAGCCUAAACCAGAAGCUAAGUCUAAACCAGAGCCUAAGCUUGAACCUAAACCAGAGGCUGAGCCAGAGGCUAAAAUAGAGACUACGCCUAAAUCAGAGCCUAAGCUAGAGGCUAAAGUAGAGGCUAAGUCAAAGCCUAAACCAGAUGUUAAGCUUAAGCCUAAGCCAGAGGCUAAACCAGAGCCUAAAUCUAAACCAGAGUUUAAUCUUGAACAUAAACCUGAGGCUAAACCAGAGAAGACUGUUCUUACUGUAGGGGUGAAAGACUCACCUCCACAGCCCCCUGAGCCACUAAUAAAGAAAGUGACUACACCAGAGAAGACUGUAGUUGCUGAGGAGGUGGAAGAAUCACCGCCAAAGCCACUUGUAAGGAAAGUGGCUAAACCAGAGUCGAGCCCAGAGAAGAAGGCUAUUACUGAAGAUGUGUUUCUUUCAAGUGGAGAAGAGGUUGCAACUCGAAAAGUACCAGCAAAGGAGAAGGAAUCACCCCUACAACCUGUUCGACCACUUACAAAGAAAGUGCCUAAACCAGAGAAAACAGUUGUUGCUGAGGAGGUGAAAGAAUCACCCCCAAAACUGUCUGAGCCACUUGUAAAGCGAGUGUCUUUAGCAGAGUCUAAGCCAGAGAAAACUAUUGCUGAAGAGGUGAAAGAAUCACCUCUUAAGCCGACUGAGCCACUGGCUAAGAAAGUAUCUAAACCAGAGUCUCAGCCAGAGACUAAGCCAGAGAAGGUGGCAAAGAAAACAGCUAUUGCUGAGGAGGUGAAGGAAUCACCUCCAAAGCCCACUGAGCCACUUCCUAAAAAAGUGCCUAAGCCAGAGACUAUGGUUAUUGCUGAGGUAGAAUCUCCACCAAAGACUACUGAGCCACUUGCAAAGAAGGUGCCUAAGCCAGAGACUAAGCCAGAGACUAAGCCAGAGAAGACAGCUAAUGCUGAAGAAGAUGUUGUUCCCAAAAAAGCAAAGGAAUCACCUCCAAAGCCUGCUGAGCCUCUUGCAAAGAAAGUGCCUGCACCAGAGAAAACAGCUAUUUCUGAACAGGUGGAAUCACCUCGAAAGCCUGCUGAGCCACUUCUUAAGAAAGUGUCUUUGCUAGAGUCUAAGCCUGAGCCUAAGUCUGAACCUAAGCCAGAGAAGAAGGCUGUUGCUGAGCCUCCAAAGCCAGUGGAGCCACUUGUAAAGAAAGUCUCUAAGCCAGAGAAGAAAGCUGUUGCUGAGCCUCCAAAGCCAGUGGAGCCACUUGUAAAGAAAGUCUCUAAGCCAGAGAAGAAAGCUGUUGCUGAAGUGGUGUCAAGUGAAGAUGUUGCUGCCCAAAAAGUACCAAUAAAGGAGAGCCAAACAUUUCCAAAGCCCACAGAGCCACUUGCAAAGAAAGUCAGUCCUCUUGAAGCUCCUCAAGAUAAGAAAAAGACUACACAGGAAACAAAGCCUGCCUUCCAAGUGCAAGACAAAGAUGAUACGGAGACAGGUGAAGGCAAGCAGGCACCUGGACCUGCUAAGAAAGAUGGAAAGCCAGCAGAAGAAGCAGGCACAGGCAGAGGUAGAGGUAGAGGCCUCAAAGCAGGCAAAACCCCAUCCCCUGGUGAAGGCAGGGGUAGAGGACUGAAACCCGGAGGUGGAGGAGACAAACCACCCGAUGCUAAUCCUUUCGGAUUCCAGCUUAAGGCAGUUCCACUGAAGUUCACGAAACCGCUCAAAGACAUAGUGUUACAAGAAGGGGACGCUGUUGGUGCUUCUGCUACGUUUGAGUGUGAGGUUUCACCUUCUACUGCAGUAACUACAUGGAUGAAAGAUGACAGCAACCUAAGAGAGAGUCCAAAACACAAAUUCACCUCUGAUGGCAAAGAUCGCAGACUCGCCAUUAUUGACGUACAACUUUCUGACACUGGAGAAUAUACCUGUGUAGCCAAGCUGGGCAACAAGGAAAAGACAACAACCGCUAAACUCAUUGUUGAAGAACUGCCCGUGAAGUGGGUGAAGGAGCUGGAUGAGGAGACGUCAGUCCUGAAGGGGCAGCCUAUGUACCUGACCUGUGAGUUGAACAAGGAGAGAGAAGUGACCUGGAUGAAGAGUGGUAAGAUCCUCAAAGUAAUCCCUGGAAAGGUGGCCAUCAACGUCAUUGGAAUGCAACAAGCCGUUACGAUCCAGAACACGGGCGAUGACGACGCUGGCAUCUACGCAUGCGAGUGUGAACUCAUCAGGACCAAAACAACUGUCAAAAUCAUUGAAAUUAUCAGAGACUGGUUGGUGAAACCAUUGAGAGAUCAGCAUGUGAAACCCAAGGCCACUGCCACUUUCAAGUGUGAGCUCUUCAAAGAAACCCCCAACUGGAAGUUUUUCAAAGGCAACGAUGAGAUUACUAACGAUCCUACUGACAAGACUGAGGUCAAGAAAGAAGGAAAAGUCCUGACUCUCACAAUAAAGAAUGCACAGCCCGACGAUAUUGGAGAAUAUGCCAUGGAAGUUGAAGGCCACAGAUACACAGCUAAACUGACUCUUGGAGAACGUGAAGCUCAGAUCUUGAAGCCUCUCUCCAGUUGUGAGGUGGUCGAGAAAGAAGAUGUUACAUUUGAAACGGAGAUAUCUGAAGAGGAUGUGCCUGGAGAAUGGAAACAUAGAGGGCAGGUCUUAACAAGAUCACCGACAUGUGAGAUCAAAAUGGAGGGCAAGAAACGUUUCCUCACUCUGAAAAAUGUUCCACUGGACGCGUCUGGUGAAGUGUCUUAUACAGCUCUGAAUGCUGUCACUAGUGCUGUGCUCACAGUCAAGGAACUGGAAAUGGACUUCACAGUCCCCUUGAAGGACGUGUCUGUACCUGAAAAGAAACAGGCUAUGUUUGAGUGUACUAUCACAAAGGAUGUGCCUAAAGUCAUGUGGUUUAGGGGUUCUGACACCAUUGGUACAUCAGACAAAAAAUAUGAAAUAAUCGAUGAUGGAAAAAAACACAUGUUGGUCAUAAACAAUUGUGAGUUUGAUGAUGAGGGAAUUUACAGUAUUGAAGCCUCGGGCAAAAAGUCAACCGCUACACUCACUGUGGAGGGUAUCAGGCUCAAAUUUGAAUUGCCACUUCAGGACCAAACUGAGAAGGAAGGUAACACUGCUCGGUUUGAGCUUGAGCUCUCUCACGAGAAUGUACCUGUGACAUGGUACAAAAAUGAAACCAAACUCCAUGUGAGCCGAACCGUGCUCAUCUAUAGUCGUGGAAAGAAACAUACACUAGAAAUCAAGGAGUUGACUCUAGAUGAUAUCUGCCAGAUUAAAGCAGAGGCUAAAGGAAUUCCCUCAAUGGCAAACCUGACGGUGAUAGAGGGUGAUGCGUACUUCGUAGUGAAGUUGCAGGAUUAUACUGCAGUCGAGAAAGACGAGGUAACUCUGGACUGUGAACUCAGCAAAGAUGUCCCCGUCAUGUGGUACCAUAAUGAGACUGAAAUUAAGGCCUCUAAGAUGGUAACCAUAAGUGCUGAAGCGAAUCGAAGAGUGUUGUCCAUUAAGAAAGUGGAUGACAGAGAUAAGGGACAAUACAUAUGUGAUUGUGGAACGGACAAAACCAUGGCAAAUAUUAACAUCGAGGCUCGAGAUAUAAAGAUAACUCGCCCAAUGUAUGGCGUUGAGGUCUUUGAUGGUGAGACCGCUCGUUUUGAGGUAGAAAUCUCUGAAGACGAUGUCCAUGGCCAGUGGAAACUGAACGGAGAAGUCCUUACUCAAUCCCCUGACAUUGAAAUCAUAGAGGACGGUGCAAAGCACACGUUGAUAUUGUACAACCUCAAGGCCCCCUUGUCAGGGGAGAUUGGAUUUACAGCUGCCAAUGCUAAAUGUGUUGCUAAUCUGAAAGUGAAAGAGAGUCCUAUUAUAUUUGUCACACCUUUGAGUGAUGUGCAAGUGUAUGAAAAAGAUGAGGCCAGAUUUGAGUGUGAGGUGUCAAGAGAACCUAAGAGCUUCCGUUGGUUCAAGGGAUCUCAUGAGUUGACAGCUGAUGAUAAAUUUGAAAUUACCCAUGAGGGAAAAAGACACACUCUGGUGGUCAAAUCUGCCGCAUAUGAGGAUGAAGCUAAGUACAUAUUUGAGGCAGAGGACAAGAGAACCACUGGCAAACUAGUUAUCCAAGGAAUUCGCCUUGAGUUUGUCAAGCCCAUUAAGGAUGUCACUGUCAAGGAGCGUGAGACGGCAGAGUUCAGUAUUGAACUCUCACAUGACAACAUCCAGGUCACCUGGUACAAGAAUGGGGUGCGUUUGCAUCCCAGCAAAGUUGUGCACAUGUCAGACGAUGGCAAGAUGCACAAAUUGACCUUCAAGGAGGUGUCCAUUGAUGACACAUCCAUGAUCAAAGUAGAAGCCAUGGGCAAAAGCUCAGAGGCCAUGCUCACAGUCCUCGAGGGAAAGCCUUACUUCACGACAAAACUGCACGACUACUCAGUCACUGAGAAGGAUGAACUGACAAUGGUUUGUGAACUGAGCAAGCCCAAUGCAGAGGUGAAAUGGUUCAAAGGUGGCCAGCAAAUCACUCCCUCCAAGAAUGUGGCCAUCAAAGCCGAUGGAAAGAGGCGUAUGCUGAUCAUUAAGAAGACAGAGAAAGCCGACAUUGGAGAAUACACCUGUGAUUGUGAUUCGGAUAAAACUACGGCCAAGCUCAACAUUGAAGAGCGUGACAUUAAGUUUGUCAGGCCCCUGUACAGCGUGGAAGUCACAGAAACAGAAAUUGCCAAGUUUGAGACUGAGAUCUCUGAGGAAGAAGUACAUGGUCACUGGAAACUCAAGGGAGAGGCCCUUCAUCAGUCUGCUGACUGUGAGAUUAAGGAGGAGGGUACAAGGCAUGUGCUGAUCCUGUACAACGUUCGCAUGGAUCAGGCCGGAGAAGUUGACUUCCAGGCUGCCAAUGCUAAAUCCAAUGCUCAGCUUAGAGUUAAAGCGCGAGUGAUCGGCCUGCUGCGGCCUCUCAAGGAUGUUACUGUUACUGCCGGGGAGACCGCCACUUUCGACUGUGAACUGUCAUAUGAAGGAAUUGCUGUGGAAUGGUUCCUAGGGGGUGCAAAGUUGGAGCCAAGUGACAGAGUGGUCACCCGAGCAGAAGGCAAAACUCACACUCUGACUCUCAGAGACGUCAAGAUUUCAGAGGAUGGGGAAGUUAAACUGACUGCAAAGGAUUUCCAGAUUGAGGCCAGCCUACAUGUGAAUGAGCCACCAGUUGAGUUCAGCAAGCCUCUGGUGGACCAGACAGUUGAGGAAGAGGCUACUGCUACUUUGGAGUGUGAAGUCUCCAGAGAAAAUGCUGAGGUCACUUGGUUCCAGGACGGACAGGAGAUACGCAAAACUAAGAAAUAUGACAUUGUUGCCGAUGGCCGCAAGAGAAGACUCAUCAUACAUGGCUGCACUCUUGAUGAUUCAAAAACAUAUACCUGCGACGCCUCAGAAUUCAAAACCUCUUGCUUCCUUAACGUUGAACCUCCACAUGUUGAGUUCUCUACGCCACUCCAUGAUGUUGAGGUCAAAGAAAAGGACUCUGCCAGAUUUGAAUGUGAAGUAUCUCGCGAAAAUGUCAAGGUCCGUUGGUUGAAGGACAGCAGUGAAAUCAGAAAGGGAAAGAAAUAUGAAAUAAUUGCCAAAGGUCGUCAACACAUCCUCAUCAUCCACAAAUCAGUGUUCGAUGAUGAAGCAGAAUAUGAAUGUGAUGCAAAGGUCUCCAAAUCCUCCGGCAUGCUUACAGUCAUUGAGGAAGAGGCUAGGUUCACCAGGAACCUGUCUAACGUGGAGGGAACAGAAACAGACAGCGUGAAGAUGAUUUGUGAAGUGUCAAAGGCCGAAGCUGAUGUCAUAUGGUAUAAAGGAGACCAGGAACUUCCAGAGGGAGGAAGAUACGAUCAAAUCGUAGAUGGCAGGAAGAGGAUACUCAUCAUUCAGGAUCUCAAAACAGAUGAUGCUGGAGAGUACCAUUGCAAAUUGUCUAGCUCACAGACAUCUGGAAACCUGAAAAUAAAUGAACUGGCUGCUGAGUUUAUCGCCAAGCCUCAGAGUCAGGAGGUGGUUGAGGGAGAAAAGGCUGAGUUUGUCUGCUCAGUCUCUAAAGACACAUUCAUUGUCAAAUGGAUGAAGGAUAAUCAGGAGCUAGAAAAUGGGGACAAGUACGACAUUGUCUGUGAUGGCAAGAGAAGAAUACUUGUUAUCAAGAACUCUGAACCCAAGGAUGAGGGAGCUUAUGUUGCCCUCAUUGGUACCACCAGAGCUACGGCUGACCUGCUUGUUCUUGAAAAACUGAGGAUCAUUACACCGAUCAAAGAUACAGAAGUUAAAGAGGGACAAGAGAUGGUCUUCAACUGUGAGGUGAACUCUGAGGGAGCAAAAGCUAAGUGGCUGAAGAACGAUGAGACCAUGUUUGAGAGCAGCAAGUUUGUCAUGAUCCAGAAAGACAACGUGUUCUCUCUGAGGAUCAAGGAUGCUGAGAAGUCAGAUGAAGGGAACUAUACUAUUACAUUGACAAACCACCGUGGUGAACAUGCCAAGAGCUCUGGCAAACUUACCGUAAAAGAGGAGAGUCUGAAGAUCAUUGUACCUCUUGAGGACUGCGACACACAGGAAAAGAAGACUGUUAGCUUCUCUUGCAAGGUCAACAGGCAGAAGGUUACUCUGAAAUGGAUGAAGGCUGGUCAGGAGAUCACACUCAGCAAACGCAUCCUCUACAGGGUGGACCAAUACAAGCACACACUGACCAUCAAGGACUGUACUCUCGCUGAUGAGGGUGAAUACACCGUCAUGGCUGGUGAUGACAAAUCUACAGCUGAGAUGAUCAUCAGCGAAGCCCCCACUGACUUCUCCGCACAACUCAAAGACCAGACCAUCACUGAGUUUGAGGAUGCUGAGUUCACCUGCAAACUCACCAAGGAGAAGGCUGAGGUGAAAUGGUACAGGAAUGGACGUGAGAUCAGAGAGGGACCCAGGUACAUCUUUGAAAAAGAGGGCAAGACCUGCAGGCUGCGUAUCAAGGAGUGCAGACCAGAUGAUGAGUGUGAAUAUUCUUGUGGCGUCGAAGAAAGGAGAUCACAUGCCCAACUCUUUGUUGAAGAGACCGCAGUUGAGAUUGUCAGACCACCUCAGGAUGUGUUUGAGCCUCCAGGCUCUGAUAUUGUGUUUGAGGUGGAGCUCAACAAAGACAGAGUUGAGGUCAAAUGGUUGAGGAACAACAUGACCAUUGUCCAGGGUGACAAGUACCAGAUGAUGAGCGAGGGCAAGAUCCACAGACUCCAGGUGUGUGAGAUCAGGCCUCGUGACCAGGGAGAGUACAGAAUCAUCGCCAAAGACAAGGAUGCCAGAGCCAAGCUGGAACUGGCAGCUAAGCCAAAUAUCAAGACUAUGGAUCAGAGCUUAGUAACAGACGCUGGAAAGCCCAUCGUCAUGUUCGUGCCCUACAGCGCGUAUCCUAAAGCUGAGGCUGAGUGGUUCUAUGAUAACGUCAGCCUGCCCAAGGAUAACAUCCACACCGUUGGGGACAGCACAGAGUACAGGCUGAAGGACCCUAAGAAGUCCGAUCAGGGACGUUACAAGGUUAUCAUCAAGAACAAACACGGACAGGGAGAGGCAUUCAUUAAUCUGGAUGUCAUUGAUGUCCCUGGACCCGUGAAGAGCCUUCACGUGGUUGACACCGCCGAUGGUGAGGUCAGCCUGGUCUGGGAAGAGCCAGAGAGCGAUGGUGGCAGCAAGAUCAUUACAUACUUGGUGGAGAGGCGUGAUGUCAAGCGCAAGACAUGGACUCUUGCAACUGACCGCUCUGACGCUCCAGAAUACACUGUGACCGGACUCCAGAGGGAAUCCAUGUACCUAUUCCGUGUUUGUGCUCGCAACAGAGUGGGCAGUGGACCAAAUGUUGAGACAGAGAAACCUGGUGUUUAUGCCAAGAACAAGUUUGAUGUUCCUGAUGCUCCUCAGGAUGUGAGUGUUGGAAACGUGAGUAAGUUUGGUGCCACAGUCUCCUGGGAAAAACCAGUGUCUGACGGAGGGUCUGAGAUCACAUCCUACAUCAUUGAGUCCCGUGACAGGACCUCUGUGAAGUGGGCUGUGGCAAUGAUCAGUAAAGCAACAGAUCGCAGCGCAAUCAUCAAUGAUGUCAUUGAGAACAAGGAAUACAUCUUUCGUGUCAAGGCUGAAAACAAGGCUGGCAUUGGCAAACCAAGUGCUGCUACCAAUCCGGUUAAGAUCAUGGACCCCAUUGAGAGGCCAAGCCCACCACAGAACCUGGUACCCUCAGAGCAGAACAAGAACUCAGUCCAGCUGACAUGGGAGAUCCCAUUGAAGAAUGGAGGCAGCACGAUCACUGGCUACAUCAUUGAGAGAUGUGAGGACGAAACAGACCAUUGGCUCAGAUGCAACGCCAGGCUCUGCCAGGAUCUCACCUACAAGAUAUCUGGCCUGAAAUAUGGCAAAAAAUACAACUACAGGGUGAUGGCUGAGAAUGCAGCUGGAGUGUCUGACCCAUCCAACACACUGGGACCCAUGCUGGCUGAUGAUACACAUGUUGGCCCCACAAUGGACCUGAGUGGAUUCAAGGAUGGCCUGGAGGUCAUUGUUCCUUAUCCCCUUACUAUCCGUGUCCCUAUCUCUGGAUAUCCCACACCAAACGCAAAGUGGAGCUUCGCUGAUAAGGAACUCACUGCUGGUGAACGUGUGUCCAUGAUUACAAAGAGUACCUACGUAGAACUGACCAUCACUCCAAGUGUGCGUCCAGACAGAGGUGUAUACACUCUUACUCUGGAGAAUGAUAUUACCAGUUGCUCCGGAGAGAUUGAAGUCAACGUUAUCGCAUCCCCAAGUGCACCCAAAGACUUCAAGGUUGCCGAGGUGACCAGACAGCAUGUGCACCUGAUGUGGGAGGCGCCAGAGCAUGAUGGAGGAAGCCCUCUGACUGGCUACCAGAUUGAGAAACGUGACGUAUCCCGCAAGACCUGGGUCAAGGUGAUCACUGGUGUUCAAGACCAGGAGUUCACUGUCACUGAUGUCGUUGAGGGUAAAGAGUAUCUGUUCAGGGUUACUGCCUGCAACAAGUGUGGCCCAGGAGAGCCUGCCUACAUUGACGAGCCAGUCAAUGUGUCCUCCCCUGCCACCGUUCCAGACCCACCUGAGAACCUGAAAUGGAGGGACAAGUCAGCUUCUGGCAUCUUCCUGACCUGGGAACCACCCAAGUGGGACGGCGGCACUGGAAUCAAGGGCUACAACAUAGAAAGGUGCCAGCGUGGCACAGACAAGUGGGAGUCCUGCGGAGAUCAGGUCCCUGAGUUGAAAUUGCAAGUGACUGGUCUCAUUGAGGGACAGUGGUACGCCUACCGCGUUAAGGCCUUGAACAGACUGGGUGCCAGCAAACCCUGCAAGGCUACAGAUGAGAUUUUGGCUGUUGAUCCUAAAGACCCCCCAGAGAUUCUUCUGGAUGUCAAAUGUCUUGCUGGACUGACCGCCAAAGCUGGCUCUAAGAUUGAGCUUCCAGCUGAUGUUCUUGGAAAGCCCGUACCUAAAGUGAAAUGGACCAAGGGUGACAUGGUUCUGAAGGGUGACGAUAGAGUUUCUAUUGACGACAAGCCUGGUCACUCCGUUGUUACUAUCAGCAAGACAACAAGAGAGGACACAGCUACCUACAUCAUUGAAGCACACAACAGCUGUGGCCGUGCUACUGCAACCGUUGACGUCAACAUUCUAGAUAAGCCUGGUCCUCCAGCUGCAUUUGAUAUCUCUGAGAUCACCAACAAGUCCUGUUUCCUUGCCUGGAACCCUCCCAGAGAUGACGGAGGUGCAAAGGUCACUAACUACAUAGUGGAGUGCAGAGCCGCAGAAAGCGAGAUCUGGCACAAGCUCUCCUCCACUGUCAAAGAGACCAACUUCAAGGCCCUCAACCUGACAGCUUUCAAGGAAUACAUCUUCAGAGUGUUUGCUGAGAACCAGUUUGGUAUUGGUGUGCCAGCGGAACAUAUGCCAAUCAUUGCCAGAUAUGCCUUUGAUUCUCCUGGUGCGCCAACUAAGCUGGAGCCUUCUGAUAUUGUUAAAGAUGGCCUGACUCUGAAUUGGUAUGAGCCUGAAGAGGAUGGUGGUAGUCCUAUCACUGGGUACUGGGUUGAGAGGUUUGAACCAGACCAGAACAGAUGGAUCAGAUGCAACAAGAUCCCAAUCAGAGACACAACAUUCAAAGUCAAAGGACUACCCACAAGGAAGAAGUAUAAGUUCAGAGUCUUGGCUGAGAAUCUCGCCGGACCUGGAAAACCAAGCAAGGAAACUGACCAGAUUUUGGUCAAGGAUCCUAUUGAUCCUCCAUGGGCUCCUGGUAAGCCAACUGUCAAAGACGUGGCCAAGACCUCUGCCUUCCUACAGUGGACCAAGCCUGAGCAUGACGGUGGUGCCAAGAUCGAGGGCUACAUCAUUGAGCUCCUGAAGAGUGGAACUGAGCAGUGGGUUCGUGUUUCAGAAGGAAUCAAUAUCCUGGAGCACUUCCUGAGAGGCCUGAUGGACAGACAGGAGUACUCCUUCAGGAUCAUUGCAGUCAAUAUCGCUGGGGAGAGUGAGCCCAGCGAGCCUAGCGAUCCAGUUCUGUGCAAGGAGAGACUCAAUCCUCCUACACCCCCACGCUGGUUGGAUGUCAUCAACAUUUCCAGUAACAGUGCUGAGCUGAAGUGGACAGUACCAGAGAAGGAUGGUGGUUCACCCAUCACCAACUACAUUGUUGAGAAGAGGGAUGUCAGGCGUAAGGGCUGGCAGGCAGUGGACACUACUGUGAAGGAGCUGAAGUACACGGUCACUCCACUGAAUGAGGGCUCCCUCUAUGUGUUCCGUGUGGCUGCUGAGAAUGCUGUUGGACCCAGUGAAUUCUGUGAACUGGAAGACUCCAUUAUGGCUAAAGAUACUUUCACUACCCCUGGACCGCCAUAUAAUCUCUCUGUCCAUGGAGUGUCAAAGAGACAUGUUGACUUGCAGUGGGACGCCCCCAAGAAUGAUGGUGGCAGACCAGUUCUGAGAUACUCAAUUGAAAAGAAGGAGAAACUGGGCACCCGCUGGGUGAAGUGUGGUAAGACCUCAGGUGCUGACUGCAAGUACAGAGUUACAGACGUCAUUGAAGGAACCGAGGUUCAGUUCCUGGUUCGUGCUGAGAAUGAAGCCGGUGUUGGACACCCUAGUGAACCAACAGAAAUCAUUGCUAUUGAAGAUCCAACAGGUGUACCCUCUCCUCCAAUUGAGCUUCACAUCACUGAAGCCAGCAGAGAUCAUUUGUGUAUUGCUUGGAGACCACCAGAGAGAACUGGUGGCAGCCCUGUAACUGGCUACCAUAUCGAGCUCUGUGAGGCUGGUACUGAGAAGUGGAUGAGAAUCAACUCUCGCCCAAUCAAGGAGCUCAAAUACAAAACAGAGGAGGGCAUCAUCCCAGAGAAACAAUACGUCCUGAGAGUCCGUGCCAUAAACUCUGUUGGAGUUAGUGAGCCAUCUGAUAUCUCUGAGAAGGUCUAUGCCAAGGACCCUGACUGCAUCCCAAUCCUUGAGUUCCAGACUAAGGACAUUGUGAUUAUUGAGGGAGAGAAGUGGCAUCUCCCCAUCCCAUUCAGAGCAGUGCCCAAACCCAAGAUCACCUGGCACAAAGACGGAAAGGAGCUGAAGGACGAUGAAAGAAUGACCUUCAGACAGGAGUACCUCUCCUGCCACCUGGAGAUCGAGAGCUGUCUGCAUGCAGACGCCGGCCAGUACAAGGUCACACUGGAGAACUCCUUGGGAACGAGCAGCGGAACAAUCAAUGUUAAAGUUGUUGGCCUGCCCGGUCCCUGCAAAGACAUUGUUGCCAGUGAAAUCACCAAGAGCUCUUGCAAGGUUUCCUGGGAUCCACCCAACUAUGAUGGUGGCAGCCCUGUUCUCCACUAUGUGCUACAGCGCAGAGAGGCAGGCCGGAGGACCUAUGUCAACAUGAUGUCUGGAGAGAACAAAGUCAGCUGGCCCGUCAAGGAUCUGAUCCCCAAUGGAGAGUAUUACUUCCGGGUCAAAGCUGUCAACAAGAUUGGUGGUGGGGAGUACCUUGAGCUCCGCAACCCCGUGAUCGCAGAGGAUCAGAAGCAGCGCCCUGACCCUCCAUUAGAUGUUGAGACCCACAACCCUACUUCUAAGACUAUCACCCUCACAUGGAAACCACCUAUGUAUGAUGGGGGCUGCAAGAUUAUGGGCUACGUCCUGGAGAUGAUGAUGAAGGGUGAUGAGAACUUCACAAGAUGCAACGACUUCCUUGUGCCUGUGCUGUCCUACACAGUGAGGAAUCUCAGGGAGGGAAAACAAUACCAGUUCCGUGUACGAGCUGAGAAUGCUGCCGGAGUCAGCGACCCAUCACGCAGCACACCAAUGGUGAAGGCUUCUGAUUCUGUUGAAACACCCAAGGUGUUCCUCAGUGGAAGUCUGCAGUCCGGUAUGAGCAUUAAGAGAGGUGCUGAGAUCAGACUGGACGCCAACAUCUCUGGAUCCCCAUACCCUCAAAUCACAUGGUAUAGGAACGACGUGGUCAUCAGACCUGAAGCCAUGAAGAAGAGACCAGAGAAACCCAUUGUUAAGAAGAAGGAGGGAGAGGUUGAGGAGGAACUCCCUGACUACCCAACCCUCCAGGAACGUCUCACCAUCCAUGACAAGAAAAGGGGAGAAUCCUCUUGCAUUGUCAGGGACACCAUCAGGGGUGACCAUGGCGUGUACACUAUCAAGGUCGAGAACGACCAUGGUAUUGCCUCUGCAACUUGUGAAGUCAAUGUGCUAGAUGCACCUGGUCCUGCAAUCAACUUCAGGUUUGAGGAGAUCAGGAAUAACUCUGUCAUCUGCAAGUGGGAUCCUCCCAUGGAUGAUGGUGGCAGUGAGAUCCUGAACUACACCUUGGAAAGGAAGGACAACUCCAAGGUGGAGAUCGGAUGGAUCACAGUAACCUCAACGCUCAGAGGAUGUAGAUACCCCGUGACCAAACUGAUAGAGAAGAAGGAGUACAUCUUCCGUGUCACUGCUGAGAACAAGUUUGGUCCUGGACCACCAUGUAUCUCUAAGCCAAUUAUUGCCAAGGAUCCAUUUGACCCACCAGAGGCUCCAGAGAAGCCUGAGAUUGACGGCAUCACAGCCAACUCCAUGCUGGUUACCUGGGAGGUGCCAAACGACAUGGGCAGCCCGAUCCUUGGUUACUGGGUGGAGCGUCGUGAGAUCAACAGCACCCAUUGGACCAGAGUCAACCGGGUCAUUUUGGAGGAUACAGAAAUGAAUGUGGAAGGCCUACUGGAGGGUCUUACAUAUAUCUUCAGGGUGGCUGCUGAGAACCAAGCUGGGCCUGGGAAGUUCAGCGUCCCGUCUGAUCCCAUGACAUGCCAGGAUCCAAUCUUGCCACCUGGACCACCGUUCCCAAGAAUCCUUGAUACCACUGAGUCUUCCAUUGAUGUGGAAUGGGAUCCUCCAGCCUCCAAUGGAGGUGGAGAUAUCCUGGGCUACCAUGUUGACAAGACCCUAGCAGGCACCAAUGACUGGUCCCGCUCCACAGAGAGACCCUGGAAGACCCGGGCCUUCACUGUGUAUGGAGUCAGAGAAGGAGCCAAGUACCUGGUCCGUGUGAUCGCAGUCAAUGGAGCUGGUGAAGGAACUCCUGGCUUGACUGAAUCAGUCUUUGUCAGAGAUCCUAAAGAGGCUCCAGUGGUAGAGUUGGAUCUCACUGUGAGGAAUGGCGUAAUGAUCAGAGCUGGGGAGCCACUGAUUCUGCCUGCCCUGGUCACUGGUAGACCUCCUCCAGACAUCAAAUGGACCAAAGAUGACGGUCCACCUGACAAAGACCACGUCCAGAUAGAAAAUGUUGGAAAGGAAAGCACUCUCAGUAUCAAGGCCGCCACCAGAAAGGAUCCUGGCAAGUACCAGAUCAGUGCAAGAAAUAGCAGCGGAAUCAAGUCUACAUGGACAAGGGUUGAUGUCAUGGAUGUUCCCGGGCCUGUGCUGGACCUGAAACCUGUGGUGGUAACCAGGAAACUGAUGAUUCUGAACUGGUCCGAUCCUGAUGACGACGGUGGCAGUGAUCUGACCGGCUUCAUCAUUGAGAGAAGAGAUCCCAAGAUGCACACGUGGAGACAGCCCAUCGAGACACCCUCAUCUAAGUGUGAGAUUGUGGGUAUUGUUGAAGGACAGGAGUACAUCUUCCGAGUUGUGGCGAAGAACAAGUUUGGCUGUGGCCCUCCUGUUGAUCUGGGUCCUAUUGCUGCAGUGGAUCCUAAAGCUCCACCAACUUCGCCUGAGAGGUUCCACUACACUGAGAGGACAAAGUCUUCCAUCAGCCUUGCAUGGAGACCUCCCCGCAACGAUGGAGGCAGUCCAAUCUUGGGCUACUUUGUUGAGAAGAAGAAGCACGAUGCCCCAGCAUUUGAGCCUUGUAACACAGAGAUGUGCAAGGACCUCUUCAUGACUGUCGAUAACCUUGAGGAGCUGUUUAUGUAUGAGUUCCGUGUCAAGGCUGUCAAUUUGAUUGGACCAAGUGAACCUGGAAUUCCACUCACCAUUGUCAUUCAAGAUGAUGAAGUUCCUCCUACUGUGAGGAUGUUAAAGACCUUCAAGGGAGAUGCCAUCACUGUCAAGAAGGGAGAGCCUAUUGAAAUCCCUGCUGAGGUGACUGGUCUUCCAAUGCCCAAGGUUGAAUGGUUGAAGGAUGAAGUCAUUAUUGCAGAGCCCACGGAGACUCUGUUGUUGGAAACCAAGGAGAUCAACAGAAUCCAGUCCAACACCAAGCUCAGUUUCCCUGCAGCAGCCAGAUUGGACAAAGGGAUCUUUACAGUGACUGCCUCCAAUCGUCUUGGGUCAGCUAGUCACACCAUCAAGGUUAAUGUGUUAGACCGUCCUCUGCCACCAAGGAAUGUGAAUAUUGGUAACAUCAAGGCUGAGUCCUGCAAGCUGACCUGGGACGCCCCAGAGGACGACGGAGGAAGUGAGCUCACUAACUACAUCGUUGAGAAGCUGGACAUUCUUCCUGAGGAGGAACCUGAAGAAGAAUAUGAGGAUUCUGAGGAUGAGGAGCCUAAACCUAAAUCUGAGCCGAGACCCAUUCCUGUAUGGACGGUGAUCACCAACAGCAUCAUUGAGAAACGACUCGGGGUUUGGAAUCUGGAAACCGGUAGCCAGUACCAGUUCAGAGUGAGAGCAGAGAACAAGUAUGGACAGAGUGACGCCUGCGAAACAGAGGCCACCGUCAUCAAGGAUCUGUACGGACUCCCUGGUCCUCCAGAGAAACCAAAGAUCGCAGAGCACACCAGGUCCUCCAUGCUUGUGACAUGGGACCCUCCACGAGACAACGGUGGAUCCACUAUCUCUGGCUACUGGCUGGAGAAGAGGGAGAAAGGUUCGUCUUAUUGGGCCCGGGUGAAUAAAGCCCCAGUGACCAAGCGCGCCCCUAAGGGCUGGGAGUUCCUGGUCGUUCGUAUGAUUGAGGGGUCUGCAUAUGAGUUCCGUGUCAUGGCUGUCAAUAUUGCCGGUAUUGGACCCCCCAGUGGACCUUCCGAUCCUGCAAACGCAGUGGACCCUCUUAUGAAACCUGGCAUGCCAGCACCACCAGAGGUCGCAGACAAAACCAAGCACAGUGUCAGCCUCACAUGGUCUCCACCUGAAAAAGACGGGGGAAGCCCCAUCAAGGGUUACAUUGUUGAGAUCCAGGAUGAAGGCAGCUCUUUCUGGAACAGGAUCACAGAUCUAGAUACUCUGCAUGAGACCACAGAGCUCACUGUCCCAAGUCUCAAAGAGCUGAAACACUACAAGUUCAGAGUCACAGCUGUCAAUGACAUCGGCGAGUCUGACCCAAGUCCAAAGACUGAAGUACUAAUUGAGGACGUACAUGUGGGGCCGAAGAUCCUUAUCGAUUGCAUUGUGGAAGAUUUGCUCUGCGUCCGAGCUGGUCAUGCCUUCAGAAUCCCUGCCACCAUCAAAGGGCGUCCCGUUCCUAAGGUGACCUGGGAAUACACUGGUUCAGCAAAGACCCACAAGAAGAAUCGCCUUCAUGUCCUUCCAGUUGAUUCAGAGAUUGAAUCUACUGAUACUACCUCAAACAUCACUGUACCUGUGUGUUUGAGGACCCACUCUGGAAGAUACACCAUCACAGCCAAGAACAAGGCUGGACAGAAACAUGUCAACGUCAGAGUCAAUGUUCUCGAUGUGCCUGGUGCUCCUAGAGAGCUCAAAGUGACUGACAUCACCAGAGCCACCAUGAGGCUGAUCUGGAAACUGCCUGCUAAUGAUGGUGGCGAGAGGAUCAAGAGUUACUUCAUUGAGAAGAAGAAUGUGACAGGAAAGGCUUGGACCAUAGUAAACCAGUGCUGUUUCAGCCAGGCCUACGUUGUGGAGGGACUGCUGGAGGGACAGGAGUAUGUGUUCCGUGUGCGGGCAGAGAACCGUCUAGGAAUGGGACCUUUCACUGAGACCACUGAGCCUGCUAGGGCUAGAGACCCCAUCUACAUACCUGAUCCCCCAACCCAUGUCAAGAUCAAUCUGGUAACCAAGGAUACAGUGACCCUGACAUGGGUGCCACCUAAGAACAACGGUGGUUCUCCUGUGACGCACUACAUCAUUGAGCGCCUGAGCUGGGACACCAGCGGUCCGGAGAAAGAGACGUGGAAGCAGUGUAACAAGCGUAACGUUGAGGAAACCAUCUUCAUCAUUGAAGAUCUUAAAAAUGGAGGAGAGUAUGAGUUCCGCGUCAAGGCUGUGAACGAGGCCGGCCCAAGCAGACCAUCUGCUACCGCUGGACCAAUCAUUAUCAAGGACCAGACAUGUGCUCCUACCAUUGAACUGAAGGAACAGAUGGAAGGUGAAGAGGGACUAGACGUCCAUAUUGUGGCUAGGAUCCAUGGCUGUCCAUUCCCCUCCCUCGUAUGGCAGAAGGCUCCCAUUGCCAAGCCUGAAGACAAGGCUGUAGUGCAAUAUGAUCAGCAUGUCAACAAGCUGGUAGUUGAUAACAAAUGUACGCUGCUGAUCCAGCAGUCCAAGAGAGACGACAGCUCCCUGUACACUAUCACUGCUAGCAACAGUCUGGGCAAAGCAUCUAAGGAAAUAAAACUCACUGUCCUAGGACGACCUGGCGUACCUAUCGGGCCAAUCGAAUUCAAAGAGGUGUUUGCCGAGAGGAUAACACUUGCAUGGAAACCACCUAGAGAUGACGGUGGCUCCAAGGUUACAAACUACGUCGUUGAGAAGCGUGAGGAAAACAGAAAGUCAUGGGUGCACGUUUCCGCAGACCCCAAAGAAGGCCUGUAUACAGUUCAGAGGCUGACUGAGGGCCAUGAGUAUGAGUUCCGUGUCAUGGCUCAGAACAAAUAUGGAGUUGGACCACCGCUGUACAGCGAACCUGAGAAAGCAAGGAAUCUGUUCACUGUCCCUGGCCAAGUUGAGAAGCCCAUAGUGGAAGACGUGACUCUUGAGUCAAUGGUGAUCAUCUGGGACGAGCCAAAAUACGAUGGUGGAUCUCCAGUUAGUGGUUACUGGCUGGAGCGUAAAGAGACGACGGCUAAGCGCUGGACCAAAGUGAACCGCACCCCCAUCAGGGUCAUGCCCCUGGGUCAAGAGUAUGAGAUCACUGGUCUGCAGGAGGGAGCAAUCUACCAGUUCCGUGUAACCGCAAUCAACGCAGCUGGCAUGGGACUUCCUAGUGUCCCAUCGGAUCCUGUUCUUUCAAGAGACCCUAUUACUCUCCCGGGUCCCCCAACCCCCAAAGUAACAGACUGGACCAAGUCAACAGUGGAUCUGGAGUGGAUCCCACCUUUAAAUGAUGGUGGAUCUAAGGUCACUGGUUACUUUGUUGAAUACAUAAACGAGGAAAAAGAAGCAGAAAUUGAAAAACAGAAGGCUAAAGACAAGGAGAUUAGAGGCACUAAGUUUGUUGUGUCUGGACUGAAAGAGCUGGGAAGGUACAAGUUUAGAGUGAGGGCAGUGAAUGCUGCUGGCGUCGGUGAGCCCGGUCAAGUGGCCGAAGUGAUUGAAUGCAAGGACAGAACAAUUGCCCCUGAAGUGGACUUGGAUGCCACAUUGAAGGAAAAGAUUGUAGUCCAUGCCGGUGGUACCAUCCGCCUCCUGGCCUACGUGUCAGGCAAGCCUGCACCAGAGAUCACAUGGAACAGAGAUGACCAGCCUCUACCAGCAGAGGCUAAGGUUGAAAUCACGUCAAUCAGCUCUGCUCUGGUUAUCAAAAACUGCAGACGCCAUCACCAGGGUAUAUACACCCUUAUUGCAAAGAAUGAAGGAGGGGAAAGGAAGAAGGCUGUCAUUGUGGAGGUGUUGGAUGUUCCCGGCCCAGUUGGUCAGCCCUUCUCUGGUGUGAACCUCACCACGGACUCCUGCAAGUUAACCUGGUGCUCCCCUGAAGACGAUGGUGGCUCUGCCAUCACCAACUACCUAAUAGAGAAGAGAGAGUCUGACCGCAUGGGCUGGACAGCAGUCUCUUACACGGUCACCAGGCAUAAUGCUGUGGUCCAGGGUCUCAUUGACGGAAAAGGAUAUUUCUUUAGAAUCGCAGCUGAGAAUAUCAUCGGAAUGGGUCCAUUUAUUGAAUCACAACGACCAGUUCUCAUCAAAGAUCCUAUUUCUGUUCCUGAGCGUCCUGAGGAUCUAGAGGUCACAGCAAUCACCAAAGACUCCAUCAGUUUGACCUGGAGACCACCUAAGUAUGAUGGGGGUUCUGAGGUUACAAGUUAUGUGCUUGAAACUCGUCUGAUCGGAAAGGAUAGCUUCACUAAGAUCGAUACUGAUGGCACGCUAAUGGAUAGGAAGUUCACAAAGGGAGGUCUCAAAGAGAAUUCCACCUAUGAAUUCCGUGUCAGUGCUGUCAACGUGAUUGGUCAGGGCAAGCACUCUUUCUGCACCAAGCCAAUCAAGGUCAAAGAAGAACUUGAGCCCCCAACGAUCGACUUGGACUUCCGUGACAGACUGGUUGUGCGUGUGGGAGACGUGUGCACCCUCCAGGGCCGCUUCACUGGGAAGCCAGCACCUACAAUAACAUGGACAAAGAACGAGGAAGAGCUGAAAGCAAAUGAGGAGGUCACAAUGACCAACACUAGUAAAACACUGUGCUUGGCUAUGCCCAAGGCUAAACGCGAACACAGCGGCAGAUACCAGGUGGCUGUGGAGAACAUUGUUGGCUUACGUAAAGGAAUCUGCAGUCUCACUGUUGUUGAUCGCCCCCAGCCUCCAGAGGGCCCAGUGGUCUUCAAUGAGGUCUACAGGAACUACAUGGUGAUUUCCUGGAACCCUCCUCUGGACGAUGGUGGAUGUGCCAUCUCCAACUACACCAUUGAGAAGAGAGACACAAACAGAGACCUCUGGAUGCCAGUGACAACAGCUUGCACCAGGACAACAUGCAAAGUUCCUAAGCUGAUUGAGGGCAGAGAGUACAUCAUCAGAAUCUGUGCUGUGAACAUCCACGGCAUCAGCAACCCACUGCUGUCUGCCGAGACCAAGGCUAAGGAUGUCUUCAAGGUGCCAGAUGCACCCAAACAGCCCAUUGUGAAGGAGAUCUAUAAGGAUCAAGCCCUCCUCACUUGGGAGCCACCUGCGGAUGGUGGCAAGCCCAUCACUGGCUACGUUAUUGAGAGGAAGGAGACCAUGGCUAACAGAUGGACUCGCGCAUCCGGAAAAGACCGCAUCUUCCCCAAAGUAGAGUACUUUGUUCCAGACCUCCUUGAGGGCUGUGAAUAUGAGUUCCGUGUCAUGGCUGAGAACGUUGUGGGUCUGGGUGACCCCAGCCCUCCAUCAAAGCCCAUCUUCGCCAAAGAUCCAAUUGUGCCUCCAAGCCCCCCCGUGUUGCCAGAAGCUGUGGAUUGGACAAAGGAGUCUGUCUCACUAUCUUGGCAGCCACCAAAGGACUGUGGCAGGGGAAAGAUCUUUGGCUAUCUCGUUGAGUUCAGUAAAGUUGGAAAGGAGUGGCAAAAAGUGAAUCAGACUCCUGAUUCCUGCCAAGAAACCAAGUUCAAGGUCAUUAACCUGGAAGAGGGAGAAUAUUACAAAUUCAGAGUUACUGCUGUGAACUUCGCUGGUGAAUCUGAACCCGCAUACACCACAGAUCCAGUGAAGGCAGAAGACAGAUUUGAACCUCCUGAGUUGGAUGUUGAACUGGGUAUGCCUCGUGAGUUGAAAGCCAUGGCCGGAACCCAUAUCAAUCUGGUUGCUGGAAUCAAGGGAAUUCCAUUCCCCAAAGUCACAUGGAAGAAGAACGAUAAAGACGUCCCCACAAGAGCCGAAAUUGAGGUCAAUCCACUAGGAUCUAAAUUGGAGAUGCGCUACUGUGCCCGUUCUGACUGUGGCGACUACACUCUGAACAUAGAAAACUCAUCUGGAUCAAGGACUGCCACAUGCACAGUCCUCGUCCUUGACAAACCUGGUCCAAUCCAGCACCUGAGGGUUUCAGAGGUGAGAUGCGAUUCUGCCUAUCUCUCCUGGAAAGACCCUGAGGACAAUGGAGGAGCACGUAUUACCAACUUUGUUGUGGAGAAGAAAGAUGUGGCAUCUGCACAGUGGGUGCCAGUCUGCUCUUCGUCUAAGAAACGCAGCAUGAUGGCCAAGCACUUGAUGGAAGGAACAUCAUAUUUGUUCCGCGUUGCUGCUGAGAAUCAGUUUGGCAGAAGUGAAUACAUUGAAACAACCAAAGCUGUCAAAGCCAUGAAUCCUCUGUUCCCACCUGGUCCACCAAAGGACUUGCACCACGUAGAUGUGGACAAGACAGAGGUCUGGCUUGUGUGGAACUGGCCUGACCGCAACGGAGGUAGUGACAUCACAGGUUUCCUGGUUGAGUACCAAGAAGAAGGAGAGAGAGAGUGGGAUGAAUGGAACACAGUCAGCAUCCCUGAGAGCCACAUCACUGGCCUCGAGGAAGGAAAGACUUACAGAUUCCGUGUAAGAGCCGAGAACGCUAUCGGACUGAGUAGACCAGACACCACUGUUCCCGUUCUCUGCCAGGAGAAGCUUGUGGCUCCAAUUGUUGAAGUUGAUGCCAAGCUGAUCGAAGGGAUCAUCGUGAAAUGUGGAAGCACAAUCAGACUCCCUGCUAUCAUGAGAGGCAUUCCUGUGCCUACUGCUAAAUGGUCCAUUGACGGAGCAGAAAUUGUUCCCGAAGGCACAGUUAAGAUUGAGAGUGACAACUAUUCAACAGUUCUCAGCAUCAAUGAUUGUUUGAGAAGUGACAGUGGAACCUAUAUCCUCACAGUGUCCAACCCUGCAGGAACCAAGACUCUGGCUUUGAAUGUGACCGUUCUUGAUGUGCCUGCAGCGCCCAUUGGACCAGUUAGUAUUCUUGAAGUUACUCCUGAGUACAUGCUUAUUGACUGGCGUCCUCCAAAGGAUGAUGGUGGAAGCCCUGUAACAGGUUAUGUUGUUGAGAAGAGAGAGGCUAAGAAAGAAACCUGGGGAGGUGUGUGCUCUGGUAGCACAGCCACAAAGCUUAAGAUCUCUCGUUUGCAGAGUGGCGUUGAAUAUGUUGUGCGCAUUCGCGCAGAGAACAAAAUGGGUAUCGGCGCUCCUCUUGAAAGUGCACCAACCGUUGCCCAACACACGUUUGAAGCCCCUGGGCAUCCAGGCAAACCAAACACAUCAGACAUUGCAGAAGAUGCUCUCACUGUUGGGUGGACCAUGCCAUUAUAUGAUGGAGGCAGUCAAAUCACUGGAUAUAUCGUUGAGCGUAGACAUAAGGGCGGAAAAUGGAUCCGUGUCAACACGACACCCUGUAAGGAGCUCAGAAUCAGAGUACUUGGUCUCUUUGAGGGAAAUGAGUAUGAGUUUAGAGUUUUUGCUGAAAACAUUGCCGGUUUCAGUGGACCUUCUCCCAUAUCAGACCCAGCAAAACCCUGUCGUCAUAUCACAGCUCCUGGACCUCCAGUUAACCCCAGAAUCAAGGACUACAGUAAGGAAAAUGCAGACCUAGUCUGGAUUAAACCCAACAAAGAUGGAGGCAGUCCAAUCAUGGGCUACAUUAUUGAAAUGCAGAAAGCUGGCGGAGAAUGGGUGAUCAUCAACAAGGAUGGUCACAUUAAGCAGUGUGCUUACAGAGUUAAAGGCCUUGAAGAACACUCAGAGUACAGGUUCCGCAUUAGUGCUGUAAAUAUGAUUGGAGUUGGAGAGCCUAGAGAAUGCCCUGAAUCGGUGGUUGCCAAAGACAUCAUGAUACCUCCAGAGAUCGAGAUGGAUGCUACAAGCCGUGAGCAUUUGACUGUCCGUGUUGGACAUAACAUCAACAUCAUCGGUUACGUGAAAGCCAGACCUGACCCAGAGAUUAUCUGGAAAAAGGGUGAUGACGUUUUGGAAACUGCCAAGCGCACAACACUAACUCAGAACUUGCCUGUUGUUCAACUGAGAAUCAAAGAGGCAACCAGAGCAGACCAUGGAAAGUAUGUUUUGAAGGCUAACAACUACAGUGGUGAAGCCAAAGCUACGAUAACUGUGAAUGUGUUGGAUAGACCUGGACACUGUCAGAAUCUGAAGGCCUCCUAUGUGACCAGAGACUCCUGUAUGGUGUCCUGGGAGAACCCUGUGGACAACGGUGGCUCUGAGAUUACAAACUACAUUGUUGAGUGCCGUGAACCCAGUGUGAGGCUUUGGUCAAUGAUCUCAUCUGACUGCACUAACCGCAUGGUUAAAGCCAAACUCAUGGAGGGCCACGAGUAUCUCUUCCGUGUUUGUGCUGUGAACAAAUGUGGCCCUGGGCCCACAGUUGAGACAAAACAACCAACCCUUGCCAUCGAUCCCAUUAACAAGCCUGGUGAGCCAGAGAACUUCCGGGUAACUGAUGUCGGUAAGAACUUUGUCUUCUUGAAAUGGAGGAGGCCAGACUAUGAUGGUGGAAGCCCCAACAUUGGCUACGCUUUGGAGAGCAAAUUGGGAGCGGAAGAAUGGGUGCCAUUACAUGAGGAUCUGAUUACGAAUACAUUCUUCAUGGCUGACAAGUGUGUGGAAAAACAAACCUAUCAGUUCAGAGUGCAGACAUGCAACGAAGGUGGAGAAAGUGACUGGGUGAAGACUGGUGAUGUUCUUGUCAGAGAGGAGAUCCAGAAACCAGUGCUUGAUAUAAAGUUAACUGGAGCCCUUGUGGUUAAAGCUGGAGAGUCUAUCAGAAUUGAGGCUGGACUCAGAGGAAAGCCUCAACCAGAGGUGAAGUGGGUGAAGGACAAGGCCACAGGAGAUAACCCUAGAGUUAGUGUUGAAACGGGCACAGAUUAUUCUAAAUUUCUUAUGACCAAAUCUAAACGCACAGACACCGGAAAAUAUGUCGUCACCGCCACAAACUCUGCUGGAACCUUCACUGGAUACGCAAUUGUCAAUGUCUUGGAUGUUCCAGGGCCUGUGAGAGACGUGAAGGUGUCUGGAAUCGGAGUAGACAAAUGUAGAGUUGCAUGGGAUCUCCCAGAAGAUGAAGGUGGAUGUGAAGUUGAUAGCUAUAUCAUUGAGAAAUGUGAGACAAGAAGAAUGGUCUGGUCCACAUACUCUGCUUCACUUGUCACCAACUAUUGCAAUGUCACCCGACUAGUAGAAGGAAAUGAGUACAUCUUCCGCAUCAGAGCAGAAAACAAGAUGGGGACAGGUCCUGCAGUGGAGAGCAAACCCGUCACAGCUCGGACUCAGUUCAACAGACCUGGACCACCAGAAUCACCAGAGAUCACCAAGAUCGGCAAAGAGGAGAUGACAGUCGUAUGGGCCCCACCAGAGAAUGAUGGUGGAAAGUCUAUCACUGGUUAUAUCCUGGAAAGGAAAGAAAAGCGCGCUGUCAAAUGGGUGCCAUGCACAAAGAGUACCAUCUCUGAGAGACGCAUGAAAGUCAGCAACUUGAUUCCCAACCACGAGUAUCAGUUCCGUGUCAAGGCUGAAAAUGAAGUCGGACUGGGAGAGCCAAGCAAACCAUGCAGACCAGUAGCAGCCAAAGAUCCAAUUGAGGUUCCUGGUCCUCCCGGCAGUUUCAAGGUGAUUGACAGCACCAAGACGUCCAUUACUCUUGGGUGGGCCAAGCCUAUCUAUGAUGGAGGUGCUCCUAUCAUUGGUUACAUGGUUGAAAUGAGAGACAAGCCUGAGCCUAAACCUGAAGUGGUUGAUGCUGAAAAAGAAGAGGGCUGGAAGAAGUGCAACACCGGUGCUGGUGUGCUGGUGCACACAGAAUUCACCAUUCCAAACUUGAAUGAGAAGCAGAUGUAUGAAUUCAGAGUCUCUGCACAGAACCAGGUCGGCUGGGGCCGCCCCGCUACACUCAAAGAGGCCGUCAACCCCAAGGAGGUCCUCGAGGCACCAGAGAUCGACUUGGAUGCAAGUCUUAGGAAGGGCUUCACUGUUAGAGCAGGCUGCCCCAUCAGGCUCUUCGCUACUAUCAGAGGAAGACCAUCUCCCAAAGUCACCUGGAAGAAGCUCGGUGUUGAUAAUGUAGUCAGGAGAGGGCACGUGGAUCAGAUUGAUACUAUGUCCUUCCUUGUGAUCCCUGAGAGCACUCGGGACGACUCCGGCAAAUACUCUCUGACACUCUCCAACUCCGCUGGGGAGAAAGCUAUAUUCGUGCGCGUUAAAGUAUUGGAUACUCCUGGACCUGUGGGAGGAUUUGAGGUCUGUGAUGUGACAAGCACCGGUUGUCAGCUGUCUUGGCUCCCUCCGGAUAACGAUGGUGGCUGCCAAAUCCAGAACUACAUUGUUGAGAAACGUGAACUCGACAAGAAGACUUGGUCAAAUUGUAUCAACGAUUUGAAGAAAACAAGCUUCAAAGUCACUGGCCUCACACCUGGCUGUGACUACUACUUUAGAGUUAUGGCAGUCAAUAAAUAUGGAAUUGGUGUUCCUAAAGACUCUCCAAAAGCUUAUCUGACAUCUGAUCCUAUAAGUGAACCUGAUCCACCCAAGAAAAUGGAAGUCUUGGAAGUGACAAAGAACAGUGCCACUCUGGGAUGGCUGAAACCUUUGAGGGAUGGUGGGGCUAAGAUCAAUGGCUACAUGGUUGAUUACAAAAAGGACGGUGAACCUGAAGACAAAUGGACACCAUAUUCCGUUGUUAAAGACUUAACCAUUGUAGUCGUUGGCCUGAAAGAGGGCACAAAGUACAAGUUCAGAGUUGCAGCAAGAAACGUGGCUGGAACCAGUCUGGCAAGAGAAGCUGAGGGAGUAUUUGAGGUCAAGGAGCAGCUGAUGGCACCGAAGAUCAUCAUGCCUGAUAUUGUCACAGUAAAAGCAGGAGAGAAAAUGAGAGUUGAAGCUAUUGUGGCUGGAAAACCUGCACCAUUCUGCAAAUGGAGGCAAGGCGCCGAGGAUCUGUUGACAUCUAAUCGUCGCAUGGUGCAAAAGUCUCCAAAUUGCAUUACGCUCAUCAUGAAAGACGUCUCAAGAAAGGAUAGUGGUUACUACAGUCUUUCUGCUGAGAACAGCACCGGCAAAAUCAGCCAGAUUCUUAGGGUCGUAGUACAGGAUAAGCCAGGACCUCCUGACGCUCCCCUGGAGAUCGUUGAGGUUGAUAUUGAUGCCUGCACACUUCAGUGGAACCAACCCAGUGAGGACGGUGGAAGCAACAUCACCAACUACGUCAUUGAGAAGUGUGAUGUGAGCAGAGGAGACUGGGUCAUAGCUUCUGGCUCAUGCACCACGACCAGUUACAAAGUUGGAAAGCUUACCCCUGGAAUGGAGUAUGGCUUCCGUGUCCGAGCUGAGAACCGAUUUGGUAUCUCAGAGCCAAUCUAUUCAGAGAAAAUGAUUGCUAGAUAUCCCUUCGAUGUCCCAGGCGAGCCCAGAAAUCUGUGUAUCACAAAAGUCAAGAGUGAAGCAGUGUCUCUGUCCUACGAGACCCCAUCAUCUGACGGUGGCAGUCCUCUUACCGGAUACUGCAUUGAGCGCAAAGAGAGGAACAGCCUUCUCUGGGUGAAAGCAAAUGAGUCCGUUGUCCGUGGACUUGAAUACAACUGCACAGGCUUAAUGGAAGGUCUGGAAUAUGCAUUCAGGGUGUCUGCCCUCAACAAGGCUGGCCAGGGUAAACCAAGCAAACAGACUGACUGGGUCACAGCAAGAACACCCAUCGAUCCACCUGGUAAACCUGAGGUAAUGGAUGUGACAAAAAGCACUGUUUCACUUGUUUGGACUCGUCCCCAAAAUGAUGGAGGUAGCAAGCUCAUCGGAUACUAUGUGGAGUACAUGAAGAUUGAUCAAGAAGUAGAGAAAUGGGUUCGCUGCAAUGCCAACUGCCAGAACGUCAAGACAGAAGACUAUGUUGUAACUGGCCUGGAGGAGGGAGCCCAGUAUCGCUUCAGAGUUUUCGCCAAGUCAGCGAUCAACAUCAGCUUGCCUUCUGAGAUCUCAGACGCCAUCCCAGUGUUUGCAGAGAAUGUUCCCCCCAGGGUCGAGCUGGGAGUGGACAUGAAGAACAUGAUCAUAGUGAAGGCUGGAGAAAAUGUCUCAUUUGAUGCUGUAGUGUUUGGAAAACCACUGCCCAAGGUUACAUGGAAGAGAAAUGGUGUUCCAUUGAAACUGGUUGAGGGGAUGAAGAUGACACAGAAGAGACACACACACAUUCUGGAAUUGUUCUCUGUCGCAAGGAAGGAGUCUGGAGAGUACACUAUUCUAGCUGAAAAUCCCAAUGGCGCUAAAUACGCCAAUAUUAAGCUCAAGGUUCUAGACAAACCUGGCCCACCAGCUGGAGUGAAGAUCACCAAGGUGUUUGCGGACCGUAUUAAGAUGAGGUGGGAGCCACCUGUUGCAGACGGGGGCUCUGAAAUCACUAACUACAUCAUUGACAAACGUGAAACCAGCAGAGCGAACUGGGCGCUGGUGACCUCCAAUAUCCAUGGUCAACUGACUGAUUGCACAGUAGAGAAACUGAUGCAGGACCAUGAAUACCAGUUCCGGGUCAGUGCUGAGAACCAGUAUGGUAUUGGGGACCCUAUCCUCACGGACCCUGUCAUGGUCAAGAAUCCAUAUGAUGUUCCUGGUCCUAGCGAGCCACCAGUUAUUACCAACAUUACAGCCAAUUCUAUGACUGUCAGCUGGAAGGCGCCAGCUGAUGAUGGUAAAGCUACUAUUCUGGGUUACAUGGUUGAGAAACGUGAAGCAUCAGAGCUCAACUGGGCUAAAGUCAACCGUAAACCAGUGAUUGACAGGAGCAUCAAAGCUGUCCAGCUCUCAGAGGGAUCUGAGUAUGAGUUCAGAGUGAUUGCCAUGAACAAAGCUGGAUUUGGCAAACCAAGUGAUGCAUCCAAUGCUGCCCUUGCUGUGGAUCCUGUGUAUCCACCUGCACCUCCUGCCUUCCCUAAAGUUGUUGACUCAACACACAGCACCAUAAGCUUGUCUUGGACCAAGCCUGCUUACGAUGGUGGUUGUGAGAUCUUCGGCUACCUUGUCGAGUGCAAGAGAGCUGAUGCAGAACACUGGACGAAGUGCAAUGUGCCCAAGAAGCUGCAAGAAACCAAGUUCCUGGUUACUGGUCUCAUUGAUAAAACAGAAUAUGUUUUCCGUGUCUUUGCCGUGAACAAGAUCGGAUACAGCGAGCCAAGUGAAAUCCCUGGGAAACACGAGGCCAAAGACAUCCUGAUUGCUGCUGAUGCUGAGCUGGAUGCAGACCUUCGCAAGGUACUGGUCUUGAGAGCCGGAGUCACAAUGAGACUCUAUGUGCCACUGAUAGGACGUCCCCCACCCAAGGUGGUGUGGACCAAGGUCAAUGCCAACCUCAAAGAACGAGCAGGAAUAAUGAUCAAAACGUCUGAAUGGGAUACCCUUAUGUACAUUGAGGAUAUCAACAGAUAUGAUGCUGGCAAAUACAUUUUGUCGAUUGAAAACGACAGUGGAAAGAAGUCUUACACUAUCGUCGUGAAGGUCCUAGAUACUCCUGGUCCACCACUGAAUCUGAUUGUGAAGGAAACAUCUCUGAACCAUGCAUCCAUCGGCUGGGAUCCUCCUCUGAUUGAUGGAGGAAGCCCAGUGAAGAGCUACAUUGUUGAGAAGCGUCUUGCAGAGAGAAAGGCAUGGUCCUGUGUCAUAGCCGAAUGCCCCAAAUCUACUUUCAGGAUUCCUAACUUGGAAGCUGGACAGGCCUACUGUUUCAGAGUCUUGGCUGAAAAUAACUAUGGUAUCGGAGAAGGUUGUGAGACUGCCGGAGUUGUAAGAGCUUCAGAACUACCUGGAGCAGUUAUGGAUUUCAAGGCACUGUCGAUCACUAAAGAUUCCAUUCAUAUUGGCUGGAAGAAACCAAUCAGUGAUGGUGGAAGUCACAUCAGUGCUUAUCUUCUGGAGCUUCAGGAGGGUGAAGAGAAGUAUAAGGAGCUAGUGAAAGGAAAGGUCAUGUCACAUAUGAUGGUUGAACUUGAAGAAGGAAAGGAGUACUCUUACAGAGUGAAAGCAAUCAAUGAGUCUGGAGAGGGACCACCUUCGGAGCUCACUGUGAUCGCUAAAGAUCAAAUUGUUCCACCUGACUGUGACCUGAGUGGCAUCCCAGAUCUGUGCUAUGUUGCCAAGGAGGGAAGCACAGUCCGUAUCAAAGUCCCUAUUGUUGGCAAACCAGCACCGUCAGCCAUCUGGAAGAAGGGACAUGUUUCUCUGGGAGACAGUGGAAGAGUGUCAGUUGAAUCUACCCCAACUUUGACAACUUUGCUCAUCCGUGAUUGCCAGAGAGGUGAUGCAGAAAAUUACACAAUCCUGCUAAGAAACGCAGCAGGAGUCAAAGAAGCAAAGAUGCAGAUUAGGGUGGUUGGAAAACCAGGAAUCCCAACAGGACCGUUCAAGUUUGAUGAAAUCACUGCUGAUGGAAUCACUCUGGAGUGGGGUCCACCAAAAGAUGAUGGUGGGACUGAAAUAUCCAACUACAUUCUGGAGAAGCGGCAAUCAACAGCCAACAAGUGGGCUACUGUGGCCUCCGCUAUUCAGAAGAAUACCAUGAGAGUUACCAGGCUCCAUGAUGGUACUGAAUAUAUCUUUAGAGUGUUUGCAGAAAACAAAUAUGGAGUUGGAGAAUGCCUCAAAUCUGACCCAGUGGUGGCUCAGCAUCCAUUCAAUGUGCCUGAUGCACCUGCACCACCAGAGAUCGUGAGCAUUCGCCAUGAGUCUGCCAUUUUGAAUUGGACUGAUCCUAAAGAAAAUGGAGGCUCACCAAUCACUGGCUAUCAUGUUGAAUACAAAGAGAGGAACAGCUUGAUGUGGAAGAGAGCCACUAAGACCCCUAUUAGAGUGAAGGACUGCAGAGUGACUGGACUGAUUGAAGGCCUGGAGUAUGAAUUUAGAGUUAUGGCAAUGAAUGCGGCCGGUUUAGGAAGGCCAAGCAGGGCAACAGAACCAGUCAUCGCCCUUGAUCCAAUUGAUCCUCCUGGUAAGCCUGAUGUCAUCAAUGUAACCAGAAGCACUGUAACACUUAUGUGGACUGCACCCAAGUACGACGGUGGACACAAACUGACUGGUUACCUGGUUGAGAAACUGGAACUGCCAGGAAAGACCUGGAUGAAAGCAAAUCAUAUCAAUGUCCAAGGCCUUGCAUUUACCGUGCCAGACCUUACAGAAGGCAGCAGCAUGGAAUUCAGAAUCAGAGCUAAAAAUGCAGCUGGCGCAAUCAGUGUUCCUUCAGAGCAAACUGAUACCCUUAUCUGCAAAGAUGAGUAUGAACCACCAAGCAUCACUAUCGAUCCAGACAUGAAGGAAGGUGUCUCUGUCAGAGCUGGGGACACCAUUGUAGUAUCUGCUUCCAAGAUCCUUGGCAAACCUCCACCUACAGCUGUGUGGUCCAAGGCAGGAAGAGAAUUCAAGACCUCAGAUAUUGUCCAGAUCACAAGCACUCCAACUACUUCAACGUUGUCUAUUAAAUAUGCAAGCAGGAAGAACACUGGAGAGUACACAAUUACAGCCAGUAAUCCUUUUGGUAUCAGAGAAGAACAUGUUAAGGUCAAGGUUCUUGAUAUCCCUGGACCUCCAGGCCCCAUUGAAGCCAGCAGUGUGUCAGCUGAGAAGUGCACAUUGACAUGGUUGCCACCAGAAGAGGAUGGCGGCUGCACAAUCAAAUCCUACACACUGGAAAAGAGAGAAACAAGCCGUCUUCUCUGGACCAAACUUGCUGAAAAUAUAUUUGAUUGCAGAUUUGUUGCAAGCAAGCUGAUCAAGGGCAAUGAGUACAUCUUCCGUGUGUCUGCAGUGAACCAGUAUGGCACCGGUGAUGGGACCCAAUCUGGCCCUGUCAAAAUGGUUGACAGCUUUGGCCCACCAGGCCCACCUGGAAUCCCAGAGAUUGACAAUGUCAGCAGAAACGCUGUUACCAUUUUCUGGAAGAGGCCAGUAAAAGAUGGUGGAAGUGAUAUUAGAGGCUAUCAGGUUGAGAGGAAAGAGAGAAGAGGAAUGAGAUGGGUGAGAGCAUCGAAGAAAACGGUCUCUGACCUACGUUACAAAGUACAAGGACUGACGGAAGGUGUUCAGUAUGAAUUCAGAGUAACGGCAGAAAACAAAGCUGGCUUUGGUGAACCCAGUGAACCAUCUGCCCAUGUGAUGACAAAGGAUAUUGUGUAUCCACCAGGACCUCCCUCCAACCCAAGAAUUACUGACACCACCAAGACAACAGCCACAUUCAACUGGGGUAGACCCCACUAUGAUGGUGGCCUGGAUGUAGCAGGAUACAUUGUUGAGCACAAGAAGGAAGGACAUGACGAUUGGGUCACAGACGUCACAAGAUUGAGGAUUACAGAAUACGUUGUGUCAGACCUGAAGGCUGGUGGGAACUACUAUUUCAGAGUCAGAGCCAUAAAUACAGAGGGAGUUGGUGAACCAGCAGUGGUUGAAGAAAUUGUUGAACUUAAGGACCGUGAGACACUUCCCGACUAUGAGCUUGAUGCUGAGUAUAGAAGAACCCUUGUUGUCAGGGUCCGUGGAUCCAUUCGUAUCUUUGUGCCAAUUAAAGGACGUCCAGUUCCUGAAGUAACCUGGAUGAAGGAUAAUGCCAUUCUUGGUAAAGGUGGCCGUGAACACAUUGAUACUACAGAGUCGUAUACUCUCCUGGUUAUCCCUGACUGCACAAGAUAUGAUGCUGGAAAAUACAUGCUGUCAUUAGAGAAUGUUGCUGGUAAGAGAGAUGGAUUCGUUAACGUCAGAGUACUGGAUUCACCAGGACCACCUGUGAACCUGAUACCACGUGAAAUCACCAAAACAAGUAUCACUAUGCAGUGGGAAAUACCCAUUAUUGAUGGUGGAUCAAAGAUCAUUAACUACGUCAUUGAGAAGCGAGAGGCCACAAGAAAGGCUUAUACAGUAAUCACUACAACCUGGCAGAAAUGCUCCUUCAAAUUUGACAACUUGGAUGAAGGCUCUGAAUAUUACUUCAGAGUAUCUGCUGAAAAUGAUCUAGGCGUUGGCGAGCCAGCAGAGACACCUGAGACAAUCAGAGCAUCCCAAGCACCUACUGCCCCUGAAAAUCUGUACGUCACUGACGUGUCAGCGGACACCGCAAGCCUUGCAUGGACGAAGCCAAAACAUGAUGGCGGCAGUAGGAUUACUGGAUACGUUAUUGAAGCACAGAAGAAGGACACAGAGACAUGGACCCAUGUAACAACUGUAAAAGCUCUUGACUACACAGCCACAGAUCUCAUUGAAAAUAUGGAGUAUGUGUUCCGCAUCAUGGCAGUCAACAGCUCUGGCAGAAGUGAUCCACGUGAAAGCAGACCUGCUAUCAUUAGAGAGCAAACAACAGCACCUGCAUUUGACCUACGUGGAGUCUACCAGUCUUUGGUCAUUGCUAAGGCUGGUGAUAAUGUGAAGGUUGAAAUUCCGGUUCUGGGUCGCCCCAGACCAGCAGUUUCAUGGAAGAGAGGUGAGGACACACUUAAACAGACGCAGAGAAUCAAUACAGAUACUACUGCAACCUCAACUACUCUCCACAUCAAUGAGAUCAAAAGGAGCGAUGGUGGUCAAUAUUCGAUGACUGGCAAGAAUAUACUUGGAACAACGACAGAGACAAUUACUGUUGAAGUCCACGAUAUUCCAGGACCUCCUACUGGACCAAUUAAGCUUGAAGAAGUUUCUUGUGACUACAUUCUCUUAUCAUGGGAAGGUCCAGAGAAUGAUGGCGGUGUACCCAUUAACAAUUACAUUGUUGAGGCUAGAGAAACCACAGGCACAUCAUGGGUUGAAUUAGCAGCAACGGUUAUCCGUACAACAUUCAAGGCUGCUCGUCUCACAACAGGAAUCAUGUAUCAGUUCCGUGUUAAAGCCCAGAACAGGUACGGCAUUGGACCCUGUAUAGUCUCAGAACAAGUGGUUGCUGCUUAUCCAUUUGAUGUGCCAGGUCAACCAGGCAUUCCUGAAAUUGUCCACUUCAACAAGGAUUCUAUGACUAUUAGCUGGGAUGAACCAGCUUCCGAUGGUGGAAGCCCUAUUUUGGGAUAUCACAUUGAAAGGAAAGAGAAGAACAGUAUCCUGUGGCAGAAGAUCAGCAAAGCACUUGUAGUAGGGAACAUGUUCAAAUCAACAGGCUUGGUGGACGGAAUCGCCUAUGAGUACCGCGUUAUUGCUGAAAACAUGGCUGGUUUGAGCAGGGCAAGCAAGCAUUCUGAGACUACCUUUGCUCUGGAUCCAGUGGACCCACCUGGCCAACCAAUAGCAUUGAAUGUAACCAGACAUGAGGUGACUCUUCAGUGGACAAGACCUGAAGGUGAUGGAGGAUUCUCAAUAACUGGGUACCAAGUAGAAAAAAGAGAACUCCCAGACGGACGCUGGCUCAAGGCCAACUAUAGCAACGUCCUUGAGACAACAUUCACUGUUAGCGGUCUCACAGAGGAUGCUACUUAUGAGUUCCAUGUUAUGGCAAGAAACUCAGCUGGCGGUCUCAGUAAGCCAUCUCUACCAUCAGAGGAAAUCACUUGCAGAGAUGAUAUUGAGGAGCCCAAACUUGAAGUUGAUACAAUCUAUAAUAGUACUGUGGUUGUGAAAGCAGGAGAUGUCUUCAAACUUGCUGCCAGCGUAACAGGCAGACCAAUACCAACACUGGUAUGGACCAAAGACGGGAAGGAACUUGAAGAUACAGCCAAGUUGGAAAUCAAACUCUAUGACUUUUCUACAACCUUAGUCAACAAAGAUUCUCUAAGAAGGUGCGGUGGCACAUUCACUUUAACUGCCAGCAAUCCGGGUGGUUUUGCAAAGCAUACCUUCAAUGUUAAGAUUCUUGAUAGACCUGGACCUCCAGAUGGUCCACUUGCUGUUACAGACGUCACUGCUGAGAAAUGUAUCCUCUCAUGGCUGCCACCAUCACAUGAUGGAGGUGCAAAGAUUCUGCACUACAUCAUUGAGAAACGUGAAACAAGUAGACUUGCUUGGACAAAUGUAGCAACAGACUUACAAGUUAACCGGUUUAAGGUAACCAAGUUGUUGAAGGGUAACGAGUAUAUCUUCAGAGUUAUGGCUGUCAACAUGUAUGGAACUGGAGAGCCCCUUGAAUCCGACCCAAUGGUUUCUACAAAUCCAUAUGUGCCAGCUGAUGCUCCAUCAACACCUGAGGUAACGACCAUCACAAAGAACACCAUGGUUGUUUGCUGGGAACGCCCUGAUCACGACGGUGGAAGCGACAUCUUCAACUAUGUUGUUGAAAGGAGAGACAAAACCGGUCUUCGCUGGGUUAAAUGCAACAAGAGGACUGUAACUGACCUGAGGUUCAAGGUAUCGGGGCUCACACCAGGGCAUGAAUAUGAAUUCAGAAUCAUAGCAGAAAACAAUGCUGGUUUAGGUACACCAAGUCCUUCCAGUGAAUUCUACAAGGCAGUAGACACAAUCUUCCAACCUGGACCACCUGGAAAUCAAAGAGUCUUAGACACAACCAAAUCAUCCAUUACAGUUGCCUGGAACAAACCUGUAUAUGAUGGUGGUUCUGAUAUCAUUGGAUACGUUGUAGAGACCUGUCUACCUGAGGAAGAUGAAUGGACAAUUCGGACCCCUAAGAAGGGAUUAGUUGGGACAUCAUUUACCAUCACUAACCUGGUAGAAAACCAAGAUUAUAAAAUCAACAUUUGCGCAAUUAACUGUGAAGGGGUUGGAGAGCCAGCACAAGUGCCUGGCACACCAAUUGCAGAGGACAGGCUGCUUCCUCCUGAUAUUGAACUUGGUGCAGAGCUUCGUAAGGUUGUCUGCAUUAGAGCUUGCGGCACAUUGAGACUCUUUGUACCUAUUAAAGGAAGACCAACUCCUGAUGUCAAAUGGUCCAGAGAAAAUGGAGAGCCUGUUACGAGAGCAACUAUUGACACCACAUCAUCAUUUACUGCUCUUAUGGUUGAAAAUGUUGACAGAUUUGACAGUGGAAAGUACAUGUUGACAGUGGAAAAUGCCUCAGGAAGCAAAACUGCAUAUGUGAAUGUCAGAGUGCUGGACACACCUGGAGCACCACAAAGCCUCAUAAUCAGGGAGGUCACCAGAGACUCAGUAUCACUCAUGUGGGAUGCACCCCUUAUUGAUGGUGGCUCCAGAAUUAGAAACUACGUUGUGGAGAAACGUGAAUCAACACGAAAAGCUUACUCCACAGUUUGUGCUCAAUGCGUUAAAUCUAGCUGGAAGAUUGGUGGCCUGGAGGAAGGAAACACAUAUUUCUUCAGAAUUCUGGCUGAAAAUGAAUUUGGCAUUGGACUUCCAAUAGAGACUCCUGAGGCAGUCAGAGUAUCAGAAAAACCACUUCCACCAGGCAAAGUAACCCUUGUUGAUGUCACAGGCACCAGUGUCUCUCUGUCUUGGGAAAAACCAGAUCACGAUGGAGGUAGCAGGAUCUCAGGAUAUAUUGUUGAGAUGCAUGGCAAAGACAGUGAAACUUGGACCCAGUGUGCUGUUGCAAAAAUCACACAAGCUGUUGUUCUUGGGCUGACACAAGGUGAAGAAUAUAUGUUCCGUGUGUCAGCACAUAACGAAAAAGGAACCAGUGAUCCUCGUCUACUUAGUGUACCUGUGGUAGCCAAAGAUCUUGUUAUUGCGCCAGUAUUCAAGCUGCUGUUCACCACAUUCAGUGUAUUGGCAGGAGAUGAUCUCAAGAUAGAUUUGCCAUAUGCUGCUCGCCCCAAAGCAGUUGUGACCUGGCUCAAGGAUGGUGUCGCACUAAAAGAAACAACCAGAGUCAAUGCUGAUGCUACUGAUACACAUUUGCAUCUUGUGGUCAAGGAAGCCAGCAGGGAGGAUGUGGGAAAGUACACCAUCAAACUUGUAAACACAGCUGGUGAAUCAACAGUGGACAUUGCAGUUGUUGUUCUUGAUAAGCCUGGUCCUCCAACUGGCCCAAUCACUGUUGAUGAAGUCACUUCUGACAGUGUGGUACUGUCCUGGAACCCACCUACAUAUGUGGGUGGUUGUGCCAUUAACAACUAUGUAGUAGAAAAGAGGGAAACGUCCACCACAAACUGGCAGAUUGUGUCUGCAACAGUUGCAAGAACCACUAUUAAAGCAGCUCGGUUGAAGACUGGGUGUGAAUAUCAGUUCAGGAUUGCUGCUGAAAACAGAUAUGGAAAGAGUCCAGUACUGAUAUCAGAAAAUAUUGUUGCUCAAUAUCCAUUUGAUCUCCCAAGUGCACCAGGGACCCCAAUUGUACAAUCAUCUACAAAGGACAGCAUGGUUAUCGUAUGGGAGAAGCCUGGUAGUGAUGGCGGGAGCAAGAUUUUGGGAUAUCACCUUGAGAGUAAGGAGAGAAACAGCCUCCUCUGGGUUAAACAGAACAAACAACUGAUCCCAGACUUGAGGUUCAAGCUCAGUGGUCUUGAUGAAGGUAUUGAAUAUGAGUACAGAGUUUAUGCUGAAAAUAUUGUUGGCAUUGGCAAAGCAAGCAAAUUGUCAGAAAUCCAUGUUGCAAGAGACCCCUGUGACAGUCCAGGCAAGCCUGAAGCUGUCAUUGUCACAAGAGGAGCUGUCACUCUCCAAUGGACUAAGCCAGAGUUCGAUGGAGGUAGCAAAAUCACUGGCUACUUUGUGGAGAAGAAAGAGCUGCCUGAAGGGCGCUGGAUGAAGGCCAGUUUCGCCAAUGUCAUUGAGACACAAUUUAUUGUUACUGGCUUAGUUGAAGACCAGUGCUAUGAGUUCCGUGUCAUUGCAAGAAAUGCAGCAGGUGUUUACAGUCUUCCAUCUGAGAGCACUGGGUCUAUAACAGCAAAGGAUGAAGUUGAUCCUCCCAAAAUAGAGAUGGACUCAAAGUACUCUUCAACAAUUGUUCUGAUGGCAGGUGAAUCGUUCAACCUUUGUGCAGAUAUUUUCGGCAAACCUGUACCCUCAGUCCAUUGGAUAAAAAACGAUGUUGAAAUAAAGGAGGCUGCACGUCUUGAGAUAAAGAACACCGCUUUUAAAGCAUCAUUGAGUGUUAAGGAGGCAAUCCGUGUUGAUGGAGGCCAAUAUAUCCUACUUUUGAAAAAUGUAGGUGGAGAGAAGUCAGUGCACAUCAAUGUCAAAGUGUUAGACAGACCUGGUCCACCUGGAGGCCCAAUUUCUAUCUAUGGAGUCACAAGUGAAAAGGCUUGUAUUGCCUGGAGACCACCAGCACAAGAUGGAGGUAGUGAUGUUUCUCAUUACAUUGUUGAGAAGAGAGAGACUAGCAGAUUGGUUUGGACUCUGGUUGAACCUAAAGUGCAGACUCUAAAUCUUAAGAUCAUAAAACUUGUUCCUGGAAAUGAGUAUGUCUUCCGAGUGAUUCCUGUGAACAAAUACGGAAUUGGUGAAGCUCUUGAAUCUGAGCCAAUGAUUUCCAGAAAUCAAUUUGUAACACCUGAUCCACCCACAGAUGUGGAAGUCUCCACCAUCACAAAAGAUUCAAUGGUGGUAACUUGGGAAAGACCUGAAAACGAUGGUGGAAAUGCCAUUUUUGGAUUUGUUAUUGAGAAGCGUGAUAAAGAAGGUGUGCGCUGGACCAGAUGCAAUAAGCGUACAGUGAGUGAGCUGCGCUUCAGAGUAGCAGGUCUUCUUGAAAACCGCAGUUAUGAGUUCCGAGUUUCAUCUGAGAAUGCUGCUGGAGUUGGUAAACCAAGUGAACCAACUAUUUAUUACAAGGCAUUGGAUGCUAUCUUCACAUCAGGUCCACCAAAUAAUCCCAAGGUGACUGACACAACAAGAACAUCCGUGUCCUUGUCAUGGGGCAAACCUAUCUAUGAUGGUGGCUGUGAGAUUCAAGGAUACUUAGUGGAGGCCUGUGAAGGAGCAUCUGAUGAAUGGACAAUAUGCACUCCCCCUGCCGGAAUCACACACACUACAUUUACAGUUAGAAAACUACUUGAGAAGCAUGAGUAUAAAUUCAGGGUCUGUGCCAUAAACAAGGUUGGUGUUGGUGAGCAUGCAGAUGUCCCUGGAUCAGUUCUUCUAGAGGAGAAAUUGGAAGCACCAGAUCUUGAGCUUGACGCUGACAUGAGGAAGAUGAUUAAUGUCAGAGCUGGAAGCGCUCUUAGGUUGUUCAUUCCUGUUAAGGGACGGCCGGCUCCUGAACUGAAAUGGGGAAAGGCUGAUGGAGAACUCAAGGAGACGGCACAGAUUGACAAUACAAGCAGUUAUGCUUCACUCCUGAUUGAAAAUGUUGACAGAUUUGACACUGGCAAGUACACUGUUACUGCAGAGAACUCCAGUGGAGUUAAAUCUGUCUUCAUCAGUGUCAGAGUACUUGAUUCACCUAGUAUGCCUGCAAAUUUCGCUAUCAAGGAGAUAACAAAGAAUUCAGUCACCCUUACUUGGGAACCACCUAUUUUGGAUGGUGGGUCUAAAAUUAAGCAAUAUCAUGUUGAGAAACGAGAAAGCACUAGGAAAGUGUAUUCCCCUGUCACAACCUGUCAUAAGAUGUCAUGGAAGAUUGAACCACUUGUGGAGGGAAGUAUCUAUUUCUUCAGAGUUCUUGCUGAAAACGAGUGGGGCAUUGGCUUACCUGCAGAGACCCCUGAACCCGUAAAGAUUUCAGAGGUACCUCAACCUCCCGGUAAAGUUACAGUUCUAGACGUGACACGGAACAGUGUCUCUCUUAAGUGGGAGAAACCAGAUCAUGAUGGAGGCAGCAGAAUAAGCCAUUAUGAGAUUGAAAUGCAAGCCAAACAUAGUGACAAAUGGACACUAUGUGCUCAAUGUAAAUACCUUGAAACUACUGUCACUAGCUUAGCCCAAGGAGAGGAGUAUCAAUUCAGAGUAAUUGCUGUUAAUAGCAAAGGAAAGAGUGACUCUAGACUUCUGGCCAGUCCAGUAGUAGCAAAGGACCUUGUCAUUGAACCUGACAUAAGACCUAAAUUAACACAGUACAGCGUACAGGUUGGCUAUGAUCUGAAGAUUGAAGUUCCCAUUGCUGGACAUCCUAAACCAGUCAUCACAUGGACAAAGGAUGGUGCUGCCCUGAAACAAACCACAAGAGUUAAUGUUGUCGACAGUGCACGCAACACACAUCUAACCAUCAAAGAAGCAACAAAAGACGAUGGUGGAUUGUAUAGUAUUAAUAUUACCAAUAAGCUUGGAUCCAAAGAUGCCACCAUUGAAGUAAUCACACUAGAUAAACCUGGCCCACCAACAGGCCCAAUCAAGAUGGAUGACAUAAGUGCUGAAAGUAUCACACUUACCUGGGAACCACCUGCAUACACUGGUGGCUGCCCAAUUUCAAAUUACGUUGUCCAGAAAAGAGAUACAACCACAACUAACUGGGUUGUAGUCUCUGCCACUGUGGCAAGAAAUACCCUGAAAGUGACAAAUCUAAAAACAGGUGCAGAAUACCAAUUUAGGAUUUUUGCUGAAAACAGAUAUGGCAAAAGUUAUGCUAUUGAUUCUGAACCUGUCCUUGCCCAGUAUCCCUUCAAGGAGCCAGGACCACCAGGAACACCUUACGUGUCUUCAUAUACUAAGGAUUACAUGGUCGUGGAAUGGCACAAACCCAUUUCAGAUGGAGGCAGUGCCAUUUUCGGCUAUCACAUUGAGAGAAAGGAAAAGAACAGUAUCCUUUGGACAAAGAUCAAUAAAUCCCUCAUCCAAGACUGUAGAUUUAAAUCUACUCCUUUGGAGGAAGGUAUAGAAUAUGAGUUUAGAGUGUCUGCCGAGAAUAUCGUUGGCAUUGGCGCGUGCAGCAAACUCUCUGAGGGAUAUGUGGCACGUGACCCAUGUGAUCCUCCUGGCACCCCAGAGGCUAUCAUUGUCACCAGGCACUCUGUGAAACUGAAGUGGACAAGACCACAGUAUGAUGGUGGCAGUCUGAUCACAGGCUAUGUGGUGGAGAAACGCGAUCUCCCAGAGGGAAGAUGGAUGAAGGCAAGCUUCACAAAUGUCAUUGAAACUGUAUUCACAGUUCUGGGUCUAACUGAGGAUUGCAAAUAUGACUUCAGAGUCAUAGCUAGGAAUGCCGCUGGGUCUAUCAGCAAGCCCUCUCAGAGCACCGGAUCCAUCACAGCAAAGGAUGAAGUUGAUCCACCAAAAUGUGAAGUUGACUCAGUGUACAGCCAGGUUGUUAUCAUCAAUGCUGGGGAAACAUUUACACUUGAGGCCGCUGUACAAGGAAAGCCAAUUCCAGCAGCUCAAUGGUUCAAGAGUGAUGCAUUAGUGGAGAACUCAGCAAGGGCUGAGAUUAUGAACUCAGAUUUCCAAGCAAAGCUUGUUGUCAAAGAUGCUAUCAGAGUGGAUGGAGGACAAUAUACGUUGCUUCUAACUAAUGUUGCUGGAGAUAAAACUGCAACGUUCAAUGUGAGAGUACUGGACAGACCUGGGCCCUCUCAGGGACCCCUCACUGUUAGCAAUGUCACAUGUGAGAAAUGUUCACUGUCCUGGCUUCCUCCAAGAGCUGACGGUGGAAGCAGUAUUUCCCACUACGUCAUUCAAAAGAGAGAAACUAGCCGUCUUGCAUGGACUGUGGUUGCUAGUGAUUGUGGAGCUACAAUGUUCAAAGUCACAAAGCUUCUGAAGGGAAAUGAGUACAUCUUCCGUGUUAUGGCUGUCAACAAAUUUGGUACUGGUGAACCUCUUGAAUCAGCCCCAGUUAUAAUGAGAAAUCAAUUUGUUACUCCUGGACCACCUCAAGAAUUGGAAAUAGCCAAUAUUGCCAGGGAUUCCAUGACUGUGUGCUGGACUCGCCCAGAGGUUGAUGGUGGAAGUGAGAUUGCUGGUUACAUUGUUGAGAAGAGAGAUAGAGCUGGAAUUAGAUGGACAAAAUGCAACAAACGCAGAGUCACAGACCUUCGCUUCAGAGUGACAGGCCUGACAGAGGAUCAUGAAUAUGAAUUCAGAUUAUCUGCUGAGAAUGCUGCAGGAAUCGGCCAACCAACUGAACCAACUCCUUACACCAAAGCAUGUGAUCCAACAUUUGAACCUGGUGCUCCCACUAAUGCACAUGUGGUUGAUACUACCAAGAACUCCAUUACACUUGCAUGGAGUAGGCCCAUUUAUGACGGUGGUGUCAAUAUCCAGGGAUAUGCUGUGGAGAUCUGCAAAGCCGAUGAGGAGGAAUGGACUCUAUGCACACCACCAACAGGAGUGAAUGCCACUACCUUCAAAAUCACCAAACUUAUCGAGCAUCAAGAAUAUAAGGUGCAGGUAUGUGCCAUCAAUAAAUUGGGUGUUGGUGAACCUGCUGAGAUUUUAGGAACUGUAAAACCAGUGGAUGCAAUGUUCGCCCCAGAGAUUGAGCUGGAUUCAGAGCUAAGGAAAGGAGUCGUUGUGCGUGCUGGAGGAUCCAUGAGGAUCAAUAUUCCAUUCAAAGGACGUCCUACUCCAGAAAUAAGCUGGUCCAAGGAUGAGGGUGACUUCACUAACAAAGUUCAAAUUGAGAAAGGCGCCGAUUUUACUCAACUGUCAGUAGACAUCUGUGACAGAAAUGAUGCUGGAAAGUACACUCUGACCCUGGAAAACAGCAGUGGUUCCAAGUCUGCAUUUGUUUCCGUCAAAGUACUUGAUACACCAGGAGCACCCGUAAACUUCACAGUGAAAGAUAUUAAGAAAAACUCUGUCAAUCUUGUUUGGGAGCCCCCACUAAUUGACGGAGGUGCGAGGGUCAAGCAUUACUUUGUUGAGAAGCGUGAAUCCACUAGGAAAGCUUAUUCCAACAUUUCAAACAAGUGUACCAGGAACAGUUUCCAUGUGGGAGAUCUCAUUGAGGGGGUUAUUUAUUACUUCAGAGUUAUGGCUGAGAAUGAAUAUGGUGUAGGCCUGGCAGCAGAAACAGCUGAGCCAGUGAAGACAUCAGAAGUCCCUCUGCCUGUAGGAAAGAUCACAUUGACUGAAGUGACUAAGACAACUGCCUCAAUGGCAUGGGAAAAACCAGACCAUGACGGUGGAAGUAGAAUAAUGGGAUACUACAUAGAAAUGCUGCCUGCAGGAUCAGAGGAAUGGAUCCUAUCCACAACCACAAAGACAUGUGAGGGAACUGUAGAAGGCCUAACCGCAGGUCAAGAAUACCAAUUCAGAGUUUCAGCCUUUAAUGACAAAGGAAAGAGUGACACAAGGGUAUUAGCUGCCCCUGUCACAGCUAAAGAUCUAACUAUUGAACCAAGUUUUGUAAUGGCAUUCAACACCUUUAGUGUCCAACAUGGUGAAGAUCUGAAGAUAGAAAUACCAGUGAGAGGACGCCCAGCACCAAAAGUGGUAUGGACAAAGGAUGGACAGGCAAUUAAAGAGACAACCAGGUUGAAUGUUUCAAGAACAGCAUCAUCAACAAUCCUUGCUAUAAAGGAGGCAACCAGAGCGGAUUCUGGAAAGUACAAAAUCACAGCUACCAACAGUAUAGGAGAAAAAGUUGCAGAAAUCGGAGUGAUCAUCCUUGAUAAACCUGGCCCAGUCACAGGACCUAUAAAGAUUGAGGACGUGAGUUCCAAUUAUGUCAACCUCGCAUGGGAACCACCUGCGUACACAGGAGGUUGUCAAAUAAACAAUUACAUUGUGGAAAAGCGUGACACAACAACCGUAGCAUGGCAGUGUGUGUCUGCAACCAUUGCAAGAACAACUAUCAAAGUUACCAAGCUGAAAACCGGUACUGAAUACCAGUUUAGGGUGUUUGCAGAAAACAGAUAUGGAAAGAGUCCAUCAUUGGACUCAGCAGCUGUUGUUGUGCAAUAUCCUUUCAGUGAACCUCUUGCACCUGGUACUCCAUUUGUGUCAUCAGUGACAAAGGAUCACAUGGUUGUUGAAUGGAAAGUACCAACCAGUGAUGGAGGUAGUCCAAUCCUUGGUUAUCACCUCGAACGCAAAGAGAAGAACAGCAUUCUCUGGACGAAGUUGAACAAACUGCUCAUUCCUGACUGUCGAUUCAAAACAAAUGAACUUGAAGAAGGCAUUGAGUAUGAAUUCAAGGUCUUUGCUGAGAACAUUGCUGGCUUGAGUCCACCUAGCAAGAUUUCUGAUGUUUGUGUCGCCAGAGACCCAUGUGAUCCACCUGGUACCCCUGAGGCUAUUGAUAUUACCAGGAACCACGUUACACUGUCAUGGAAAAAGCCCCAGUAUGAUGGUGGUAGCCUGAUCACAGGCUAUGUUGUUGAAAGGAAGAAGCUUCCUGAUACCCGUUGGAUGAAGGCUAGCUUCACAAAUGUAAUUGAGACGCAAUUCACAAUCUCAGGUCUGACUGAAGAGUGUGAGUAUGAGUUUAGAGUAAUUGCAAGGAAUGCAUCUGGUAUUUUCAGUGCUCCCUCUGAAAGCACUGGAGCUAUUACCGCUAAAGAUGAAAUUGAAGCACCAACAGCAUCAAUGGAUCCCAAAUUCAAGGACUGUAUUGUCAUCCAUGCUGGUGAAACAUUUGUUAUUGAUGCUGAUAUUUUGGGAAAACCACUCCCUGAAAUCACAUGGUUGAAAGAUGGAAAAGAAAUCGACCAAACUACCCCAAGAAUGGAGAUCAAAACAACCAUUCAACGUACUAUUCUAACAGUCAAGGAAUGUAUCAGAGUAGAUGGUGGACACUUUGUCCUGAGUCUUAGCAACGUUGGUGGAACAAAAUCUAUUCCCGUCAACGUGAAAGUCCUUGAUAGACCUGGUCCACCCGAAGGUCCAAUGAAGAUAACUGGCGUGACUUCCGAGAAAGCCUAUCUUCACUGGAGUCAUCCAUUACAUGAUGGCGGUGCCAGCUGUUCUCAUUAUAUAAUUGAAAAGAGGGAAACCAGCAGAUUGUCAUGGACUGUAGUCGAACCCAGAAUCCAAGCUGUCAGCUACAAAGUGACUAAACUCUUGCCUGGCAAUGAGUACAUCUUCAGAGUUACAGCAGUAAAUAAGUUUGGCAUUGGCGAACCUCUUGAAUCAGACCCAGUUAUUGCACGUAAUCCUUUUGUGACACCCAGUGCUCCCUCAACACCUGAAGCAAGUGCUAUUACAAGGGACUCAAUGGUACUUACAUGGGAACGUCCAGCAGAUAAUGGUGGCUCAGAUAUUGAUGGCUAUGUCCUGGAGAAACGAGAUAAAGAGGGCAUUAGAUGGACAAAAUGUAACAAGAAAAGACUUAAUGACAUCAGAUUCAGAUGUACCGGACUCACCGAGGGACAUUCCUAUGAGUUCAGAGUGUCUGCUGAAAAUGCUGCUGGUGUGGGAGUGCCAAGUGCACCAACAGAAUACAUAAAAGCCUGUGAUGCCACAUAUCCACCUGGUCCUCCUAACAACCCUAAGGUGACAGACCACUCAAGCACAACUGUGUCACUCUCAUGGACAAGACCCAUCUAUGAUGGUGGAGCAGCCAUCAAAGGAUAUGUUGUUGAGAUGAGAGAAGAAGGAGAUGAAGAAUGGAUAACCUGUACACCACCAACUGGUGUACAAGCAACACACUUUACUGUGAAAAAACUGAGGGAAAAUGCUGAAUACUAUUUCCGCAUCUGUGCAAUUAACAUUGAAGGAGUUGGUGAGCAUGUUGAUGUUCCAGGGUCUGUAGUUGCAUCUGAAAGACUUGAGGCCCCUGAGAUUGAACUUGAUUCAGACCUUAGGAAAAUGGUCCAAGUACGGGCAAGUGCAACACUGCGUUUGUUUGUGACAAUCAAAGGAAAACCUGAACCUGAAGUAAAGUGGUCCAAGAUGGAUGGCCCUCUUACUGAGCGUGCACAAAUUGAGGUCACAAGCUCCUACACAAUGCUUGUCAUCGACAAUGUCAAUAGAUUUGACACUGGGAAGUAUGUGUUGACUCUUGAGAACCUUAGUGGUCAAAAAUCAGCAUUCAUUAAUGUCAGGGUGUUGGACUCACCAAGUGCCCCUGAGAACUUUGAAGUCAAGGAUAUUAAGAGAGAUUCUGUAUCACUAUCCUGGGAGCCUCCUAUGAUUGACGGUGGAGCUAAGGUCACCCAUUACAUUGUGGAAAAGAGAGAUACUACAAGACUGGCAUUUACAAGUGUUUCAAAUAACUGUGUAAGAAAUUCCAUGAAGAUUGAUGACCUUAAGGAGGGCGGAAUUUACUAUUUCCGCGUCAAAGCUGUCAAUGAGCUUGGUGUGGGUUUGCCAGCAGAAACAACAGAACCAAUCAAGGUAUCCCAAGCCCCCUUGCCUCCUGGCAAAGUUACGGUUGUAGAUGUUACUCGCGACAGUGUUAGUCUCGCAUGGGAAAAGCCUGAUCAUGAUGGUGGUAGCAAAAUCACAAGCUAUACAGUAGAAAUGAAAACCAUGGGUGAUGAGAAAUGGACUGUAUGCACUGAGAUUAAAGCAUUGGAAGCAACUAUUGGUGGACUCACAACUGGUGAGGAAUAUUCAUUUAGGAUUACUGCUGUCAAUGACAAAGGCAAGAGUGAACCUAAGCCACUGGCAGACCCUGUCGUAGUAAAGGACAUUACAAUCGAACCUAUCAUCGAUCUGAUGUUCAACACAUACAGUGUCAAGGCAGGAGAUGAUCUGAAGAUUGAUGUUCCAUUCAGAGGCAGACCUGAACCUGAGGUGGCAUGGAAAAAAGAUGGAGCUGUUUUGAAGCAGACAACUAGGGUGAAUGUUCUUACAGCAAAAAAUUCAUCGAAAAUUACUAUCAAAGACGCAACCAGGGAGGACUUUGGGAAGUAUGAGAUCAAUUUAACCAACACAGUUGGCAAGAAAUCAGCGACAAUAGCUGUUAUCAUCUUGGAUAAACCUGGCCCACCAGGUGCAAUCAAGGUAGAUGAAGUGAGUGCUGACAAUAUUUCACUGUCUUGGGAUGCCCCACUCUACGAUGGAGGAUGUCAAAUCAACAACUAUGUUGUGGAGAAGAGAGAUACUACCACUACAACAUGGCAGAUAGUUUCAGCCACAGUUGCCAGAACAUCAAUUAAAGUUCCCCGCUUGACACAAGGCACUGAAUAUCAGUUCCGUAUUGCAGCUGAAAAUCGUUACGGCAAGAGCCAUGCUGUGGACUCCGCUCCAAUUGUUGCACAGUACCCCUUCGAGACACCUGGCCUUCCCACAUCCCUCCACGUUGCCCAUGCUACAAAGUCUGGCAUUUUGGUCGCAUGGGGUAAACCAGCCAGUGACGGUGGAAGUCCAAUCAUUGGUUAUCACCUGGAAAUGAAAGACCAUAGCAGUAUUCUCUGGACAAAGAUCAACAGAGGUAUCAUUGCUGAAACAGAAUACAAAGUGAUUGGGAUUGAGGAAGGCUUGCUGUAUGAGUUCCGUGUUUAUGCUCAGAAUAUUGCUGGAAUUGGACCUUGCACCAAAGCCUCUGAGCCUGUAGCUGCAAGAGAUCCUUGUGAUCCACCUGUUAACCUUGAGGUCAUUGACAUCACAAGAACUUCAGUUUCCAUUACUUGGCAGGCGCCAGAGAAUGAUGGUGGAGCCAAGGUGACUGGCUACAUUGUUGAACGCAGGGAGCUUCCAGAUGGCCGUUGGCUGAAGUGCAAUUUUGCCAGUCUCCAGGACACAUACUUUGACAUUACAGGCCUUACAGAGGACGUACAAUAUGACUUCCAUGUUAUUGCAAAGAAUGCAGCUGGCUUACUCAGUGAGCCAUCACUGAGCACAGGUGCCAUCACAGUCAAGGAUGAGGUGGAUUCACCUCGCAUUGAGUUGGAAGACAGGUUUAGGCAAUUAGUAGUUGUCAAAGCUGGAGAUAUUUUGAGGAUCGAUGCAGAUAUUUCUGGGCGUCCACGUCCAGUCAUUGCAUGGACAAAGGAUGGUAAAGAAAUUGAUGCCAAGGCAAGAGUGGAGAUUACUUCAACACACAGCACCACCACAUUAAUAGUCAGAGACACUAUCAGAAGAGACACUGGCCAGUACAUUGUAACUCUACAGAACGUUGCUGGCACAAGGUCCUUGGCUGUAAACUGUAAGGUCCUUGACCGCCCUGGACCAUCCUCCGGACCAUUGGCAGUCACUGGUCUGACAGCAGAGAAGUGCACUUUGACCUGGGGACCACCUCAAGAAAAUGGUGGUGCAGAAAUCAUGCACUACAUUGUUGAGAAACGUGAAACCAGCCGCCUCGCCUGGACUUUAGUAUAUGGUGAUAUGAAAGCUACAACAUGCAAAGUCACCAAACUGCUUAAAGGAAAUGAAUACAUCUUCAGAGUAAGGGGAGUGAACAAAUAUGGAGACGGUGAAGCCCUGGAGAGUGAGCCCACCAGAGCCAAGAAUGCAUACACUGUCCCUGCUGCACCAACAGAUGUUCAAAUCACGAGUAUCACAAGUGAUGCAAUGACAAUCUGCUGGGAAAGACCAGAAUCCGAUGGAGGAAGCAGCAUUUAUGGCUAUGUUAUUGAGAAACGAGAGAAAAUUGGAUUGCGCUGGGUACGAGUGAACAAAAAGCCCGUGUAUGACCUCAGGGUCAAGGCAUCCAAUCUUCGUGAGGGAGCUGAAUAUGAGUACAGAGUCUAUGCAGAAAAUGCUGCAGGCUUGAGCCUCCCAAGUAUUCCUACCGAACUAACAAAGGCGGAGGAUCCCCAAUUCCUGCCAUCUCCACCAUCUAAACCUAAAGUUAUUGACUCCUCAAAGACUACUGUUUCUCUUUCAUGGAACAAGCCUUUGUUUGAUGGUGGUGCUCCUGUGACAGGAUACUGUGUUGAAUAUAGGAGAACAGAUGAAUACGAUGAUGACUGGUGUGUCGGUGUUUCAAACACAAAGAACACUGAAUUCACCGUCGUUGGAUUAACUUCUGGAGCAGAAUAUAUGUUUGUUGUCAAAUCAAUCAACAAGAUUGGUCUCAGUGAGCCAAGCCCCCCUACGGAUCCACAGGUGGCAAAGGAGAGAGAAGAGGAACCAGUAUUUGAUAUCAGCAAUGAGAUGCGAAAGACACUCAUUGUAAAGGACGGUAGUUCAUUCACUCUAACUGUGCCAUUCAGGGGAAAGCCCGUUCCUAAUGUUAUGUGGACCAAGGCUGCUGUUGACCUGAGAGUGAGGGCCAGUAUUGAUACCACUGAUACCUUCACAUCUAUCACAGUGGAACAAGCAACAAGAGAUGACUCUGGAAAAUAUACUGUGACUCUCCAAAACAUAGCUGGAAAAGUUGCAUGUACAUUGAAUGUAAGGGUUCUGGACUCUCCUGGCCCACCAUCUCAUGUUGGGUUUAAGGAUGUUACAAAGAGCUCUGCAACAGUUACAUGGGAUACCCCAGAUAAUGAAGGUGGCGCUGCGGUAAAGAACUACCUUGUUGAUAUUCGUGAGGCAAGCAAAAAGGGAUGGACCAGACUCACAGAUACCUGCCAUCGUCUGACCUACAAAGUAACAGACCUGGUGGAGGGAGGAGUAUACUACUUUAGAGUCAUGGGUGAAAAUGAAUAUGGAGUUGGUGUAUCAGCUGAGACCAAAGAUGGAGCAAAGAUUACAGAAAAACCCAGCCCACCAGCAUCACUUGGAGUCACCGAUAUCACCAAGGAAAGUGUUUCACUUGCUUGGGGAAAGCCCGAGCAAGACGGAGGUAGCAGAAUCACCAGUUACCAAAUCGAUGCUCUUGAGAAGGGUCAGGAUAAAUGGGUGAAAGUUGGUGUCACCAAGUACACCCACAUUGUGGUCUAUGGUCUGACGCAAAAUGCUGAAUACUUCUUCAGAGUUCGUGCUGAGAACCACGCUGGGUUCAGUGAUGCUAAAGACAUGAUUCUGCCUGUAACAGUUAAAGACCAGCAUGAACCUCCUGAGAUCAACAUGAAGAUGUUCCCCCACAAUACAGUCUAUGUCAGAGCAGGAUCAAACCUGAAAUGUGAGAUCCCACUUACUGGCAGACCUAUGCCAAAGGUUUCUCUUUCAAAGGACAAUGUUGCACUGAAGUCAACUAUGAGAUUCAACUCUGAAGUAACUCCUGAAUACCUCAUCAUUACUCUUCGUGAGAGCAUUGCUAUUGAUUCAGGAAGGUAUGACAUCUGUGCCUCCAACACAAGUGGAACCACCAAGUCUUUUGUUAACAUUGUGGUCCUGGAUAGACCAAGCGCCCCAAUUGGUCCUGUGGAAAUGACUGACGUGACAGAAGACAGCGUGAGUCUGAAGUGGUGUCCUCCUCGGUAUGAUGGUGGAAGCACCAUUUCAAAUUACAUCAUCCUCAAACGUGAAACAACCAACGCCAACUGGACUGAGGUCUCCUCGGCCGUCGCAAGAUGCACCAUGAAAAUCAUGAAGCUUACAACAGGACUGGAAUACCAGUUCAGAAUCAGGGCUGAGAAUCGCUACGGUGUCAGUGAGCACAUUGACUCUCCAACCGUCAGAGUAGAUCUGCCCUACACCGUCCCUGUAGCUCCAUCAGCUCCUAUGGUUACAUCUGUAACCAGAGAGAGCAUCACUGUAGCCUGGAAGGAGCCAGCCUCCAAUGGAGGAAGCCAUGUCUUUGGAUACCACCUUGAAAUAAAGGAUAGAAACAGCAUCUGUUGGCAGAAGGUUAACAAGACUGUUAUCCGUGCCACACACUACAAAGUGCCAGACAUUGCUGCCGGCCUCAUCUAUGAGUUCAGGGUUACAGCAGAAAACGCAGCUGGAUGCAGUCCGCUCAGCAAAAUCUCAGACGCAGUACUUGCAAUUGAUGCUUGCGAGCCUCCAACCAAUGUCAGGAUCACUGACAUCACAAAGACUUCCAUCAGCAUUGCAUGGCAGAAGCCCAAUUAUGAUGGCGGUAGCAAGAUCACAGGAUACCUGAUUGAGAAGAAAGAGGGCCAGAAGGACAGAUGGACAAAGGCUAACUUGACCAAUGUUUCUGACACACAUUAUACUGUGACAGGACUUACUCAGGAUGAGACCUAUGAAUUCAGAGUCAUGGCAAAGAAUGCAGUUGGAUCAAUUAGCAAUCCAUCCAUCAUUGCAGGCCCUGCAACUUGCGUGGAUACAUAUGGUGCCCCUGAGAUUGAAAUUCCUGAUGAAUAUCGCGAGGUUGUGAAACACAAAGCUGGAACCACUGUCGAGCUUAGAUUUGGAAUCAUUGCCAAACCAGCACCGACAAUUGAGUGGUACAAGGACAGAAAGGAACUUGAGUCCGGUGCCCAGGCUCAGCUGGUACAGAAGAACGCUGCUGAUAGUUCCACUCUUAUCAUUAGGGAUACCACACGUCUCAACUCUGGAACAUACGAGAUGAGGCUCAAAAACUCUUUGGGCUCAGCAUGUGCCUAUGUCAGAGUACAAAUUCUUGAUAAACCAGGACCACCACCUGGCGAGAUUCAGCUCAAAAAGGUCACUGCUAACAGUAUCACCAUCAUGUGGGAUCCUCCUGAGGAUGAGGGUGGUGCUAUGGUAACCCACUACAUUGUGGAGAAACGGGAGGCCAGUAGAAUUCAAUGGUCCAUUAUCUCUGAGAAUUGGGCGGAAUGUAUUGUGAAUGUCCCAAGACUGAUCAAAGGCAAUGAGUACAUCUUCAGAGUCCGAGGAGUGAACAAAUAUGGAGUUGGAGACCCACUGGAAUCCGAACCCGUGGAGGCAAAGAAUGCAUUUGUUCCUCCAAGUCAACCUUCCAAACCUCAAGUCACCAUGAUCACACACUCCUCAAUGACGGUGGUAUGGGAAAGACCUGGAAUUGAUGGUGGAAGUGACAUUGAUGGAUAUUACCUGGAAAAACGAGAGAAGACAAGCUUGCGUUGGUUCAAGGUUAUCAAAAACACCAUUCGUGAUACAAGACAGAAAGUCAGCAACCUGCUCACUGGAAAGGACUAUCAAUAUCGUGUAUGUGCUGUCAAUAAGGCUGGAGCUGGUCCAUACUCCGAAGAGUCUGACCUCUUCAAAGCUGCUGAUGCAGUUGACGCACCAGGUGAACCAACCAAACUCAGAGUGGUCGACUCCACCAAAACAUCCAUCACCCUGGGCUGGGUGGCGCCAGUGUAUGAUGGUGGCAGCGAGAUCACCAGCUAUAUCGUUGAGCAGAUGACCUCUGAAGAAAGGGAAUGGACUGUCAUCAGCCACAACGGAGAAGUGAGGACAACAGAGUAUGUUGUGAAUCACCUGAAACCAGGAACCUAUUACUUCUUCCGUGUAUCUGCUGUCAACUGUCUGGGACCCAGUCAACCAAUCGAGAUGUACCAGCCUGUUCAAUCCAAGGAUAUUCUUGAGGAGGCCGAUCUUGAUUUGGAUGUUCCCAUGACGACUCAAUACACCGCCAAGGCAGGAAGGGAUAUUGAGGUGUUUAUUCCACUGAAGGGCAGACCUGCACCAAACUGUGCAUGGAGAAGACAUGACAAGAACAUGGCCAGCGAUGCAAGAUACACUAUCACCAGCACAGAACGUACAACAGUUCUUGUCAUUCCAAAGGUCACCCGCGACGACUGUGGCAAAUACUACCUGGAGAUUGAGAACGGUGUUGGCGAGUCCAAGUUCAUCACUGUGUCUGUUAAGGUUCUUGACACCCCAUCCACUUGCCAGAAACUGAUCAUCAAGAAUGUCACCAGAGGUAAGUUGACAUUGAGCUGGGAAGCUCCUCUGAUCGAUGGUGGUUCCCCAAUCACCAACUACAUUGUGGAGAAGAAAGACGCUAACAACAGAGCGUAUACAGUCGUGUCAUCAGAGUGCCCCAACACAUCAUACAAGAUCGACGGUCUGUCAGAUGAAAUCGCCUACUUCUUCAGAGUGUCUGCUGAGAAUGAGCAUGGUACUGGUGAUACAUGUGAGACUGCAGAGCCAGUCAGGGCCACUGAGACCCCCGGACCAGUCAAAGAGCUGGUCAUGACAGACGCUACUAAGACAUCAGUGACUCUUCACUGGACCAAGCCUGACCAUGAUGGAGGUAGCCACAUUUCAGACUAUGUCAUUGAGACGAAAACUAAAGAGGAAGAAUCCUGGACUGUUGCUACAACAUGCAAGCGUUGCACAUGUGAAGUUAAAAACCUGAAGGAAAACUCUGUUGUGAACUUUAGAGUGUUUUCUAAGAAUGAGAAGGGCAUCAGUGACUUCUCUCAGAUUGGGCCCAUAACAGUAAAGGAGUUCAUUAUUCCACCUGAGGCCAACAUGAUAGAUUAUCCGAAUGGUGAACUCUUUGUUCGUGUCGGUCAAAACAUCCAUAUUGAAAUGCCAUUUAAGGGUAAACCAAAGCCAUCUGUUGGAUGGAUGAAGGAAAACAUUCCUUUGAAAGAAAGUGAACAGAUUCGCUUCCGUGAAACAGACAACAAAGUGUCUAUAACAGUCAGAAGUGCAAAGAAAGAGAAUGCAGGCCUAUACACAUUGGUUCUGAACAACAAGCUUAUCAAGAACUUCUUUGACAUCAAUGUGAUCACUCUCGGACCCCCCUCUGUGCCAGUUGGACCGGUCCGAUUUGAUGAGGUCAAAGCACAGGGCAUCAUUAUAUCUUGGGAUGAACCACAGGACAAUGGAGGUGGAGACAUCACUUGCUACAGUGUGGAGAAACGAGAGACGGCCCAGGCUAACUGGAAGAUGGUUUGCUCCAGUGUGGUGAGGACAACGUUCAAGAUACCCAACCUGGUCAAGGGCACAGAGUACCAGUUUAGAAUACGUGCAGAGAACAAAUACGGAGUGAGCGAUCCUUUGAAUUCACCAGACGUGAUCGCCCAACACCAGUACAUGCCACCAGGUGCACCAGGAAAACCAGUCACAUACAACGUUACCAGUGACGGCAUGACUAUCCAAUGGGAAGCACCCAGCUUUGAUGGUGGCUCACCAAUCACCGGCUACCAUGUUGAGAAGAAGGACAGAAACAGCCUGCUGUGGACUAAAGUAAAUUCCAGCAUCAUCUCUGCCCGUGACUACAGAAUUAUUCAGUUGAUUGAAGGACUGGAGUAUUCCUUCAGAGUCUAUGCAGAGAAUAAUGCUGGCCUGAGUCCCGUCAGUGAACAGAGCAAACAUGCCCUCGCAAUCUCCCCAGUUGAUCCACCUGGUACUCCUAACGUCAUUGAUGUCACAAGAGAUACUGUCACUCUCAAAUGGGAUAUACCCAAGAAAGAUGGAGGAUUUAAGAUUGUGGCAUACAGUGUGGAGAGACGUCAAGGUAGAGGCAAAUGGUUGAGAUGCAACUUCACCGACAUAAGUGAUUUGCAAUUCACCAUCACCGGACUUUCUGCUGGUGAUCGCUAUGAAUUCAGAGUGAUUGCCAGAAAUGCUGUCGGUACAGUCAGUCCACCCUCACAGUCAUCGGGCUAUGUCAUGACAAAAGAUGAAAGUGUUUCUCCCGACAUUGAGUUCAGAGCCGACACUGCUCUUGUGUACAAGGCUGGUGAAAACAUCAAACUAAACUGUAGUAUCACGGGUCGACCAGUGCCUCAGGUCAUAUGGUACAAGGAUGGUAAAGAGAUUGACAAGAUGAUGUUGAUUGAUAUUACCACUAACAUCGGCUCCAGCCACCUGUUCAUUAGAGAUGCUGAUCGCGACCAUCGCGGAGUGUACAUGGUGGAAGCCAAGAACAGCUCUGGAACUAAGACAGAGAGUGUCAACAUCAGAGUCUCAGAUACCCCUGGACCACCUGAGGGACCAGUGCGUUUCACUGGUAUCACUGCAGAAAAGGCAACUGUCUGGUGGAACCCCCCAGAGAAUGAUGGAUGUGCUGCAAUCCUCUAUUAUACAGUGGAAAAGAGAGAAACAUCUAGGAUCUCCUGGGCAAUGAUGACAAGCAAGUGUGAAGCUUGUUCAUUCAACGCCACCAAGCUGAUCAAGGGCAAUGAGUACCAGUUCCGUAUCUCUGCUGUCAAUAAGUUCGGAGUUGGACGUCCUCUCGACUCUGAUCCAUUCAUUGCACAGAUGCAAUUCACCGUUCCAGAAGCCCCAGGAACACCAGACGCCACAAAUGUGACUGGAGACACAAUCACAAUAGGCUGGACAAGACCCAGAUCAGAUGGUGGAAAUGAGAUCAAACACUACAUCCUGGAGAGACGUGAGAAGAAGAGCUUGCAAUGGGUGAAGGUUUCAUCCAAGAGACCAAUCACUGAGCUCAGACACAGAGUGACACACCUGAACGAAGGUAAUGAAUAUGAAUUCCGUGUCAUGGCUGAAAACGGUGCCGGAAUCGGACCAGCAAGCAGCACAUCAAGACUCUUUAAGUGCAGAGAGCCUACAAGCGCACCAAGUGCUCCUUCUCUGGUGAAGGUCACCGACUCCACAAAGUCGUCUGUCACCCUGGAAUGGAUCAAGCCUGUCUUUGACGGUGGUAUGGAGAUCAUUGGCUAUGUCAUUGAGAUGUGCAAGGCAAGCCUUAAUGAAUGGCACCAAGUCAACAGAGCAACUUGCAUCAACACAAGAUACACCGCUAAAGGUUUAACGGCUGGUGAGGAAUAUAGGUUCCGUGUGCGUGCAGUGAAUGGGUCUGGAAAAGGAGAAGCAUGUGCAGUUCCUAAUCCAGUGCAAGCUGUUGAUAGACUGACGUCACCAGAAAUCACCCUUGAUGCAGACUUCAAACAGACACACGUUGUGAAGAACGGGGCCACCGUCACUCUUCAUAUUGCCUUCUGUGGUAAACCAACUCCGCUGGCUACAUGGACCAAGGCAGGUGGAGAACUUGGUGUUAUGGCAGAUGUCAACACAACUGACACAUACAGUACCUUGACCAUUGAGAGCUGUACCAGAUUUGACUCUGGAAAAUACACCUUGUUGCUUGAGAACAACGGGGGCCGCAAAUCUAUCACAUUGACCGUGAAGGUGCUUGAUACACCUGGACCUCCAGGAGCUAUCAGCUUUAAGGAUGUGACUAGGGGAGCUCUGACAAUGCUAUGGGACGCUCCAGCCAACGACGGUGGAGCCCGUAUUCAGCACUACAUCGUAGAAAAGCGUGAGGCUAGUCGUCUCAGCUGGAAGUCAGUCAGCGAAAAAUCCUCACGCCAAAUGAUCAGAAUGACCAACCUAGAAAUAGGUGUACCUUACCUGUUCAGAGUCAUCGCUGAAAAUACGUAUGGCAGGGGAGAACCCUGUGAGAUGAUUGAACCGAUCACUGCAACUGAGGUCCCUGCUCCACCCAAGAGUCUUGACGUCAUUGACACUACUAAUUCUACUGCUAUCUUGGCCUGGCUGAAACCUGAACACGACGGUGGCAGCCGCAUCACAGGUUACAUUGCUGAGGCCAAAGCAAAGGGCUCUGAUCGCUGGAUUGUUGGCGGUCAAACCAAACACCUAAAGUUAGUCAUUGACGGCUUGAUUGAGAACACAGAAUAUGACUUCCGUGUCAAGGCUGUCAAUGAGGCUGGUAUCAGUGUCCCAAGAGAUGCCUUAGCAUCCGUUGUCAUCAAGGAGCCCAAGAUUGAGCCCACAGCAGAUCUCAGUGGCAUAAAUAACCAGCUCAUCACAUGCAAGACUCACAAUGCAUUCACCAUUGAUAUCCCCAUCAGUGGCAGACCAGCUCCAAAGGCCACCUGGAAACUGGAGGAGAUGAAGCUAAAAGAGACUGAUAGAGUGAUCAUCAAGACUACUACAGAAAGGACCACCCUGGUGGUAAAAGACAGCAAGAGGGGAGACAGUGGAAAAUACUACCUCACUUUGGACAAUGCCGCCGGACUGAAGACAUUUGCUGUUACUGUCAACGUUGUUGGAAGACCCACUCCACCAGUAGGACCCAUUGAAAUCUCUGAAGUGUCAUCAGAGGGCUGCUCAUUGGCUUGGACAGCACCAGAGGACGACGGUGGAACAGAUAUCGACAACUACAUUGUUGAGAAACGUGAAUCUGGAUCUACAUCCUGGCAAGUGGUGAACUCAAGUUGUAAACGCACCACGAUCAAAGUAAGCCAUCUGACCAAAUACAUGGAAUACACCUUCCGUGUCUCUGCUGAGAGCAAGUAUGGCGUGAGCAAGUCCAUUGAGUCUUCAGCUGUUGUCAUUGAGCAUCCAUUUGUUCCACCAAGUCCACCAACUCGCCCAGAUGUGGUGUCAGUAUCUGCUACGGCUAUUGGCAUCAAGUGGGAUCUGCCAUACGCUGAUGGCGGCAGUAAGGUGACUGGAUACUGGAUAGAGAAGAAGGAGAGAAACACCAUUCUUUGGGUCAGGGAGAACAAGCUCCCAUGCCUGGAUACCCAAUAUAAAGUCUCUAGUCUCAUUGAGGGCCUGGAGUACCAGUUCAGAGUUUAUGCUAUGAAUAUUUCUGGUCUCAGCAAAGCCAGUGAGGCCUCAAGACCAGUAGUGGCUUUGAACCCAGUCGAUCCUCCUGUUAAACCUGAGGUGACUGAUGUCACAAGGUCCUCAGUAACUAUUGCAUGGGGUAUACCAUUCAAUGAUGGUGGCAGCAAGAUUGUCGGAUACAUCGUGGAGCGCAAGCCGUGGAGUGAUGAUGAGUGGGAUAACGCCCGCUGGUUGAAAUGUAACUACACCACCAUCACAGAGACUCACUUCACAGUUGGAGGACUGGGUGAAGCAGAAAUCUUUGAAUUCCGUGUCAUUGCCAAAAAUGGAGCUGGAGUUCACAGUGCACCAUCUGAAACAACAGGACCGAUCACCUGCAAGGACGAAUACACUCCUCCCAAGGCUGAACUUGACAGCUCUCUUGUUGGAGAGCAUGUCACUAUCCGGGCUGGAUCAGACCUGGUCCUUGAUGGUGUAAUUGGUGGUAAACCCGAACCCAUAGUAUGGUGGGCCAAAGGUGACAAGGUGCUGGAGCUGGGAGAGAAAUACUCCCUGACAUACACCAGCUCAAGAGCCAUGGCCAUCAUCAAGUCCUGCAACAGAAAUGACACAGGAAGAUACGUUCUGACCGUGAAGAACGCCAGUGGAACCAAGACAGCGUCUGUCAACGUUAAAGUGCUCGAUACACCAGGGCCUCCUGAGGAAAAGGUCACAAUCACCAGGGUGACAGAGGAGAAGUGCACUGUGUCUUGGAAGAUCCCUCUGGAGGACGGUGGAGAUCUUGUCACUCAUUACAUUGUUGAUAGACGUGAGACCAGCAGACUCAACUGGGUGAUCAUGGAGACAGAGUGCAAGACUCUGUCCUGUGUCAGCUCCAAACUGAUCAAGAACAACGAGUACGUCUUCCGUGUCAGAGGAGUAAACAAGUUCGGACCUGGUGUGCCUUUGGAGUCCGAGCCUGUCAUCGCCAGAAACGCAUACACUGUCCCAUCACAACCUGGAGCACCAGAAGUCACAGCUGUAGGAAAGGAGCACGUCAUCAUUGAAUGGAUGAAACCUGAAAGUGAUGGCGGAAGUGAGAUCAAGAAUUACCUGGUGGACAAACGUGAGAAGAGCAGUUCCAGAUGGACCAGGGUCAAUAAGACCUUUACCAUCUAUGACAUCCGCCUGAAGAUCUCUGGUUUGCUGGAAGGCAGUGACUACCAGUUCCGUGUUACAGCUGUGAAUACAGCUGGAAACAGCCAGCCCAGUGAAGCCUCUCACUAUGCCUACUGUAGAGAGCCAACAUACACUCCAGCCCCUCCUUCAAUUCCACGAGUGGUAGAUUCCACCAAGCAUAGCAUUAGCUUGCAAUGGACCAGACCCAUGUACGAUGGUGGCGCUGAUGUUGUUGGCUACGUGGUGGAGGUGCUUGAGGAAGGAACCGAGCAGUGGUACAGGGCCACUCAGAAGACUUUGAAGACCAAUUCGUUUGUUGCCACUGGACUUCAAAGCAACAAGAAGUACAGUUUCCGUGUCGCAGGAGUCAAUAGCAAUGGCACUGGGGAAUUCAGCGAACCUAGUGUGGAAAUUGAGCCUGUUGAGAAACUCUCAAUCCCUGAUCUUGAGCUCCCUGAUGAUCUGAAGAAGAUCGUGUGUCUGAGAGCUGGUAACACUCUUAGGUUGUUCGUCAAUGUGGCUGGAAGACCGGCCCCUGUAGUGACCUGGAGGAAACCUGGCAUUGACCUGCAGAGCCGUGGGUUCAUUGAUACAACUGAUAGUUAUACUCAACUAAUCGUUGAGAAGGUCCAUCGUUACGAUGCCGGCAAAUACACCAUUGAGGCUGAAAAUCCAUCUGGCAAGAAGUCAGCAACUAUUCUCGUCAAGGUUUAUGACACUCCUGGACCACCUGGUUCAGUCAGAGUCAAAGACUACACAAAGGAGUCUGUCGUCAUUACAUGGGACGUACCAUCUAUUGACGGUGGAGCCCCUGUGAACAACUACAUCAUUGAGAAACGUGAAGCUUCAAUGAAAUCCUACAAAACAGUUACAACAGAAUGCAGGAAGACCUUGUUCAGAAUUACUGGCCUGGAGGAAUCAGUACACUACUUCUUCAGAGUGUUACCAGAGAACAUAUAUGGUGUUGGAGAACCAUGUGAAACCCCUGAAUCAGUGUUGAUCUGUGAAGUACCCAGCCUUCCUCAGGAUCUGCACAUUGUGGAUAUUGGAAAGUCCUCUGCCAUACUUAAUUGGGAGAAACCUCUUCAUGAUGGUGGUAGCAGACUGACGGGCUACGUCAUUGAAGCUAACAUCGUUGGAUCAGACAGAUGGAGUGCAGUGGCCACCGUUAAACAGUCCAUGUCCCAGCAUACCGUCACUGGUCUGACAGAGAAGGAGACUUAUCUCUUCAGAAUCAGAGCUACCAACACCAGAGGAGUUAGCGAGCCAAGGGAGAUUACAGGACCUGUGGUCAUUCAGGAACAACUACUGGCACCCUAUAUUGAUCUGGCCGGCAUUCCACAGAAGGUUGUCCAUGUGCCAGCCGGCAAACCAAUCGACCUCAAUAUUCCUAUAAAGGCCAGACCUGCUCCAGUUUGCACCUGGUCCUUCAAUGGUGCUAAAAUGAAGGAUAGUCUUGACCGGGUUAAGAUUGUGUCUAAUGGAAAAUACACCAAACUGACUGUUCGUGAGACAACCAUUGAUGACACUGGUAGCUACACUCUUCAAGUAAAGAAUUCUGUAGGAACUGCGACAGAGAUACUUAAAAUUAUCAUUCUUGAUAAACCUGGAAUACCUAUUGGACCGAUCACAGUUGAUGCCGUUGAUGCCACAUCUGUAACAGUCAGCUGGGAGCCACCAGAGAAGGAUGGCGGCGCCAACGUUAGUGGCUAUGUUGUUGAGCAGCGUGACGCUCACCGCCCCGGAUGGCUGCCAGUGUCCGAAUCUGUCACAAGACCCACAUUCAAGUUCACCAGAUUGUCUGAGGGAACUGAAUACGUGUUCCGUGUGGCUGCAACAAACCGCUUUGGCAUUGGGGGAUUCUUGCAGUCUGAAGUUGUUGAAUGCAAGAGUCUCAAGACCGUACCCAGUGCACCAAACAGACCUGAUGUACUGGAUGUGACUCAUGAGGGAAUGACCAUCACAUGGCAGCCACCAGAAGAAGAUGGAGGCUCCCAAGUGUCUGGAUAUAUAAUUGAGCGCAAGGAGGUCAGAUCUGAAAGGUGGAUGAGCAUCGUUAAGAACCCAGUCACCAUGACCAGAUACAGAUCAUCAGGUCUGUGCGAAGGCAAUGAGUAUGAGUUCCGCGUGAUCGCCCUCAACUCCAGAGGCUCGAGCAAACCCAGUAUGGCAUCUAAACCAGCUAUCGCCAUGGAUCCCAUCGAGCCUCCUAGUGCACCACAGUUCCCCAUGGUCACAGACACAACCAGGACGUCUGUGUCUCUGGCCUGGAGUCCUCCAGAGGAAGAGGGUGGUUCUGUCAUCACUGGUUACCUGAUUGAGAUGCAGAAGGUAGAUCAGGUGGAAUGGACCAUGUGCAACACAACACCCAUAAAGAUCUGUGAAUACACUCUGACGCACAUGCCUCAGGGAGCUGAGUACAAGUUCCGUGUGAUGGCCUGCAACGCUGGUGGACCCGGAGAGCCAGUCGAGAUCCCAGGAAUCGUCAAGGUUACAGAAAUGCUUGACUAUCCCGAUUAUGAACUGGACCUCAAAUAUGAGGAAGGCUAUGUGGUCAGACAGGGAGGAGUCAUCAGGCUGUCUGUGCCCAUCAAGGGUAAACCAGUCCCUAUUUGCAAGUGGACAAAGGAAGGCCGAGAUAUCUCUCACAGAGCUAUGAUUGCCACCAAUGAUGAUAUCACUGAACUUGUGAUCAAAGAAGCCCACAGAGAUGACACUGGCACAUAUGACCUGGUCCUGGAGAACAAAUGUGGCAGGAAGGCUGUCUACAUCAAUGUUAAAGUGAUUGGACGUCCAGACGCACCGGAAGGUCCCCUUGAGUUUGAUGAUAUCCAGGCUCGCUCUGUAAGAGUCAGCUGGAGACCUCCCUCUGAAGACGGUGGCUCUGAUAUCCUGGGUUACAUCGUUGAAAGGCGAGAGGUAUCAAAGGUAGCAUGGUACACUGUGGACUCAAGAGUGGUGGACACAGCUCUGGUGGUCAAGGGGCUGAAGGAGAAUGUUGAAUACCAUUUCAAGAUCACUGCUGAAAACCAGUUUGGUGUGAGCAGAUCUCUCAAAUCAGAUGAAUGUGUCACUCCAAAGACACCGCUGUCUCCACCAGAACCUCCAAUCAACCCACCAGAAGUUAUGGAUGUCACAAAGAGCACUGUUGCUCUAUCUUGGGGCAGACCAAAAGAUGAUGGUGGCGCCCGCAUUACAGGAUACUAUGUUGAGAGGAGAGAGGUGUCCACAGAGAAGUGGGUGCGUCACAACAAGACACACAUCACCACUACAAUGUACACUCUCACUGGACUCAUCCCUGACGCUGAAUAUCUGUUCCGUGUCGUGGCACAAAACGACAUCGGUCAGAGUGAACCUGGACCAGUAUCUGAAAAUGUUAUAUGCAAAGAUCCAUUCGACAAACCCAGUCAACCAGGUGAGAUUGAUAUAAUCUCUGUUGCCAAAGACUGCAUCACUAUUCACUGGCUGCGCCCAGAAUGCGAUGGUGGCAAAGAGAUCCUGGGUUACUGGAUUGAGUUCAGACAGGCAGGUGAAAGUGCCUGGAAGAAAUGCAACAAGGAGCGUUCCAAGGACAGACAGUUCACCAUGGGUGGUCUGAUGGAGGCUACAGAGUACGAGUUCAGAAUCCUUGCAGAAAAUGAAACAGGAAUGAGUAGACCUCGCAGGACCGCCAUGGGCAUCAAGACUAAACUGAGCUUGGGAGAGGCUCCUAGUCUCAAGGAAGACAUGGCAGAUGUCAUCGCAAAACUUGGUGAAUCAGGAACUCUGACAUGCCAGAUUAUUGGCCGUCCCCUUCCUGACAUCAGAUGGUACAGAUAUGGCAAGGAGCUGAUCCAGAGCCGCAAGUACAAGAUGAGUUCUGAUGGUCGCAACCAUUCACUGACAGUGGCCACAGAUGAACAGGAAGAUGAGGGCAUAUACACUUGCAGAGCCGCCAAUGAAGCCGGUGAAACAGAGUCCAGCGGCAAGCUGCGUUUGCAGGCCGCACCUGCUUUCCACCCUGGAUUCCCAUUGAAGGAGAAAUACACUGCAGGGUGUGGAACAAGUCUUCGUCUCCAUGUUGUCUACAUUGGCCGUCCAAUUCCACAAAUCAUGUGGUUCUAUGCAAAGAAGCCGCUCAACGCGUCUGAAAACGUGAUAAUUGAAAACACUGAGAGUUACACUCAUCUGGUUAUAAGGAAUGUACAGCGUAAAACAAAUGCUGGAAGAUACAAGGUGCAAUUGACCAACAAAUUUGGAACUGUUGAAACCACACUCAAGGUUGAAAUUCAAGAUAAACCUACCAAACCUGAGGGACCUAUUGUUGUUGAUGCUGUGUUGAAGAGCGCAGUGAUCAUCAGCUGGAAACCACCAAAGGAUGAUGGUGGAUCAAUGAUCACCAACUACAUUGUGGAAAAACGAGAAGCAAAGGAAGGCGAGGAGUGGCAUCUGGUGUCAUCAUCAGUCUCAGGAAACACUUGCAGGAUUCAAAAUCUGAUUGAAAGUGCUGGAUACUACUUCCGUGUUUCUGCUCAGAACCAAUAUGGAGUCAGUGAGGCACUUGAAGUUCCUGGUGUUCUCAUUAUCAAAAGUCCAUUCGAAAAACCUGGAAUUCCCGUGCAGCCUGUUGUCACAGAAGUGACCAACGAUUCUUGUCUUGUGUACUGGAAACCACCAAAAGACGAUGGAGGUGCAAAGAUAAAGAACUAUUUCCUUGAAAAACGAGAGAAGAAACAGAACAAAUGGAUCACUUGUACAUCCAAUAAAAUCCAUGAGACACAUUUCGCUGUAAAAGGCCUUCUUGAGGGCUUUGAGUAUGAGUUCCGUGUGAAAUGUGAAAACAUGGGUGGUGAAAGUGAUUGGAGUGAGGUGUCAGAGGCCAUCAUUCCCAAAUCAGGUCUCACAAUGAAACCUCCUGUCUUCAGAGAAGAAAUGAGACCAGAAAUGAUUGUGAAGUUUAGAUCCAAUGCUACAUUUGUCACCAAAAUUGUUGGACAUCCCAUCCCUGCUGUGAAAUGGUAUAAGAAUGGCAAAGAAAUUGUUGCAGAUGGUACCAAACUCAAAUUGCAAGAAUUCAAGGGAGGUUAUUACCAACUUGUUAUUGCUAAUGCCGAGGACAGCGACGCAGGUGUCUAUCAAGUCAGGGCAACAAACCAAGGAGGAUCCAUCUCUACGACAGUGAAUCUGACUGUUGAAGUUCCUGCCAAGAUCCACCUACCUCAGGAACUGCAAGGCAUGGGAGCAGUUCAUGCUGUAAAGGGUGAAGUGGUUACCAUUAAGAUUCCAAUCAGUGGCAAGCCCGACCCUCAAAUACAAUGGCAGAAGGGACCAGAGAUCAUGGGAUCAUCUGCUCACACUCAAGUGAUUGUCACAAGAUCAUUUACUUCACUCGUCUUCCCCAAAGGAGUUCAGAAGAAGGAUACAGGUUACUAUGUAAUCACUGCCAAGAACAGAUUCGGAGUUGACAAACAGACCAUUGAAGUUGCCGUGGCAGAUGUACCAGAUCCUCCUAAGGGCAUUAAAGUCAGUGAAAUCACUAGAGAUUCCAUCACUCUAACCUGGAGUCCUCCAGAAAAAGAUGGUGGAAGCCCUAUCAUUAACUACAUUAUUCAGAAGUGCCCCACAUCAGGUGACAGGUGGAUCCGCGCAGGCCAAACCAACGAGCCUAAAUACACCAUGAUCGCUCUGUUUGGCAAGACGAAAUACCAGUUCCGUGUCAUUGCGGAGAACCAGUUUGGUCUGAGCGAUCAUUCUGAACCAACUGAGCCUGUUACAACAAUAGAAGAUAAAUCCGUUAUCAGAAACUACGAUGAAGAAGUUGAUGAAGCUAGAGAAAUCACCAAAGAAGAGGCACCACAUUCAUCAAAGAUCAAGAUGGUGGCUGCCCAGUACACAAUUUCUGAAGAGCUGGCACGUGCCGGAACAUUUGGCGUUGUUCAUCGCUGUGUUGAAAACAAGUCCAAGAAGACAUUCAUGGCCAAGUUUAUCAAGAUCAAAGGUACUGAUCAGGAGCUAGUUACUAGGGAAAUUGAGACACUCAAUCUCUCUAAACACAAGAACUUCAUAUACUUACAUGAGUCUUUUGACAGUUUGGAAGAAAUGGUCUUGAUCUAUGAGUUCAUCUCAGGUGUAGACAUCUUUGAACGACUUGGCACAGGCAACUUUGAGCUCUCAGAACUGGAGAUUGUUAGAUACCUGAGACAGGUGUGCUCAGCUCUGAAGUUCUUGCACAAACUCAACUAUGCUCAUUUUGAAAUCAAACCUGACAACAUUGUCUACACCACAAGAAAGAGCACAAAUAUCAAAAUUAUUGAAAUGGGCCAGGCUAGAUUACUGACUCCUGGAGAAAAUAUCCGAAUCAAUUUCACUGCACCAGAGUAUUGUGCACCUGAAGUCCACCGUCAUGGACUUGUCAGCACUGCAACUGACAUGUGGUCAGUUGGUGUACUAACAUAUGUGCUCCUUAGUGGACUUAACCCCUUUGCAGCAGAAUCAACCACAAAAAUGAUUGAGAAUAUCUCAAAUGCAGAGUACAUCUUCGACAGUGAGGCUUUCAAAGAGACCAGCCUCGAAGGUAUGGACUUCUGUGACAGACUUCUUUGUAAAGAUCUGAAGAAACGUAUGACUGCUCAUGAAGCUCUGGAACAUCCUUGGCUUAGAUUGAAGCUGGAGCACCUCAGCAAAAAAACUAUCAAGACAUUGAGACACAGAAGAUACUACCAGACGUUGGUGAAGAAAGAGAGAGAGACAAUUGUCUCAUCAGCUCGCGUUGCUUUCGGUGGUGGCUUCAGAAGUUACAGAGGUUAUGCAGUUGGCAAAGUCAAGAUUGCGCACCCUACAGAAGGUCUGAGAGCCGGUCCAGUCAUGCAUGGAUCUUCAGAGGAGGGUGGACAUGUCAGAUUUGUUUGCAACAUUGAACAUUAUGAUGAAACCACAAAAGCAACUUGGUACUUUGGCACCCGCCAGUUAACAGCAAGUCACAAAUAUGAAAUCAGCUACAUCAAUGGAGUUGCUAGCAUCUACGUCAAGGAAAUUGAAACAUCUGACGAUGGUGUCUACAGAUGCAAAGUCAUCAGUCAGGAUGGUGAAGAUAAUGCCUAUGGAGAACUCUUUGUUGAAACUGUGAGAUGCUACCGUGAACACUUCAUUGGACGCUCACUCACAAAGAAGAGGAAGCUUGAUAAGCAAAGACUUAUGCAGAGACCACCAGACUUCACUCUGCCUCUGUACAACCGCGCUGCUUACAUCGGUGAAGAUGUUCGUUUCGGUGUAACCAUAACAGUGCACCCAGAGCCAACAGUAACUUGGCUGAAGGCUGGUCAGAAAAUCAAACGAGAUGAUAAGAAGUACACUUUCAUUAGUGACAAGGGUCUUUAUCAAUUGAUGAUCCACAAUCUUGACCUUGAUGACGAUGCUGAAUAUACUGUUAUGGCCCACAACAAGUUUGGUGAAGACAGUUGCACAGCACGUCUUACAGUGACACCUCACCCUGUUAGUGAAGACACCAUGAGGCCAAUGUUCAAGCGGCUGUUGGCUAACGUGGAGUGUGUAGAGGGCCAUAGUGUCCGCUUUGACUUGAGAGUCUCGGGAACACCUGCACCAAUCUUGAAGUGGGAGAAGGAUGGCAGGCCACUGGAAUUCAACCAACAAAUCACAGUUGUUCAAGAGGAUGUAGACUAUCACGUUCUGCAUGUCAGAGAAACUCUUGUUGAGGAUUCAGGUCUUUACAAAGUUACCGCAACAAACUGUGUUGGAUCAGUGAGUUGCCAGGCUACACUGAAGGUGGACCGCAUUACAUACAAGAGGAGAGAAUAUAAGAGUGAGGUGGAACAACAGAAAUAUGUUCAACAACAAAUUGACAAGACACUGAAAAUGGCGCAACGCCUUUCCACCACUGAAGUUACUGGACUCAACCCAGCGGCUCAAGAGGCUUUGAAACACGCUGCAGACAUAUACAAGCCGGCAGUGAGCACCAAACACUGUGAGGGCGAAUUUGAUAUCACAGAAGAAAAACCAUUUGUACAUAUCGAGGAAAGGAAACUUCGCAUGCCAUAUGAAAUUCCUGAGUCACGUGUCCAUGAUGCAAGUGCUCUGGAUGAAGACCUGUUGAUUAAACACUUUGUACCUUUGUCUGACAUGAAGUGGUACAAGAAACUUAGAGAUCAGUAUGAAAUGCCUGAGCGGAUGGAGAAGAUUGUACAGAAGAGACAGAAACGAAUUCGUCUCUCCAGGUGGGAGCAAUUCUAUGUCAUGCCCCUUCCUAGAAUUACUGACCAGUACAGGCCAAGAUGGCGUAUCCCGAAGCUCACGCAAGAUGACUUGGAAACAGUAAGACCAGCAAGACGGUCACCUUCUCUUGGAUCCGAGGCAUCCUUCAGGUCAAGAAGAUGCUCCCUUUGUGAUAUGAGUGAUGAAGAGCUUCUGCAGCCCAUUGAUGAUUACCUGUCAAUGAAGAAAACUGAACAAGAAAGGCUCCAACUUGAGGAGGAGCUUGAACUUGGCUUCUCUGCCUCCCCACAAGGCAGCCCUGUCCGGUUCGAGUUGUCUGCUCUGCGUCAUAAAGAAAGUAAACAUUUAGCAAGAAGAGAAGUAUCACAAGUAACCGAGCACAAGAUCAAGAGAACAACAGUUUCACAGUUCUUGAGGAGGAGAAGAUCACUGUCUCCUACAUACAUUGAGCUGAUGCGCCCUGUUUCUGAGCUUAUAAGAACUCCUCGCCCACGUCCUCUGGAGCCAGAGGAGAUCAUCGAAAGGAGAUCCCCCACCCCUGAGAGGACGCGUCCACGCUCCCCCAGCCCCCCAGCUUCAGCUGAGAGAUCCUCCCGCUCAUCCUCAAGAUUUGAGAGGUCAGCCAGAUUUGACAUCAUGUCCAGAUACGAGUCAAGAAAGGCUGCACUGAAAUCUGAGCGCAAGUACCAGACGGUGACCCAAACACCCUUUAGCCUCGACCACGCCCCACGUGUGACUGUGAGAAUGCGUUCCCAUCGUGUCCCAUGUGGUCAGAAUACGAAGUUCACUCUGAAUGUCCAAGCGAAGCCUGUUGCUGAGAUCCAGUGGUUUCAUAACGGACAACUGAUUCAAGAAAGUGAGAAGUUACGCUUCACAAACAUGAGUGGAGUGCUGUCUAUACAGAUCCGUGAUUGUCAGGCAGAGGACAGUGGCACGUAUCGUGCUGUUUGUUCAAACUCAAAGGGAGAAGCGUCCGACUAUGGUAUCCUUGAUGUUUCUGGAGGUGAAUUCUCCACAUAUACAUCACGUCGUAAAGAUGAGGAUGCUCCACAACCAUUUGUUCCUGAUAUCACAAAGACAGACCAUUACCACAUAUCAUCCUUCAAGGCAGCUUCCUCCUCAGCAACACAUAUGGAAGUGAAAGAAAGUAUAUCAAAGUUAACUGAAUCACGUGAAACAUAUGACAGAUAUGAUUCAUCUGAACGAUUUAUUUCUGCAUCUGAAAAAUAUGCUGCGGCUAUGGAGGCGUCAGAAGUUGAGCAAGUGUCUGUUCAUAAAGUUAAGUCAACUCUGGCAGCCAGAAUACUGACUAAACCACAGUCUGCAACAGUCAAUGAAGGAGAGACUGCUCGAUUCACUUGCGACAUUGAUGGCGAACCAGCACCAAGUGUUACAUGGUUGCAUGAGGGACGAGUAAUUGUGUCCUCUCAUCGUCUUAUGGUAUCUACCACGCAGUACAAGUCUACGUUUGAAAUUUCCUCUGUACAAUCGUCUGAUGAAGGCAGCUACACACUGCUGGUUGAGAAUGCUGAGGGAAGACAAGAGACUCAGUUUAGUCUGACCAUUUUCCGAGCAAUUGUCGAAGAGGAGUCUCAUGAACCAAUCACCUCGCCUCCAAGGGUGAAGUCCCCUCCACCAGUCAAGUCUCCUGAACCAAUCACCUCGCCUCCAAAGGUGAAGUCCCCUCCUCCUGUCAAGUCUCAUGAACCAAUCACCUCGCCUCCAAGGGUGAAGUCCCCUCCCCCAGUCAAGUCUCCUGAACCAAUCACCUCGCCUCCAAGAAUUAUCCACCAACUCACAGCCAAAGCCUCAGAAGACACAGUGAGAAUGUCCUGUGUAUCUGAAAGCAGCGUGAGAGAAGUUGUGUGGUACAGGAAUGGAUUGAAACUGACACAGAGCAGCCACUAUGAGUUCCAUAUGUCUGUGGAUGGACAUUGUUCUCUCAUUAUCCAUGACCUCUCUGAGAACGACCAGGGAGAAUACUCUUGUGAGCUCAUUGCAGAAGGAGGAGUCUCUACUAAAUCUUCAUUCUCAUUUGUUGGCCAAGUGUUCCAAUCCAUCUACACUAAAGUCACAGCUUAUGUGCAGCAGCACAUGGCCAUGAAAGUGAAAACUGAACAGGUAUCAAUGAGUCAAAAAGAGGCAUCUAUGGCUUUAGCCUCCCAUACAAGUUCAGAGCAGGUUGUUAAGAAAGACAUCCAUGGAGGAGCUCAGAUGAUGAUGAUGGGGGAGAGUGCUGCUCUUAGCAGCAUGAAGGAAAGCUUCUCUUCCCAAUCAGUCCACAUGGCUUCUUCAUCUUCUAUGCAUCAGGAGACAUCUUUCAGCAGUUCCAGUAUGGCCAGUAUGUCUAGCAUGGCUGCCAUGGCUGCUGAAAUGCAGAUGGAAACCAUGUCUCUAUCUAGCAUGUCUUCCAUGACAUCUUCCCAUGCCAUGAGCUCCAGCAGUAUGACGGAAAUGAUGAGUCACUCCCACCUAGAGGGGUCCUCCAUGAGAUCUAUUGCACAGGGUAUGCUAGGUGCGACAGGGGCACCAAGAAUCGAAGCUCUCCCAGAGGACAUCACCAUUGAACUUGGAAAGGUUCUCACCGUGGCCUGUGCUUUCUCCGGAGAGCCCACCCCUAACAUCGAAUGGUCCCGCGGUGGAAGAACGCUGCCCAGUGAGGAGCAUGGCGGUAGGUUCCACAUCGAGACCUCAGAGGACCUCACUACACUCAUCAUCACCAGUGUGAAAAAAGAGGAUGCUGGAGCAUACACACUCAAACUGUACAACGACUUUGGAUCUGACACUGCAACAGUAACUAUAAGCAUUCGAUCAUAAAAAACAGUUAAUAUCAUUUAUAUCCUCCCCCUUCCCUACUUUAAUGCCUUUUUAUGUAUUAAUUGAACAAAAAAUAAUCUUACUUGAUAAAGACCUUGAUUUCUGUUAUUGUAAAUAUGAACUAUUUUUAUACCAAACUUGACAUUAAUUUAUGCCAAACUAGACUAAAGUCUAAAGUUGUUAUAAAAUGUGCCAUAUUGGAUAAUUAUGACUUAGGAUUUUUCAUCCAUUUUUUCUGUGACAUGUACAUAAUGUAUAUAGCCGAAUUUAACGGUUAUGGAAAAUGUAUGAAUUGUUAUUUAUGACAAUAUUAACUGAAACAAAUGAAACUGAAAUGUUUAAAAGGAGAAAGUUUCACAUGAAACGAAUACCCUGUUAAACCUGAAACUAAACUCUGUGCCUCAACAAAAAGUUGAUGUCUUAAGAUUGCCUCAACAGGUAGAGAGGCUCCCUGUUGAAGUUGACUAAAUCAGAGAGAUGAGCUGUUAGACACUGUAUGUUAUUACCUGCAGUGUUAUUAUCAAACUCCUAUGAAUUGUAACAUGAUCAUAAGACCCUGAGUGCUGUUUGCAUAAACCCUCAUGUAAGCAGGACAACUAGGCCUUGUGUUCUGGACUGACUAUGUCAUAACCACCAUUUAAAUGACAUGUUCAACGUGCAAGCGGCCUGCACUUGAGCUGAAAUAAUUUUUUUGUGCUCUGUUUCUGGCAAAUGACUGCUUAAUUGAUUUUCCGAACAUCAUCAACCUGGCCAUAAAAAAUUGAAAGUCAACCCUGCACUUUUUUUGCAGAAGCAGAGCCAUCUCUUGGAGGUUUGCUUGUGUGCCUUAUUUUUGUGUGUUAGCUUUAGAAUUUCACCAGUUCAGUUGUCAGGCAAACAUCAAGCAAGUGUACCACAGUGACACCACCUGCUGUGUUAAAAGAAAACAAAAUGUAUUAGCUGUUCUGCCCUGCACUUUUGUUUGAUUUAAAUUAGAAUUAUAUAAUAAUAUGCAACCUCCCUGAGUUUAGUAUUGAUUUAAUAAAGCAUGAUAU
This is a messenger RNA of Oncorhynchus masou masou (cherry salmon), 95454 nucleotides long. RefSeq names its product titin, tandem duplicate 2 (gene ttn.2). Gene Ontology annotation, biological process: protein phosphorylation. Lineage: Eukaryota; Metazoa; Chordata; Actinopteri; Salmoniformes; Salmonidae. The transcript has 239 exons. Bases 1202 to 94420 code for a protein of 31072 amino acids. The record is from RefSeq and is a predicted model, not a curated record. Gene Ontology annotation, molecular function: protein kinase activity; ATP binding; protein binding.